GCCUCAGCAUCUCACAACCACCAGCAGCAUUGACAGUGAGCGAAGAGACUCUGUUUUCACACACGGCACGGAGUAGAGCCAGCUCUGACGCACAAACACAUCAAAACACACACACAUAUACACACACACACACAUGCACAAGAGGAAAACGGGAGAUAGACGCAGGCUCCAGCUGUAGCAUGUCCAUCGGCUGCAGUCAGACAUGUAGGAGGAGGAGGAGGAGGUGCUCUGAUCGCUGUUCCAUGUCCGUUUCACUCCUCUAAGCACCUCCCAUCCCCCCCGAACACUCGCUCCCUGGCUCUGCGGCUGCCGAGGGGUUGGCUGGAAUGACCCGCGAGAGUGGGAGACACAAGGAGAUGCGCUAGACAGGGCUGCCAGCCAGGAGGACUCUCUGAUCCCUGGUCUCCUCUCCUCUUCUCCAGGCUGAUAUACAAGGCAGACCUCUGAUCUGCCCCACAGAUGCAUGCCCAUAUAGGAGGGCAUUGCUGUGCAGACCGAGGGUCUCCAUCAAUCACAGCCACAGAUAAGAGGACCACCACAGAGACACACAGGUAAGAGGCUCCACAGCUGGGCUGGAAUACCACUUAUAUCGAUUUCACAUGGUGUGAAGAAAUCGGCUAUGUGUCGACUGAGGUGAACAUGAUUUUCCUUCUUUAAACCACUGCCAUGUCCAUCUUUUGGUUUCAAUAUGUUGGGACUACUAUGCUGUGUGUGCCUUAUUUGCGCUUGCCUGCUGUACUGCUGUGCUGCAUGGUCAUUGAUUAAAGAGAGAUGGGUCUGUGGAUGAACACUGUGGCAGCAUGAUAAUGGAAUAUGUCUCCUGGAGGACAUGGUCCGAUAUCCAUCAGAUGUCUGGGGAAUGUCGAAGCGGAUAAAAAAGGUUCAAGAGGGAGGUAUCAAGAGCAAAGAGAGGGGGGGAAAGGCAGAUAGAGGGACUGAAAGUAAUUGGCAUUUCACAUAAUUCAUGUGAGAGCCAUAUUCAGUGAGCUCCGGCUGUUUUCCUACUAUUCAGUGUUGCUUUUCCCCUGUGCUUCAUUUGAAAUUCAUACAUUCACCCCACACUCCACAAUUGGCCAGUUUUUAAAUGAGAGUCUUUAGGCUGUUUUUCACCGGGUGUCAGGAUAGCUGAGAGGGUUUGUGUUAAAGAAAUGCGAUGGCGGAGUUUGAAAAAAAAAAAAAAAAGGGUGCAUACUGGAGAGCAGGAAGAGCCCAUGGGGGUAAGGGUUGGUGCUCUCCCAAUCAAAGCAGGAUGGAAGUUGGGGUGGAAGCCCUGGAAAAGAGAGGGAGCUGUGACCCGAGCGAAAGAUUCAGAGUGUCAGCCAGAAAAAUGAAGGUUGGAGCUGUGGGAUGUUUGGAUGAUGUGGGUGAAAUUGAACAUUGACAAUCUAGAGAUGAAAUGUUGCUGUUAUUUCAGGGGCUGAGACUUUUCUGAAAAAAAGUGGAGAGGCCUGUUUUUAGGCACAGAAAUUCAAGUUAACCCACUCCAAUCUGCAAGUCCAUUGGUUAUCAUUUGACAACACGCUUUUUGAAGUUAUGGUCAACUUUUGAGGUCUUCCAGCGUCGUCUAAAGAAAGUCCUACAUGAUUCUUAGCUAUGUUGUUUACAAUGUGACUGGCUGCUCAAUAUGCUUUUCUGCAGUUUUCAAUUUAUCGACAUGCAUUAGAGCUAAAUUGAUGUUAGAUGGCUGACAUUUAGGUUUCAACUGUUUUGAGCUACAGACUCACUGUGUUCUCGCACACAGCCAAAGCUCACCACAAAUUCUGACUGACAAAACAACUAAUACUACCAAUGGCAACAACAAGAUUUCGUAUACCAAAUCCUGGCCCCUGCUGACAUGUUAUAUGCAGAAACUGUAAGCAGAAAUGACGUUAAAGCCUCAGUACAUGACUCUAAUCUGGUCACAGUAGCCUUUCUUUUUUGUUGAUGUCAAUGGCAGUUGCAGCAGAGAGAUUGGCCUGUGGUGGAUGUGCUUAUUCAGAGGUGCCUGUGGCUGAGAGAGAUGAGCUGUCUGGUGCCGUUGCAUGGAGCAUACAUCACUGAAGCCAGAGCUGUGGACCCAGGAGGAAUCAACAGAAGGAGAGCCAUUACUAAGAUGACCAAGCUUCUCUGAUCUGAUCAUAUGAACGAGCAAGUUAUGGAGACACUGGACAGGAGGCAAAUUGAGGGGAUGAGACAGGUGGAGCACAGAGAGCCAGGCCAGGCAGUCAGACAAGGAGAGAGAGCACUCUCUUCAAAGCCGUGAUUAAUUCUAGAGGCGGUGCAUUCAGCAUAUGCCAGAAAAUAUCAAUAUUUUCCAUUAUACGGCGUGUAUGAGAGUGGAUGCCGGCUGAUUUAGAGGUUGAUUUUAAAAGCAUUCUGCAGCAUCCACAGUAUGUGGAUGCCACUCAGUGUGACAGUAGUUGGGAUGCUGGUUGAUGGAGUGGAGGUCUGUGGUUGAUUGGGUGUUUUUUUGCUGAAAAUUCAUGUGUAGGUUGACUGUGGGAGUUUUCAUGGCACAAAGUGUACCCACAGUCAUCCCUGGGCUGAAUAAAAAAGUUUUCAGCUAACUUUAACUCUUGGAAAGACAUUUGGUCAUAGUUAUUUCAGUUUUCUAAAUAUCUGAAGUGCAAUUAAGAGCCCAAUACAGUCCUAAAUUUGUUAUCUUGUCCAUUAUUUAUUUAUUUAUUUUACACACAGCUGCGAUUUUACCCUCUCUGUCAACUUCUGCUUAGUCAUUAGAGAGAGCACAACAGCCUCAAGGAUGCAGGGUAAAACAAAUUAACACAACUCAUGGUGCAGCUCAUACCCAAGUACACCAUCAGAUAGAGACAAUCACAAUAUGGCCAAAAAUGAGACGUUCAACAAGGCAACCACAGGGACAAAGGAGCAGGCCUGGACAUGCCUUUAAAAUCCAAUCAACACCCCAGUACCGAGGUCUGACAUACAUGGAAGGAGGGGUGCUUGGCACAUGAUUGCAGCUCUGCAGAGGAACAUAAAAGCACAUCGUAACAACAGACUUGGCACUCGAUGAAGCAUUCAGAUUGCAUUAUUACAAUGGAGAAUAUUUAAACAAAAUGAAACAAUGAACAUUAUUUCAGCGGCUCUAUGAGCUGGAGUCUAAAAAUAAAACUUUUUCAUCUUCCUUAAAUUUCAUUCUUACAAGCAAAUCAGCUGCUUAAUCAGUGCUGACCUGACAAGACAUGUACUUAACUGGACCAGCUUAUGCGUACUACAGUAUCUGGCCUUUCGACACCAGCAAGAGUUCCCUCUAGUUCUGUAAAUAGGGGGUUGGACCCUCCAUGGAUCAGACUUGGUUGUCCAGCACAUCUCAGAAAUGCUUGAUUCAAGGGACUUUGGAGAUCAGGCCAUUUUCUUCCAUUACUUCAUUGUCUAGUUCACAUGCUCAUGUGUGCCCAUUUUAGACUCUUUCAGUGGACAGGAGUUAGCAUUGACAUCUUGACUAGACUGUGAAGCCCCUCUAUUCAUGAAACUGCGACAGACUAUGUGCUAUGACACCUUCCUGUCAGCAUUAAAAAGCAUUAGCUCUCACAGCCAUUUGAACUCCAGAAGCUCUUUUGUUGAGCUCAUGCCCACCUUGUACAUCGGUGAGCCACUCGACAGCUCUUAAUGAUCCGAGUCCCUAUCGAGUCUUUUCUGUUGUUUGGGGUUUUCACACUUAAGAACUGUCAGUGUAUACGCUUCUUUUUUUGUUGUUUGUUUGUUUUGUUAUUGGGGAAUAGAUUACUGUAUUUAGAACAAAUGCUGUAUUUUUUCAAUACUGGCUUGUUGGAAAAUGUUGGUUUGAAUAGUGUAUAAUGAGAUGUUUAACAGGUGGUAAUUCCAUCUGUACUAUGCACUUUAUAUUGCUGUACGAACAGAAACAAGGAAAUUAUACACAUUUUGGGGCCUAAAAACAUAUUUCUUGUUUCUGGACAGACAUUGGAACAAAUCAUGAGAACAUUAUUUACCUUCUUUUAAUUCUUGUUUCAAUGACUCGACCUUGAACACCUCACUUUGUGGUCGUAUACCAGCUUAGUUAUUGGUUAACUAGCUUUUAUGCUGCUGGUUUCAAUAUAUACUUUAAUGUUGAACUUUGGAUUCUGAUAUUUGAGGAAAGGAACUUAAUAUGAUGCAUAAUGUUGAUGUGCUUGGCUGUAGAGGUUGUGGUUUCCCCCUUCAAGAAAUUGUUUAGCAACAUAAAUUGCAUUAUGCUUCAUCCCUUUCUUAUUUUAAUUAUGAUAAUUAUGAUUAUAUGUAGCCACACUUUGGACCUCUUUAUAUGGUCAGCCAUCUUUGCAAGCACAUUGAGGCUUAAAUAAUGGUAUAUUUAUACACCAUUAUUUCAUAAGUCCCUCAAGACUUGACAACAAACUCAAUGAGGUCAAACAUGACCAAUUUAAAGGUUUUAAAAACAUGCAGAACAAGGUUUAACUGGAAAAGAGUCUUUAUGUCCAUCCCUAUAAAUCACUGCAGACCAAGAGCUACUGUUUCAGAGACUGUGUCAAUUGGUUCUUGGUCUAGUCAAAGCUGUUCAUAUCCUUACUUUCAGCCAUUUUCCUGCUUCAACUUGAGGGAAAAAUGUUGACCUGCUGUGUAUCAUAUUCAAUCUACUUAGAGGUGCCAAAGGAUAAUCAAUGAUAUCUGCUUCACUGAACAGUAGUUAUGACUUUAUGACAGAUCAGUGUACAUUAAGACCAUUUACAUCUAAAAACCAUCACACACAUUUUUAUAAAUAUUACUUUAACAUCAUGGUCAUACAAUAUUGAACUUCAAUAGCUAUACCAAGUAGAAAUCAUUUUCUCUCUUGUAGAGUAAUAGCUGAAAUCAAUGUUGGCAUGGAAAGAGGUGGAAUAUGAACUUUGAUUUUAUCGCAGUAAAAUGAACAUGCGAUCCCACCCUCUUACAUGACAGGGAAAUUGCCCUCUUGAUGAGCACGAUGUUGCUAAAAUUGGUGGCUAAAGACAGAAGACUUUUGUCAACUGACAACCAUAGGCCACAAUAUAUAAAAAACUUUAUUGAGUUACCAUGGAAACAGUGACAAUAGCAGCGGAUAGAUGGACAGACAGACAGACAGACAGACAGACAGACAGACAGACAGACAGACAGACAGACAGACAGACAGACAGACAGAUAGAUAGAUAGAUAGAUAGAUAGAUAGAUAGAUAGAUAGAUAGAUUCUAUCUAAGUAGUAUUUUAUAACACAUAUGAACUCACAGAACAUUUCAACAAUACCCUCUUAGAAAACUGUAGCCGAGAUCUCUCUUUCUCUCUCCCUCUCCAUCUUGUGGUCACCCCUGACAACCAGUUGUUUCUGCUGCUGUAUGUAGAGGCCUACCUGGCUAAGCUGAAGGCCAUACCUAACAUGCAAAUGAGAGGGGGAAAAAAACAAAACACAACAACAAAUCCCUCCCAGGACAACGGCGCAGUAAUAAACUGGCAGUGUUACUGGGGCGAUAAAUAUCUGAGUAACAACAUGCAUAUUAAUUGGUCUUUUGUGCCAGCCCAUUUCGGAGAAUCGCGUUAGAGCUUUGCAGAGGAGCAGUGCAGUGUGAAGUCAUCUCCUAAGUUGGCGGGCAUCCCAAACUAUCAGCUGGGAAAAAGAAGACAAAACACUUUCAGGAAAUGUAAAAAUAAAACCUCAAUUCUAACACUGGAUUAUAACAUACUAUGGUGGUGUUGUGACUUACAUACAUUUGUUACUCUACAGAGGAAGUUUGUUCCCAGAAUCUUUUAAGCUGCAUAGCAGAAUGACAUUUUGGCUUAAGAGCGAAGUCAGCCCAGAGGCUUGUGGACAUAAGGUGCUAUUUAAUUGAAAUAGUAUGUCCCUUAGGAGAUGGACUGCAAUGCCAUGGUUCCUUGACUUUCUAUUUACUGUCACUCCAAAAUUUCUACUUUGUACAAAUGAUGUUGGGCUGAAAAACCACACCAAUUCAAGCUAUACUAAAGGUUUUGACAAAUGUUGGCGUGUCAAAAAGAGAUGCAUGGCAGAUAUCAUACUUCAAAACUGCUAUUAGUUUUGUUUCAUUGUUGUUGGCAUGUAAGCUUGCCAACAUCCUUUGACUCCCACAUCCAACAAACCUCCAGAGCUGUUUUUUUUUUUUUUUUUUUUUUCACCUGCGCUAUAGAGCAAAAAUCUGACACGUCCUGUCUCAGAACCACACAGAAAAUCUAGUCCAUGCAUUUGUCACCUCCAGGUUGCAUUACUGUUAAUCUCUUUUCAUCAGGCUGCCCUAACAAGUUUUAAAGACUCCUCAGUGUAUCUCUCCUGUAUUAGCCUCUCUACGCCGGCUUCCUAUUAAAUUAAGGGUAGAAUUUAAAAUUCUUCCCCAGACCUGAAACAGACAGUAACAAACUAAUGUGGGUGAUAGUUAACACACUUAACAUUUCACUGAGGUUUAUAACUUUAGAUAACUUUUGAACUCUGGAUAGUUAUCACUCAGUAAUUGGUAGUGGAUUUUUUUUUUUUCAGAAGGGCAAAAUGUUUUGGAGCAAAGGUGAGAGCUGAAUGUUUUCAAAAGGUGGGAUUUUUUUGUUGUUGUUUUGUUCGCUGUUAUUAAUAUUCUUCACAUUGUGGCAUUUGGAGCUAAAUGAAACAAACUGUUCCAAUUGCUGUCUGCUCUGGCUGCUAAUCUCUAAUACAGCUUCUUCUGCAAAAGCUUGCCACACCUGUAGGUCAACAAGAUUAAGCUUCUUGGUAAACUCUUUGUCUCCUUGGACAAGCAGCAUUAUUUACGUGAUUAACAUUGUGAUGUUAAAGUAGAUAACAGUAGAUAUAUGGAAUAUAUGUUACAAAGUUAGUUUGAUUGCAUUACACAGCUUACUGGAUGGCAUGCAUGUGGUUACUUUUUGGGAUACUGCUGAGGCAUAUUUAGAGUUUGCCCAAAUUCUGUGUACUUGAAUAUAUGCUUGAUGUUGGUCUCACAUACUGAAAAGAGAAUCUUUACUUUGAUCACUAAGGCCAUAGGUUUAAGUUCCUUUGAUAUAUCUUGCCUGUAAUCAUUUGCGUUCUCUGAUAUAUAUAUAUAUAUAUAUAUAUAUAUAUAUAUAUAUAUAUAUAUAUUUUUUUUUUUAUUUUUUUUUAAAUAAUUAUUAUUUUUAUUAUUUUUUUCAUUUUGGGCUAAAAAUACUUUAUCAUCCCACGUUAAGGGUGCAUACACACACAGAAGGUAAUGUUUGAAUAAAUUAACUUCAACAGCCAUGAAAUGAGGUCUCUUUAGAACUUUUAGAAGUUUUAAGGCCAAAAAACACUGGCUCCACAGCGACAGUUAUGAAAAUGCUUGGGGUCAUGCGUCAUUUGGGAAAUGUGUACAGUCUUAAGGGAGGGUAUUUGCAUUUUUUAUCUCACACGCACGUUUAUAAUUUUGCACAUGAAUAUGUAUACUUAACACAUCUAAAUACAUAGAGAUUCACAGAGUAAAAUCACAAUCAUUAAUGGUUGGAUGAUGUUGAUGACUUUUAUGUUUGUUUCAAAGGGAACAAACUUAGCCAAGAGCUACAAAGCUAAUUACAUUAUUAACCCUUUAUUGCAUGUUCUCUCUGUCGCUGUUGUGCUUCAUUGGCUGUUUUAAAAGUACAAAGCAUAUUAUGUGCUGGCAAAAAACACCCUAAUCUGGUUUAUCUGAGAGUACGUGUUUGCAGCCACGUAGGAAACAGAUGCCUGCGAUGUUAGAGUACAUUCAUGCGGCACCACAUUUCUCUUUCCUUAGGAUAAGGGGUAAUUUGGUGGGUUUUUCAGGUUCUCAUUUCUCAACAGCAAAAAAACAAGGACAUUUAAUGUGCAAUAGAUUUGUGUGGCAUUGCAAAAACUCCAUUCUCCAGGUGAGGACAGUUUUAGAAAAAUAGCCAAGGGGUAGAGAGCUGCACAGAGAGGUAGAAACGGUGGGCAGAGAUGUUGCUGCAGCAGGAGGAGUGAGGUAGACCAAACUGAAGUGCUAUCAGGAGUUUUUCUUCAUGUCCACACGUGAGAAAACCCAGAAUGAAGUAAAUCUUUCAGUACAGUAGGUCUUUCACAGAGGACAGGGAAGGGUAUUUGAAAACAGAAAGAGAUAUUUACUCAAUAUUUCAAAAGAAUUUAAUGGAUUUCUCUUACUCCCUCUCUCACCCUGACCCUCCACCUCUCUCUUUUUCUGGUCCUGCUCUGUGGUUUUUCUCUCUUUCUCUAAGGUUCAUAUGAAGAACAAAUACAGCGAAAAAAAAUAAUCUAUUAUAAGCCUGCAUUUUACCAUAGGUGUCAAAAUGAAUGUAUUCCCUUAAUCCUUUUUGGUGAUAAUUUUCCUUAUAAUUAUUCUUUAUUGAAUUUACUUCCAGGAGUUUUGAAGCCCAUGAUGACUUUUGACUUGAAGAUGUAGGUCUUUACCCAUAAGCCACUUUGCAGCUACAAUCUUUUAUGCUGUGAGAUUUAAUGGAAAACCUGUUAUCUUUUCCCAUUUAUACCUCCAUCCCCCAUUACCGAGUGCCCAUUUCAGAUCUACUUUGGACAAAAAGUGAGCCACCUGUCUUGGGAUGAAAUGCAGAAAAUGAAAAAGAGUCUGAUCAAGAUGAAAAAUAAGCGAUAUAUUCCAGCAGUCUGACGCAAGUCAGAGAAACAGAUAGAGACAGGAAAAGAGACACAUGUAAAGAUUUGGAGUUUAAGAUGAUUGAUUCCUCCUCUCUGCAAAGAAAACAAUCUGCCAGAAGUUUCUGGACGUACAUUUUGACAGUUUAUUUUAAGCAUUUUGAGAGGAGGUUUAGAAACGGAAUAAAUAUCUUUCACUGACAUCCAACACAAAUACAAAUCAAAUUUACUCAUUUCACGCAAGAUUUCUUCAGGUGAUUUUUCACUUGUCUCACAGGUGGCAGCUCAGCACCAAGAAUGCGCAUAAGUGAGUGUUAACAACCUGUCACUAGAUGAAUAGUUUCACUCCUGAAUCUGAUCCGGUUCUAUGAAGUGGAAACACCACAUCAGCACCUUUUUCAUGUAUCUUUAAACGGCGGCCCUCAUCGUUACCGGCCCUUGCCGGCCCGUCUGCUUGACUCACAAGGCAUCACUUUUAAUAAAUUUUCAGAAGUCUGGAGUAAAAAUAAAAAACAAGAUUUUCUGUCUGGUUUGGUAGCUCAAUACUGUUGGUCUUUGAGCUGUUCAUGAGAUAGAGAUCAGUGUGGAGGAGAUCAAACAGAUACAGUAUCUGUUACAUAAACAGCAGCAGCAGCGUGCAGAAAGAUGAGCAGAGGAGUUUCGCAGCAGAUAGUGUUCUAAAUUUAAACAAUACAACCCGCUGCUCUCAGACAAAAUUGAACCAUUUAAAGUGUAAUACCCGAUAAUGUGUACAAACACUGCGACUGCUUAAUCUUAUUUUUCAUACACUGAGAUAACAUUUCAUUAAUUUCAGUGCAGAACAAUUGAUCAUAGCAUCACACACUCUUAUCUUCAAACUGUGCCCUGCACUGUGGACCGAUUGACUUCAUAGAUCCUAAAUAGUGUUAUUUUCAAACUACCAUGCAGAUUUCCUGUGAUUCACAAAAAGUGGAAAAACAGAAUCAAAUAUGAUAAUGUUCAGCUGUUAGUAUUCAUGUGGCAUACUCCCAGUAGAGACUGAGUUUAGGGAACAAAAUCGAUUUCUCAAAUAGCUCAAAGGUAGUUAGCACCCAAUUUCACAUUAUAUUGCACAACUGCCCUUGAUUAAUGGGGAUUUGAACACAAUGCAUUAGCUCCUAGUACCGUAAAUUAGCCAGGCCAACAUGCUGGGUUCAAAGAUGUGCUUGUUAUUUCAUUAUAUCUUUAUUUUUUUAUCUUUUAUUCAUGCCCACAUUUGUAACAAAUAAAAACUUUGUACGCAAGACCCCAACAAUACCAGUGAGAUUAUCCUCACAAAAGCCAGACUGACUUCCUGUGUGCAUUCACUUGCAUCAUACAUCGCAAGUCUAGACUUGAUGAGAGUGACAUUCAAUCUUUCACACUUUUUUUUUCAUUUUUAUCAGAACGAUACAAAUAAUAAGGGAAAUAUGUAAUAAUGAUAGUUCCUUUAGUAUCAGGUAUUACCUUGCUUUCUUAUCCAUCACCCUUGACUCUGAUUGGUCGAAACCCUUGAACAACAGUUGUUUAUUCUAAAUAGCAAAAGCAAUGCCAGGGACAUCUAGAUCAUUUUACUAUUUCUUUGUAGUCUUAUUUUAAAUUUUGAUGCAGUCCAUCUAACUGUUAAAAUAAAAAGAAAGGGACAAAAGCAGAUUCAUGGACACUUUUACUGAAAUAAUGAGAGGUACUGUUUUGUCCACAGGAUGUGCAAAAAUGAGCAAAACCAAAAGAUCUGCAUAGUAGCUUUAAAGAAUUGGGGGGAAAAAAAAGGCUUUUAAGACUUUUGUCAAGUAUAUAUAUAUAUAUAUAUAUAUAUAUAUAUAUAUAUAUAUAUAUAUAUUUACGAGACUGAAGUCAUAAUAAAAAAAAUAAGAGCAUAAAGUCACAGUAAAUAUUACAAGAAUAAAGUCCUAAGAAAAUAAAGCUUAAAUGUUAUGAGCUUGAAGUCACAUUCUAAUUAAGUCUUAGCUUUGGUUCACAGUGAGCAGUCAGCUGCCUCUACCAAAAUGAGGAACAUGGAGUGUCUCGGUAAAUUGUACUUCAUGUUUUGGUUCAUCUGCAACAAAUUGUUUCAUGUAUCAGGACCCUGAAAAAAAAAAAACUGCACAAAAAGCUGAGACAUGUGGCAUCCUCUGCAAAGCAGCAUUAUGUUACUUAUUGUUGACUAAAUUUGAGACGUGAUCCUGAUGUUAAUCUUGUUAUGUAACAUUACAACUUAAUUCUGAUAAUAAAAUGACUUUGAAAAAGUGUCCUCUAAAUGUCUGUAAUGUCAGCAUGUCUGUAAAAUUUCAUAGCAUUUCUUCAGCUUCUUGAUUCUGAUAAAAAAAGAGUGGAACCUACAAUAAUUGCUGCUAACUUAACAACAUGUUGAGAAUUCUGCCCUCUUAUGAAGUACAACAUUGCCUUAAAAAAAGAGCAGCUAAUAAAAGGGAGGACUUGGGAAAUCUCUCCUGGUAUAUAUAAUUUCUUGGAGUAAAUAAGUUUGAGGAUUUAUCUCCAUCUCCUGUUUCUGUCUUUCUGUGGAGAUUUGCAAAGGGAUCUGAUGUUCUUUGAUGUGCACGCUGCUCCCCCCUGAAGCAGUGCAAACCAAAGUAGAAAAAAAAUCCCUUUCUUAUAAUACAGGGUUUGACUUCAAAAGGUUUAAGAAAAAUGAAACUCUUUGACAUACAGCCAGUGUUUACAGGCGCUGUGUGAGUGUGUAUGGCUGAAAUGCUGCACAAAAACAGCUGUGUAAACCCACUUUGAAUGCAAUUAUUUGAAAUGUUACUAAAAUAAGGAAACAGAUGAAUUAAGUCAAAUUUUCAAACCUGUCAGAUUGGUGCUAAACAAUCACAUUGCAUUUAUUAUUAUUUUUAUUUAUCUUUAUUUUUUUUAAUCAAAACUAGUGGUCGUAGUCUUUCACUGAUUCAAUCUUCAAAAGUAUUUGUGUAUCUAUCUGUGUUAGAUUAUAGAAUCUACAUUUACAGUUUGGACAAUCAUCUACACUACAGUGUGAUUAACUUUCACACUGAUACAGAAUCAAAUAUUUAUGAUGAAUUAUUCAAAUCUGUAAACAGAAUAAAUUAAUUACAUUAGUUUCAUGCUUUAUACACAGAGAGUCAUAGUAUACUGUAGAUUAUGAGUUGCCUGACUGAUGAAAAAUGGACAAAGAAAAGACUAUCAGAAAACCUGCUCUGUGUGGAUUUAAGAGUGAGAUUCAAGGCAGGGAAGCAAGACAUGAUGCUGAAAAGACAAUUCAGACAUUACCAUGUACUGUUUACCACAUAAUCAAGAUGGCAGGUGAAGCAGACUCUGACUUUCCAAGACAGCCUUUGUCUUCAUGACAACACUCCAUGUAUUCAGAAUAAAAAUGAAAGUCCAGAGAGGAACACAAAGUAGUUUUGUUUCAUGCAUGAAAAUUGCAACGGUUAACAUAACCCCUGCAGACCCUUUCAGAGUGAACUCUCCUGAAUAAUAAUUGCUGUGUUUAUGUGCUGUCUCACCCUGACUUUGUGUAGAGAUUAUAUAGGGGGCUAGAGGCAGAGUUCACAUCAGGAAGUCCCAGGAGUUUGGUGCAUGUGUGCAUUUUUUUUUCAAUCAGUCUUUGCCAGCUGUUGAUUAAAAAAACAUGUUUCAGCCUCCUCACAUUAUCUGCAUUGCUACAUGUAUGCAAUAUUUAUUCAUGUGGCUACAGAGCUCUACUGAGUCAAACACGAAUACGAAUUCAAUUUUCUGCUAAUUUAUCUAGCAAAGGCUGUGUAAUUCCCCUACAGAUGAUGGGGCAUUCUUGCAGAAAGCCCCUCUAGAUCCUGCUGUCAACACAACAUAUCUGUACAAACACAAGUUACGACUCGGACAAAGAGCUUAGAUUAACGGCUGAAUGUUACUCUGUCAGUUUGGGUUUGAGUCACAGAGCCCUCUCAUAUUGCUAAAUUGUUUUGAAAACCACACACACAAACACAGAUGCACAACACACACAUAGGGUUUGUAUUCGUACUUAGACUGUUUCAAGGGUUGUAGCUCUCAGCCUACAGGUCUGUUCGCACACAUGCUGUGUGCAUGUGCUUAAAUGUGUGUAAUCAUACAUGAGCAUUCACAGCUAGAGCAACCUACGACUAGUUUAAAGUGAAUGUUCCUUACCCCCUCUCAUGCAUGCUGACAAACAUGCAAACACACUGUGAUUGCGUGGGGGUACAUUCGAUCUCUUCAGAGAGACCUGAUUUGAAUUUUUAAUGGAUUUAGACUCUUUGAGGAAAAAAAAGAGAAAAGAAGUGGCUACACUGAAAGCAUACAACCUCUUUUUCCUGCAAAUUUCUGCAACCCCAGGGGAAAGAUGCAGUCCAAUAUGAACAUUUAAUGUAAUUGGACGCACUAAACCUGGUAUUUUGUAGAACAUGCCACGCAUGAAUGACUCAUUUUGUCUGAAACCAAAGCAAGCUCUUAGUUAUUCCUCCCCAAACUUUUAGCAUGCUAUCUCAUUCAGAGCUCAAACAGUAGUCUAAGUCAACAAAGAGAUGGUUUGGGCUACUUUUUCCAUUACUGACCUCAGAGUUUUAACAAAGGUCCUUUACAAUAUGAUACAGUUAGAUACCUAUAAGCAGGUAAAGUACUGCAGUGAUUGUUAAACCGUGAGGAUCAUUAAACUGCAAAUCAGAGUUGCAAACUAAAAAAUUGAUAUGAAUAAAAACGAGGAGAACAGGAUUUAACAAGAAUGUUUGCUUGCUGAAUUACAAGAGAAGAUAAAAUAUGAGGAGACACUCAGUGCCAUAUAAAUCUGAAUAAAUAACACAUCAACAUUAUUUUAAAAAAGGCCAUUACGCCAUUGUAGUGUAAGUGCCAUUAUACUGGACUUAUUUCUACACUUCAUUUUUGUAAAGUUGAAAUGAAAACCUUGACAGAAGAGUGGAGAAGUAUUCCUCCCCUCCUCAGACUGCCCAUAAAAUAGGCUAUAUCUUAAAGAUGAUUCUCUAUUAUAUAUGAUUUCCCUUUCAUGUACAUGCAGGUCACAAAGGAUCCUCAAAAUGAUGCUGAAGUUUUAGUAAAUUAAAGUCUUCUUAUUACCACUAUUUUUUGAUAUGUCAGUCAACUCAGCGGUGGGUGACAGUACUGCCGACUGAUGAAAACCCUUUUAAUUCCUGUGUUUAUCUUUUUGGACUAGAAACUUGGUGCAGAGUUGACAUCAUGUAGCUUCUAUUACCCAACAUUAGUCAGUCAGCCACAGGCCGCAGAAAGCAACAUCUUCUUUUCUGUGAUGUUGCGAGUCACUGAAAGAACAAAGAUGAGCUCAAAGACCACAGACACGAAAACGAAAGAGCAAAUGCAACCUUUUUAUAAAAGAAACAACAUUCAGAUGAGAACAAAACCAUCUGAAAGGAGCCGGCUCAGAUCCGUGGCUUGAUUGUCCCUUAAGGUCUAAAAAUACUCCUACAGUUACAGCCUACUGAGAGAAAAACUUAGCUCCACAUCUUAACAGGAUGAACAAGGAGAAGGAAAGAUUUUUUGCUGACAUUCAUACCAGUAUCUUGAUACUGCUGUGAUAAAUGAUGUUACGACUCCAAUGCCAUUAUCUGUUAAACCAAAGUUUACACCUCUUGAAAGCCACCCCUCACUGAUGACAGUAUUUUUUUAUAUGGGAUAGAAUUUGCUGGAGUUAUGAGCUAGACUUUGGUAUGGGAAGUGUUGUUUCCAGUUGUAGUGCAAGGAGCAAUAUCACCUAGACUUUAAAGAAAAGUUGUCUUUAUUCAGCUGAGCAGUUUUUGGUAAGAAAGGGGCAGAACCAUAGACUGUAUAUAGUAUGGACAACGUGGUUCCACCUCCUGUCAUUGUACGAAUUUGAAGCUUUCUGUAAUUCCAGGAUUUUCUCCAUGCCCAAAAAAGGCAUUUGUGCUGCAGUGUUCAGCAGAACAGUCCCAGAGGUGACACUCUGUCGAAACAGCAUGGCUCCCAGAUGUCCUACACAAUCUUUAUACGCCCAUGGGCUGUAUCAAGUGUCAGUCAUAGAAAACAUAAACCCCUAAUAACUUUUAAAAAUGGAGCUGCACUGAAAAAAGAGGACUUGAGCACUAACCAGUCUGAGAGUAACUACAUGUCAAUCAGGGCUGGGCAAUAUGGCCUCAAAUCAAUAUCACGAUAUAUUCAGCAGUUCACCUUGAUAAUGAUAAAUGGAUGAUAACAACUUCACAAGCUGCACUGGAUGGGGUGGAGUCACGUCUCUGAUGUAGGACAGCAUCUUAAAGGGACAUGAGAACAUAGCCUACCUACACACAUCCAAAACCAACUUUGAUUUUAUCAUUUUUUAACACCAAAUAUCCCAAUAUGGGCACAAUGACGUCGGUUAUUGUUGUAAAUUGCUGUAUCGGUAAAUUUUCGGUUAUAUGUGGCAACCAGGAGAGAGAAAAAUGUAAAUAAGGUGUGAUUCAUUUUUGAAGUUUGUCCACAGCUCUAUUUAUUUUGCUGUUGGAGGCAGGGUUUAUGACAUGUACUGCAACCAGUCACCAGAGGGUGCUGUUCUUGCAGAAGCUUCUCACAGCGAGGAGGCAGAUGACGUCCAUAUUAUAUACAGUCUAUGAUGAGAAAGGGGCAGAACACAAUCAGAUGUAAUGCAAUCGUCAAACACAUCAGCAACCACCUAAAGAUGCUAAAGAUUUAAAUGGACAUCUGCUUUCACAUGCAUCUUACAACCAGCUGUUGCCUGAAGAUGUCACUGACUCACACAAAGGGUGUACAUGAGAGCUGACAUCUCAACCAGGAGCUCUUUAAGUUCACCAGAAGUCCCAUGAAACAGCCUAGAGCAUAUUGAUUUCAGAUGAUCAACAAUGAAGUCCAUGGAUGGCUUAUGUGAGGUACAAGCCUCAAAUUCACACACAAAUAAUGGUAUAUGAUGAAUAAAUGCAACUGCUAGAAAACUUGGCUUCAUAUACUGCAAUAAAGAUGCACACGAACACGAGAGUCUAACAGUGUGUCUAACAGGUUUAAGGGCAAUCCUCUCUUGAUACUUUCAAACCCCUGACAUUAGCUGCCCGUUGUGUCCCAGCUGGAUGUCUUUAUGUUGGUAUUUAAAGAUACAGAGUCAUUGAUCUUGCUCAGAAAUCUAAUGCUCCCAACUGAUUGUGGUCCGCACAGCUGAGGGCCAAUCCUGAGAUGAAACUCUUGUCCGGUUAAUUAAUGGUCUGCAGGUAAUGUGGGCGACCCGGUCUCCAGAAGGACUGGAGUGCAUUCUCCUGAGAUAGAUUGUCGUGUAAUAAAGGGCACUUAGACCACCUGCCAGGAGACCAGAUCCAUGAUUAAAAAUCACUAAGAGUUCCUUGGUUUCAUCACAAACAUGUGAUCGAAGUACAUUUGCAUCCAAAUGGAGUGAAAACAAGGAUAUGUUGAAUCACAGGGAAGGACAUGUUUGCUUAUGAUCUCAGUGCUGAUGAUGAGGUGUCGUCCUGUGUGAAGGGCAGCAGUGAUAAAGUUUGCUUUGCCUGGCAUAUUUUCAUUCAGUGGUGGUCUCUGAGGUGAAAAGCUGGGAUUCAGACAAAUCCUUUGCUAAUGGCCUGUCAUUCCUCUUGGGAACAAAAAACCCUGGCUCGGUAAAUUACACUGCAUGUCUCCCUAACAAACAUGCUGACAACACACCAUACGACAAAAAAAAAAAAAAUGGAGCAAGAAUAAUGCACGUACUAAUGAGAAAGAGAGGUCGAGAUAAGACAAUUUUCGUGCAAAAGGCCUGUUGGGAUUUGUGCAUAUCGAGCCUCCAUUUGAAUGAGUAAACUAUAAUCAGUUUCCAGUUUGCUGCAGCUACACACAGAUGAAUGCCCCACCAUUUAAUUUUUGGCUAAAGUCGUUUCAUCGAGCUGUGGUGCACAAUCACAGCUGCUGAUCUGCAGCUUUUUGUCCUCUUUCCAAGAAACAAAAUGGGAUUUAUUAUAAAUGUUACCAGAGACAGCACUGUGUUGCUGUAAAGCCGUUCUGUAAUGAAAUGGAAACAAAUUAAAAACAGAGAAUAUUCAGAUUCAUCUGAAGGUGAAAACUACAUCGGGGGAAGUUUGGCAAUGGUGAAAUUCUUCACAAUGAACAGUCUUUAGUCUGACAAAUUCACGAAGAUUCUCUGACAUGUAAGUUUGUUUUUGUUUUUGUAACAGUCUGCAGUUCAGUCAACAUCCGAUUAUACAGUAUUUAUAUGUUGAAUGCCUCCCACAUCCGACUGGAAGGAAAAAUAUGUUAAUGUCACCCCAGUUUGUCUGUGAGCUGUUCAGCCUCUGCUCGAGGAAUCUGUUAGAAAUAUGGAGGUGGAGGACAGUAUCAGCCUACAAGGAGAUGGUGAAGGAUACUGUAGGAUGAAGGAUGUAACCUGAUUUACCGCUUUCAUUUUUCUGUUCUGUGGAUUUCUUAUAAAUCAGAAACUUUUAAUAUGCAAAGGUUUAAAUCUAUGUCAUACAUUUAAACUCCCAAUUUAAGCACUAAACAUUACAUUUUAAUUUGGUACAUUGCAUGCCACAUCAUAUGCUAGCCCAUAUAUGCCAGUAAAAAAUAAAUCAGUGAAGAUAAAGCCCUGAUGACACAAAAUCCAAAUGUUUAGUCAUUAUUAUGAAUAAUAGGUCAAUAUCAUCUGUCCAAUAAGUGUGAAAUUUCAGCUGAAUGCAGGUGAUCAAUGGAGAAAUGUUAUUAAGGGGGUGGAAUAUAUUGAAACAAAUAUACUGCAGCUGGUUUUAUGAGAAGUAUUGAAUUACUAUGUUUUGACCGACAACUACAAACUGUAAUAUAAAGGAUUUAAGCCGUCAGCGUGUACUUCUCUUUGGAGCUUCACCUCUCUAACAGCAGAUAAUGCCACCCCCCUCACGCCACCCUUCACAUGCGUCUUUGUACUAGGAGAGGAGAAAGGAGGGUAAAGAGAGGGCAAAAAGAAGAGAAGAUUUGAUCUAAGUUUAUGAGUGUUCAGAGAGGCUGCUCAUACCAAGUAUCAGCACGUGGUUUUCAAGUGAUUACUGAGCUUUGAGUGCAAGUGUUUAUACUUUGCAUCAACCUUGAUCACUUACGAUCUCAAUUUCCCGCUGUACAUGCAAAUCAACGUGAGGCCUCAUUCACUUUUAUUAGAUUUUACCAAACACUGAAUGAUGAUAAAUGUUUUUGCCAACUCAGGUUGAAGGCUGCACUCGCAUGCUGCUUAGUCAGCAGAGAGAAGCGUGGGAUCACAAUCUGGAGUGAUGGUAAAUUUCAGGUCUUACAUUUCUUUGGUUUAUCUUUGAAUUGAGUGUCUGAAAACAUCCACAUGUAUGCCCAGCAUUAAUAACCUCUAGUUACUGCUUAUUGUUUAGCUCUCCUCCAAUCAUUUAUAUCACACGGAUGCAUUGGUCAUGUUUUAAACCAGGGUGUGCACUAAAUUAAAGGACACAUCAGUCCAGAGCAGAGCAUGAAAAACAGAUGGAUUAGAUUAAUAUCUGCUUGUCUCCUCUCAUUAAUAUGAAACACACAACUUCUCUUCAGCUCUGCUGCAUAGACUACAUUGCCACAUGUUGAAUUGAAAAAUACAGUAUUUGAUUUACAUUUUCCACAAGAUGUAGUUGAAAAUGAUCAGGGGCUGUGUUUACUGAUGCUGUUUUUUGUCCCUUUUUCUAUUCAAACUAGAUGCAGCUCAGCAUUUCCAGCCUAAAACACAGGGAUAUACUAAAAUCAUUAUACAGGUGUCUUUUAAUGUAUCAACAGGUUAAAAUAAAUGAGUGAUCCAGAGGAGAUUUCAAAAUAAAGAUAUGUAUUGAGUAUCACAAUAGAUCCUAAAAAUAUACUACAGGUAUUAACUAUUGGCGAUAUCGCCCAGCCCUAGAUAUUAUGCUUUCUUAUAAAAGUGUGAAAAAUCUUACCAUAAUAAAUGAGAACACAACAACUAUUUAAUGAAGUAAUGGAGGUAAAGUUGUGAUGUCACUACACUGUCCAUUUAGAUGGAUAUUUUAAUGCUCUCAGUUCAUUUCAGAGAGCUGUAAUAGCGUCUUGGGAUGACGACUGUUGUGAAUUGGCGCUAUAUGAAUAAAAUUUGAUUGAUUGAUUGAUUGAUUGAAUGAUUAAUAGCUGAACAUUCAAAAGGAAAAUCUGAACUGCUGUAGAUACCAUGUUUUAUUGAGUACAACUGAAAGCUCCAGGAUCAAUAUCGUACAGCUUGUGUUGGGAUGUUUUUUUCACCAUUUGUCUUUUCAUUCUGCCAAGUGACCUCUGCUAAAUCCCUCCUACACUGUGAGUGUGCCUGUGUUUUCAACCUGAUCCAUCUGUCUGUCUGUUUGAAUACCUAAGCAGCAACUUCAACCACGUUUGUGUUUUGUUACCAUGACAACAAACUUCCAGUUACAUUGCUGAGGACAUGUCGAUAACAAUUGUUAGUUAUACACCUUCUGUCAUACGAUUGGGCACAGUUGGCUCCAUCUGAGCCAUUCUUGUGUUAAUGAUGUAGUCUGAAAGGAGAUAAUUUGAUGGUCUGGUAACAUCUGAGGUGGGUUUGGACGAUGGUGUCGGGGGUGUUUGGAAAUUGGAAGAUCAUUUCUUGCUCAUGACAAAAACACAUUUACUCCAAAUGUGGAGUUAAAAUGGAAGGGCAGUUCUUUUAUCGGUCAUUGCCAAAACAUUGCUUUGACUGCCCAUCUGCUGUUGUGAUAUUAGAGACAGUCAUUUAAAAUGAAUAUAAUCUAAACAAACUGAUUACAAAUCUCAGUGCAGAAACAGAGCAGGAGGACAUAUGAAACAGGCUAAUCACGGAGCAUGAAAGAACGUAUUAAUCUCUGGUCUAAUAUGUAGAGGUGGCAUAUCUUGUUAAUUGCAUACUACUGGCACUUUUGUAUGCAAUCUAUCAAGUGCCAUCUCUCAUGCUGUAUAAAUCAUUUACUCCAUGUAUCCACAUUACGCUCCCUGUCAAAACACGUCUCCCUAUCCAGACUUUCUUAUUGCAGCUGAUGACUUCAUAAAUCUUUUUGGCAAUUUGACGAGCCAGCAGCACAUGUGGUGAGCCCCUCUUUUGCCAAAUGUCUCACUGGCCAAAGGAGCUCCUUCUGGGUACGGGCUGGAAUCUUUCUCACACUCAGUUAGUGGCCGAGGCUGAUGACUGUCUGUGUUUAAGGGCUCAUCAGGCUGUCAGACAGUAAAUCAGCCCUGCAGGAGGCCUCUGGCGGAGAUACAUGUCACAGACAGCUUAUCAUACUUUAUAUCCUUUCCACAGACUCGCCUCUUGCAGGAUUAGUUUGCAUUAUAAACAUGAGUAUGUGCAUGAAGACAGCUGGGGUUUAUUCUCUGUGUUGUGCUUCUCACAGCAGCUCCUGACAAAAAAAAAAAAAAAAAGUAAUUUUGAUUGCUGAUGGUGUAGGAACACACUGCACACUUUCCAUCCAGGGGGAACACUUUUAGCUCUUCAGAAAAAGGCUGCAUGAUUACUUUGAACGCAGCUCCUCCGGUAGUCUUUUGUCGUAGCAUCGGGGAGAAACUGACACACAUUUCCUUGUGUUUCUGCAGGUUCUGAUGUGUAUUUGCAAUCAGUUUGUGCCUCUGCUUGAAUCCGUGUGUGUGCCUGUGUGCCUGUGUGCUAAGUGGAUUGCUUUCAGAGCAGGAUGCGAGAGCCUGGUAGGACAAAAGCGUGCAGCUUCAGACAGACAGAUGUUCCUCUUCAGAUAGCGAUCUCAGCACAGAACAUGGCUACGAGAACAAAGCUGUCUCCUGCGAUUAUUCUCCCUCUGCAGCCUGAACCUGGGGAAUACUUUGUGCAUGGUACAGUCGAGACCCAGCUGAUUGGAGUUAAAUGAUUAAUGCAUUUAUGACAGUUUCUAUUUUUACAUCCACCACAGAGGAUGUUUGAAGUUGAUGGGGGGAAAAAUCCAAGCAUGCGUACUAUCUUAUUUGCCUUGUUUUUGCUGUGAAUUUCAAAGCACUCUGGGAUAAGAUAGCAGGGAUAUGGCAGCUGGCAGAGUACAAGCUGUUUUUGAACAGAAGAAACUUCAGAGCCACAUUUAAUCUCCACCUUCUUACCGAAACCAUCCCCAGCAGCUGGGAUAGGAGGACCUGAGUGGGUUAUUACCAAAAGCAAGGGGCAAGGAUAUGACUGCAUCUCACAAAGAAGCCAGAGCCCAGUUGUCCUAAAUCUAACUGAAGUGGUACCAGUAUGAAUAAAGUAAACACACACACGCACACAAAAGAGAGCAAACUCACACAGAGAGCUCAGCGUUCAUCAUUCUGUGACUGACAGCUUCAGGGCCUUUAAGAGUAAAAGCUCUUUUUCUGAUAACUUGAAGGGGAAAAGGUGAGGGAUUAAUAUCUUUUUGAGUUCUGCUCAUGAGUGGCUGCCAUGCUCCCAGUGAUGCAUGGUGGAGGUAGUCCUAAUAUGACUAAGAGCCCGAGGUUUGGAGCCCCAGUUGAAGCUGCACGACUAAGCUGUGAUGGAAAUUCUCAGAGCACAGGAAAUCUUAUUGAGUGGGGAAAACACAUUUAUGAGAGAAUGUGCUCAACACGCCAAAACUAAACUAUUGUCCCAAAGAAAAUACCCUGUACACUAGUCUUCGAGGCAGGUUUUAGACAAGAAUACUGACUGUGACUUCCUUUUUAAUCAGAAUAAUCCAAUAUGCACUCAAAACGGAAAUUGGUUUACAAGCUAAUACCAGUAUUUUUUUAUCUGUAUGUCAAGAGGCAAGUGAUACAUCACAGGAGAUAGUGUUUUUAAUUAAAUUCAAUAAAAACGUAAUUUACUUUGGGCUUUUCCCAUUAGCUGGAUGUCCAGUUCUGCCAAUGUCCAUUACAGUUUAGUAAUUGUUCAGGGUGAAAUGUGCAGAGUGGUGUAGUAAAAACCAUCUGAAAGUGUUCAAAGUUUGGAGCAGGUUUCUUGUAGCACAUUCAUCUCAACUGACAACUGAAAGGUUACUUCCAAGGGUGUAUUAUCAAGAAUAUAUUGCACCACAAAUUUGUUAUUAUUUUUGUAAAACUUGCAGUGUUUCUUUGCCAAACUCUGGGUGGAUUUUAUUGACUUUUAUUUGGUUUCUCUUAUUGUCAAAAUACUCAGAAUCAGAAAUAAGAAUGAGAAAAAAAACACGAUUUGACCAGGUGAAGCAAAGUGCAUUUUUCAAGUACAGUGCUGAAGUCAAACUUGCACAUAACUAUGGAAUUUUCACUCAAUGCUGCAAGUUUUUUCAUUAAAUAAAAAACAAAUUUACUUUUAAUUUUGAAGUACAGACCUCAUUCUCAUUCCCCCCCAAUCUCAUAGUCUUACAUCAGUGGCAAUGUGAACCAAGAAAAACACAGAAGAAGUUGAUUUCAGGAUAAUAUUUUCCUCAGCACAGUCACAAAAGCCAAUCAGAGUUUUCCCACUUCCUGAUCUGUGUCAGAAUUGGUCAAUCUGAGCUCCAUUCUGAAAUGACACAUUGCGUGUUUGUCAUGUAGUUUCUGGACCUAAAGAAUCUGAAUGCAGUCAUUUAACAAACCUGCAUAAUGAUGCUAUUUUGUUGUUCUUGUAUAUGACGGUAAAAUAAAAAUCCCAGCAAAACCUGUUUAUUUCUGUCCUGACUGCUGUAAUUAUGGGAUCACAGCAGCUGUGUGACAUGGUAAACUGCCACCCACCAGAGACAGAUGUACCCUCAUGCCACAGCUGACAGUGGACACUGGUUUCCAUCCAAGAAACAUCUGCUGUACACUAGAUUCUCUAAAGAACAAACAAAACUAUAUAAAGAAAAAACCUGUUAGUACAUUCAUACUCUGUUUCUCUUGGGAACCACAAGGUUAAACUAGUAAACUGUAUAUAACAACACCUUAAAGUAACUCCUGCACUAACUGUAACAGAAAAAGGUGCAAGAGGCAUUGAUGAAUCAAUGCUAAUAACUUAAAUCAAAUGUAGUAAGAGGCACAGUGCCUGGUGCUGUGUAAAAAGCACUUGAUUUCUAAAGUGCAUUUUGCUGAUGUACUUCUGUGUUUCUUCAAGGACAAAAUGGGAACAGUACAGAGGAAAGAAGUAAGGACUAUUCCAAGAGCUUUGACUGAUAGGAACCCUCUCUUGUUGUUGAUAUUUCCCUGUCUCUAUGUUCUUCUCACUGUACUUAUUGAGAACUGUUUCUUUAUCCUUUAUUGUUUCAGUGAAAAAGUAAUAUUCAGACAGUCUCUUUUAAAACCUUGGCUAUUUGCUGACUGUUGGUUUGGAAGACAAUGACAAUGCAGGUUUUAAUAUAUUGUCUCAACUUUCUUGGAGAAAGUCAGGAUUCAAGAAAAGAAAGGGGAAGAACAGAAAGAUGGACGUGAGAAAGUAAAGAAAGUCAAUGUGACAGACUUGGUGAGCACCAUUGUGUUUGAUGACACCUUGAUAAUUCAACUUUGAUUAUUAUCAUUAUUAACAUUACUACUGAGGAGACAACUUAUUGUAUUCUUUCAACAAAAAUAUUUCAAACACUGAAAUUAUUUUUCUUCUCAACAAUUCUUAGAUUAAAAAAUACACUCUGUACUUGGUGCUUGAAGUGAAUUGGUUAUGACACUUCUUUUAUUUGAGCAUAAUUUAUGAUUAUUUCAGAUCAUUAUUUAUUCAAUAAUGCAUACCUUAGCUUAACCAGACUUCUAUGAAUUGUUUUCAUUACUUGCUACUUCUGCUUUGGAGUCAUCAGAUGAAUUUUCUUUCCUCCAGCGAUGGGGGAAAGCUGACACCUACCCCCUUUCCUGGGUUUGUGUUGUUUUGCGGGUAGUUUGUUUAGGGAUGUUGUCUUACUGAUACAUGCAGCAUCCCAAUGGUUAAUGGUAGAGCAAAAGCUUAUUAAAUGAAGCUCAAGUUACAAUUUGACUGAGCAACUACACUUGUAUUGGAGUAAUAUUUGACCAAAAAUAUCUUUAUUUUGACUCUAGUACAAAAGUUGUGAAAUUUUUCCACCACUUUAAAUGACAUUACCAGUAGUAGUGAUAGAUUUUAAGUAUUUAAACCAUGUGUUGUCACCAUUAAAAUGUUAUUUUAACUGAAAAAGAUGACAUUGAAGUUGUCCUUCAGCACAUUUCUCAUCAGUCUCUUGAUCAAUCCCUGGUUCAAUGAUGCAAAACUUUAGCGCUCUUUUGUUUUACUCUUUAUAUGACUUCCCCUACCACUGCCUUAGCUGAUUUAGUGCACAUGCCAUUCAUUAAUGUUCUUUCUGUAGUUUAAAGCACACGCUGGUUAAGAACAAUCUACAAUAUCAUGAAAAAUGCUCACUUGACGCAAACCGCACAACCCGAGUGGCACCCUUCAACCACUUGCUGCACACUGUUGCUGAAUGAGACAGCACAUGAACACGCGUGACGGUAAACAAAGAUACGUGUUCGCCGUAGGCUGAAGACGGAUCUGUUAUUAAGAAUAAGUACUAAAUAACAAAUAACAAAGCAUUCAUUGAUAAACAAGCCCGAGUCCUCCGAGUCCCAACACAACCAGAGCAAAAGUCAGAGUCUGGACUCGAGUCAGACUUGAGUCGGAGUCCUGGACUCGAGUACUACAACACUGCGAGAGAUUAGAUAAUCCAUGUAGUGUAUGUUCUAUAUGGGGCUUGGGUGUUUUUUUUCAUGAUAGAUGUCAAAAAAAAGUCUUGAAAAUGUAUGAGCCAAGAUGUCUAUAUUUUUCAUGUUGUCACUUAAGUGUUCCCUUUUAAAGUCAGGUAUAUCAGCUCAGGGAACACAGCACUGACAGGCCAAGAUUUGUAGUCACCACUGGGACUCUGGAGGAAAAGGGCAACUCUGACAUAUUGAUGCAGAGUGAGGGCAUGACCUGUUGUGCUGUCACUAAUCAAUGUUCACCUCAACCUUCAACGUCACCUCAACAGUCAACACCUCCUGCAAAGACAGAUCUCCCGUGUACCAAAACAAUCUGACAGCAUUUCAGCUGGGUGGAAAAUUUCUUACUCUGCCUUCCUCUGUUGAAGGAGAGGUGAUCUUGAGUGCUCCAUUGCAGGCACUCUUUAAUGGGCCGGGUGUUAUUGUGCUACGUAAAGCAUGACGUUAAAGAUGUGUGAAGAGAAUGCUGAGGAGGCAAAAGGAAAUGAUGCACAACUAAACCUCUUCCUCACUACCCAUGAGCCCCUCCCUUUUCUGCACUGUAAAUUUAUGGUUCCUGCUGAAUGCAAGCUGAGCUGUUCUGCAUAUUACCCAUCAUGCCCCUGGAGAGGGCUAUAGAUCACAGGAUUGCUCAUUGGCUUGAGACUAAAUGCACUGUACAGUUAAAAGGAAGAUAAGACGGAGUGGGCUCCAGCGUUAUACAUUUUUUCUACCUGAGGAGGCAAGACAACCUUCGAUAUCUGGUUAGAGUAAAUCAGGGGGAAAAAAAAGUGGAUUAUAAAUUCAUAUCUCACAGCUGAUCAAGGGUUUACUUUAGGCCCCGCAAUGAAAGACAGCUACAAAAAACCUAUUUGAACAUGCUGUGUCAGUAUAUAAUCCAUCACACGUUUGCAUUAGCCUGAUCUGCUGUUUCACUUCAGAAAACUGUGCAAAAGUAGAUUAAAAAAACACUUCGGUCAAAGGCACAGAGAAAGUACACCUACAUUUGGAGAGCAGAAACUUGUUUCCAGUCAAACAUACAGAGCUAAUCUUCUCAUAAAACCUCUGUAACAGUUUUUGACUAAACCAGAGCGACAUACAAAUACAGCUACGGCACAGUGAGGAUUAGAAGUUAUCCCUUAGCGUUAAAUCUGGGCUUCUUUCAAAACUCAUGCUAAUGGUCGGGCUCUCUCACUUGAAACCAUUUCAUUUCUGAUGGAGAGCGGCUCUCUUUGAGUCAUUAAGUCCUCUCAGUAAAUCAGUACAUGAAGAUCUCUUCAGAGUUAUCAGUCAGGAUACAUCAUCUUGUUGAGAUGAGAAUAAUUUUCCUGAAAUGGAACGCAAAGGCGUUUCAGUACAGUGUUGUAUCAGUGCUGUCUUGUAGAUUUCAGUCCUUGCAACAUCUACUUACUUUAUACUUUGUAAUAAAAAUUGUUUUAAGGAUCAUUAGGGAAUUGUUAUUUUAUGUAUUACAUUAACUAAAAUUAUAAAUCAAUAAGCUGUUAACUUUUGUAUUAGGGUAAAGAAUGAAAAAAAGAGAUAAUUGUGUUUCAUCAAGUCAAGUGGUGCUAUUUUUUGUCUUUCCUAGUUCAAGCAUGCCAACAGAAGUAGAUUCUGUCGACAUGAGGGACUGAGAUGAAAGUAUGGUUGGAGAAUAAAGCAAGAGUGCCUCACUGUUUGUUUCAGAGCUUACCACAACAAGCUAUUAUUGGGAUCCCCUUCAGAAACAGCACUUAUGUGUUCCUCACUACCCAGGUGUGUUCAAUACCUCAUUCUGAUUGGUCAAAAUGCCAUUAUUAUAUUGAUUCUCCACAAAAGUAGCAUCAGGGACAACUCGAUCAUACGCUUUGCAUCAAAUCCAUCUGAGGAAGUGAGUUCUGGCACAUUAUACCUUUACUUGUUGGACACUGGAUGGAUAUGUUGAGUGUUUUACACCUAGAUCUUUUCAGGAGCGGUUUCCUUCUUGGCUCUGAUUGUUUGCUAAAGAGGUUGUCUCAGCUCGCUUUCAGACAAACCUCCAGAAGUUUGUUUGCAGGGAAAAUGCAAUCAAACCAUGGCUUUGUGGUUAAAGCCUGCUCCCCGUGUGCAGAACCUGUAGCCCUCAUCACAGAGUUUGCUGUUUCAGCUCCUGCACAACCAUCCCCUGCAUCUUCUCCCCAUCCCUCCUCUCCACACAUCUCCUGUCUCUCUUCAGCUGUCCUAUCAGUUGCAGAUGCUUGACUCCAGUGGUAGGUGAGGAAGUUGAUAUAAAAAUAGCAACAGGCUAAUGCUAUUCACCAUCUCCAUCAAAUUCAACAUGAGCAGAAGGGCUACAUAAGAGGACUCAACAUCAUUUGCAAGUUUAGUCCAGGAAUUAUGUCCAACUUAUCAUAUAAACAAUCCUUCUCGUCACUGGAACCUGCACUUAUCCCAGGCUUGUUUCAUACUUUUACAUGCUGCUGUCUGAGUUUCUUUACUUUCAGGUGACUCUUCAGCAGAGUGAAAGCCCCUCCUAUUCACACAUUGACCCACAUGCCUGUAAACCUCUGUAUGGAGUGGUGUUGAGCAUUUAUAUGUUCAUCAAAUAUGCUCAUCCAUCUAAAUAUCAAUGAGGCAUUUAAUCUCCGCACUGCUUCAAUUUAACCCACAACUCAAUUUCUGGUGGGUUGACUCGUUGGUGUUAGAUGGGAAUCUUGGGUCUAGCUUCCCCAAAGACAAACCCAUAGACGUGGCAUUUGUAUAGCCACACACAGUAAGAAAAGAAGGGUUUGCUAAUGCAAAAGUAGAGACUUGCAGUCAUCUGUGCAUCAACCACUUUGAAAUAAUGCAGUGAACAUAAAACGAGAUCUGACUCCCGAGGGAAAGAUCUAACAGUGUAUCACUUUAUUAUGUAAAUCAGAACAGAGUGAACAAGCUACAGGUGUGAAAGUACUCUUAAAUCCACUUGAAAGUUGGACAACAAUGACAGAUGUGAGAGCGCAUCAAGAAACAUCUCCAAUUGAGGAAACCAAAGAGAGAGGAACUAUUUUUAAGGAUGUAUAAAUAAACCAAUUAAGUCUAAAUAUUAACUUUGGGCCAACUUGUCUUUGACUUUUGUUGAUAGCUAGUUAAUUGACAGAAUAAUGUGAACGGGUGGUUAUGUAAGCAGGAAACCAACAUUUCUCACCUUGUCAGGAUUCUAGAUUACAUUUGCACAUAUUCACUAAAUGUCAUCCCUCUCAUAUAUUUAUCCAGAAUUAUUUUCCUCUGGCAAAUUUUUCUUACACAAAGCAUUUCAAAAUGUUCCCUAACUGUUUUAGAGACCCUCAGUUUUUAAAAGGGAGACUUUUGCAGACUAGAUGGCCUCUGGCUCUCAGUAAGCCUAACCUGUUUCCAUGCUAUGCUUUUUCCAUGUUCCCCUGAGACUUGACUUUUACAGAGUUUACCCGGUGGCCUUUCAGGCAUAAGGUCUUAAGUUCUGGUUUAUGUUACACAGUUAUAAUUGGCUACCUGAUAUUACUCCAGAGAGAUGAACAGUAUGUCAGAGGACUUGUGUUUCCAGUGUGCUGUGAGCCACCCAGAGGUUAUUUGAUUUCAACUACAUUAUUAAUGGUGCAUUCAUGGUCAGUGGAUGGCAGGACUUUGAUGAAUUAAACGUCAAUCAUUGGUUCAUAAGUUCAUCAGUUGAUUGGUUUAAGAACAAAGAAGAGUCAUUAUCAAGCCAAAGUAGAACCGUGUUGUUGCAGACUUGUAAAGUUUCUGCAUCCUCAGCCUCUGUCAUCUGUUUUUCACUGUACUCAGAUUUUGUGAGUCGUUUGGUUAAUUGCUGUGUUUUACGGCUGCUAAUUUAUCAGGUUGUUAAAUGUGGCAUCCUUUGCGAUAUGUAAUUUAUUUUCAGGUCCCAAAUGCUCCUUCAUCUAUUAGGAAACACUUGUCCUACUGUUCUUUUAUUUCAUUCACUUGUUAAUAAAAACUUAAAACUUAAAAACAUGGUACACAUGUAGGAAAGCAAUAUUUCAGCUGCCCAGCUGUGCUGCCUGUCUUACAACAUGGUUCAGGUUUCAGCUAGUACCAACACCUCAGCUAACAAAACCUGAGCUAACACCAUCUAUGGACUACAUAAAAGUUUAGCAAAAGUUGCUUUUGGAUCUGGUCUGUCACUUCUUAAAAUUCCUCCAACCUUUGUUAACUCAGCAGCUGGAUCAGAUUUAGUGGUCUCUUCUGCUUUUAAUUAUACUAGCUGGAUGAAGUGAAUCACAUCAGCAGGGGGGAACUGGGCCCAGACUCUGUGUAAUCUGUGAUCUUUUACUCAUCAAUUGUUUGUCUAUCUGUGACUAUUUGUAAUGUUUCAUUAAAAAGCCAUAACUAUUGUUUAUGACUACAAACAUCACUUAUAUCAGUGUAUGACACACCAGUAACUAGCAUAGGUUCACUGAUUUGAUAGCGUGAUGCUAACUUCAUGGAACUUUGUAUAAGUUUCCUUUUCAGUCAUUCAGAAUGUAACAGAACUGAUCGAUAAUCAGAAAUGACUUCAGCCAUCACCUCCUCUUCUCUUCAACAGUACAUGGAUACUGAUAAAAAAAUAUAUAAAAGAAGGCCUAUGUUUAAAACAUCAGAAACACAGCACUAUAGUGUAUUGAGGUAUGUUGUGUAGAAGUAUCUCUCAUCUAAAAAAAAAAUGCUUUUUUGUGGAGGUGUAAAUUCACCACUUGAUGCUCCUCUGAGGAACUUUCAGUUUGUGUCACCUUGUUGACAAAUAUAUAUAUUUUCUUGUUUCAUUCUGUUGACUUUGAUGGUCAAUGUCAUCAUUUACGGCCAAUAUUUUAUGAGUAAUUUGUUAAUUCAGCUGCUGAGCUGACACCUACCCCCUCGCACCGCUUUUAGGCAUUCAAAACUGCAAUAUAUAAAUAGUCAUUCUUGUUGACAUCAUUAGUAUGAAUUUUAGACAUCAUUAGUAAAUCAGUAAUUUUAGUAAAUUUCAUAACCAUCAAAAAACUCCUCACGGGCCUUUAAACUAUCUAGUAAUUGGCUUUAAGGUCACAUCAGGAAAUCAGAUGGUUAAAUAUUUAUUUGGUAAGUUCAGGGGCAUGUUAAUAAUACGAUUAAAUACGCUUUAAAGGUACACAGUCAUUAAAGUAUUAAUGACUGUCUGGUUAAAGUGAGAGAAAUACUUCAACAUGAUGAAAACUGCUAAAAUAAGGGAGCUGUGUUUUUUACUACAUUAAUAGAGUCAUCUUAGAUUGAUUAAGGAGACAUGUUUUCUGUGUUGCAGACAGAUAAUUGCUUUGACAUAUGGGAUGUAGAGGAAUGAAGAAGAUAACAGUGUCUUUAAGGCAAUUACAGAACAAGAAGUAAAACCUGGGGAAAAUACUGCAAAUGAAACACUCUUAAAAAACGAACAGGAAUUACAUGUUUUACAGUCGAGCAGGUGAGUCCCCCAUCUCAGAACGUACAAAUAUCGCCCCGCAGGUACAGCAGCCUCUAUUACAUAUUUCAUUAAUUCAUACCAUUUUGCACGCUCUCAUCUCUCCAGUAAUAAUAUUGCCUCAUGCUGCAGGGCAGCCAGCGUCCAUCAUGCAUAGUGUCUACACUGAUCUCAGUGUUUCAUGGAACAGCAAGUGCAGUGUGCCCACACACACAUGCAGACACACAAUACAACAAACUCCUCAGAUGUAAUGUGCUGUCCUGGUAAAUUAGGAGCCUUUACCUGUUAAUGAUCUCCUUACAAAACUAUGUACCAUGAACUCAAACAGCCUGAGUAUUAAAACAGCUCAGUAUUAGUCAAACUUAUUAAACCUCACAGUUGAUAUCAUGCAGUAUAAGCAAUGGAGAGAUUAACUUCAUUUUCUGACAGAAUUCCAGUCAUAUGUUUGCAGUAAAAAGCAUUUCUUUGACAAACUUAAGAACAGUGCAUCAGCAGCUGUCUUUCCACACUGUCAGGCUUAGUCGAACACAGUGAAGAACAGGAUGAAUAAUAGUCAUUUUCUCAGCACUGAGUAUUAAAGUGGUGGGGGUGUGGGGGAGUUUUUAGGAUGCUGUUUGACAUUAGAAGAGAAAAGGGGAGAGAAAGACAUGAUUAGUCACAGGUGUUCUGGCUGCUGACGCAAACUCCUCAUGCUGGUCACCGGGUACGUUCAUGUAAAAAAAGGACUCAUUCCAGCGCUGGGAUGAGUGGGCAGUGAAAGAUAGUAUGAUAUAUGCACUUAGGUAAGAGUUGAUUAAAAUAAAAAAUUAACAGUUGUGUUCAGAUUGAAUGGUUCAUGGAGAGUUCCUCUGGCAUUUUCAUUGGGGUUCAUAAACGUGGGGAAUGACUUUGACUCCCUCUCCCUGUAUUUAACCAUGAAAGUGUCUGCUCGGUAUUGAACAUAAUUACAGGUGAAUGUAGCAGGACUCAGUCAGCUGGACAAAAACUACUUCAUAGAGCAAAACAAAAGCAAAGGCCCGUGUUUCUAAAAAUCAAUAAAAGCAAUACCCUUACAGAGUUUUAUUAUAUUAGACCAGGAUUGAUAAUGCAAUGGUCUGAAACAGAAAAAGAACAAGUGCACUUAAACAGGACUGAAUAGUCUGUCUGUGUGAGCGAGCGAUGAGAAAGAACAAGAGCAACCGCAGAGGGUAAUAAUGCAGCUGGAACACAAGUGUUAAAGAAAAUAAUUCAGUUUGCUUUGGAGAGAAAAUGAAGACAUGGUGAUUUUUGCAGGAUUUGUAUCCCUUUUUGGUUGAAUUAGGCUGUAAAAUCUGUCUCAUUUUUCUAACCCAGGUAUGUCACAUCAUUACAAGUUUUUAUAUUUUUAUAUGUUUUUUUUUUUUCUUCCUGAUAACUUUUAAAGCUUGGCAUUUUGGCGUGGCCGUUUAAAGCUUCUCUCUUCCUCUAAACACAUUACAUAAACACAUGUGGAGAAGUGCUUCCUGUGAUACAAUAAGAUAUUAUACGAUAAACUUGUAUUCACCCCAUAGUGGGAAAAUAUGCAGUGUUACAGCAGCAAAGGCAAAAAUAGCAAACAUUUGAGUUAUCUUACCUGAGAAAAAUGUAGGUAUUUGCAACUGUAAAAAAUAUCUAGCCUGUCAGUAUUGCCCAUUUAGGUAGCAUUGAGUUAUUGUCCGUUAGUUGUGCUAAAAUAACUAGACCACUGGGAGCAGGUCUGGUUAAACAGUCUGACAGCAGCAAGAAGGAAGGACUUGCAAUAUCUCUCUGUCUCACACCGUGGGUGAAGAAGACUGUCACUGAAGGAGCUGUCCAGCGCUGUUACAGUGCUCUGCAGGGAGUGGGAAACAUUGUCCAUGAGAGACGAUAGCUUUGCCAUCAACCUCCUGUCCCCCACCACCACUACAGGGUCCAGAGGGCAGCCCAGAACAGAGCUAACCCGUGACCAGUUUGUUCAGUCUGUUCCUGUCUGCAGUUGUGAUGCUACGGCUCCAGCAGACUACUCCAUAGAAGUCAGAUAGAAAUACUGAACUCCUGUUAAACUUGUGGAUGACUUUUUAGUGUUCUUAUUCCUCAGCUCUAAGUCACAAGCACAAAUAAGCUUUCAAUGAUACAUGUUAGAGAAGUUCCUCUUAUACAGAAGCCUGAAGUAGACAUGCAUACACACAUAUCAUAACCACCUAUGACAGCUUUUCUCUGGAGGGUCACAGCUGAAUUCAAAAGUAAAGUGUAAUAACAGAUAGAACAGUAGUGUGCUAAAUUAUUUUAAAAAAAAAUAAAAGGCCAUCUAAAAAAAUUAUAUAUUUAAGGUAGUUUUCAAAAAUAUAUAUAUAUCUUAGUGAAGAUCUGCCAUCCUUGUGAGGAGUGGUGGGGUGGCACUCUAGCGCCCUCUAUUGACUAGCCUUCACCUCUGGUCACUAUGCCACAGUGGCCUACACUAAUGAAGUAACUUAGGUCUAUUUCUGUGGUUGUAUUGUACAUUUAGAAUUCUUGGAGUCAAAGUUAAGACCAAGAUCUGGAUGAGAGGAUGAAAACUCUUCUAAAUUUAUAAUGCAAACAUGUUAUGAUGGAUUGAAUGAUAAAUAAAUAGAUAGAAAGAAUGUAUGAAUGAACUCUUAUUCCUGAUGUAUAGUGCCUCUCUGUAAUGCAGCAGUGGAAGAAUAUUAAGUCUCCACUUAAAUCAAAUACCUGUUGGCUGUGUUUGGCUUUAAUAGAGUAAAAUAUCGUAUAUGCCAUCUUUUAGGAGCAAAACGUGAUUUCACAGGGUUAGUUUACUUGGCUGAAUUCAAGAAGCAGUGAAAUUUGGUUUUAUUACAGAGGGAGACAGUGCUAUAAAGAAAAUAUGGAGCAACAGGGCAGAAGGAGACAAAAAAAGAAGACUGCUGUGUUUCUCCAGGGUUUGAAAACGUCAUUUUUCACGGUCAAAGUCAUGGACAGAACAGAGUACAAACUGCAGCUGAAAGGGACUACAGUAUUAUCAAUCGGAUGUUGUCCAACGGGGCUGAAGAAAGGAGACUAUCAUGGGGAACUGACUGCAAGUUUUGAGAACAUAGAGGGAAAUGCCUUUUCAAGGCAAGCCAGAGUGUAAUACGACGCCAGAAUCUUUCAGAGAAGUUCCGAGAUUUUCAAUCAGAAGUUGCUGCACAUAAAGUUAGAGCACUUUGAAAACUUCUCAUUAUUCCCUGUUGAAAAUGCAGAAUUUAUAACACACGUCACCAGAUACUGUUUGAUGUGAACAUCAUGGUCACAUGCUCCUUUGACUAUGGGACAGUUCCUCAUUGAAGGCAUCUUUCAUCAUUUCAAAGACCCUCACUUGAAACAGCUGCAAUAAUGAAAAACAUUCUGAUCAUAGAUGGCUUUGCAUCGGAUUUCAUCGACCAAAAAUGAAUGUCAGAUCCAAAUAAGCCACAGCCAGAACCCAACACCCACACCUGAAAAUAAUAAUCCAAACUUUUUUUUUGUUUGAUAUCAGGAUACCGUUGGCAAAACUAUGCACACCCCCUGUCUUUUUAAAGUCCAGUUCUCUGGUUUCAUUUUGACAUUUCUCUCAGGACACCAACAAUGGAUGCAGGAUCAGAUAUCAUCCUACAGAUCUAAAAUUUGAAUAUCCAGAGCUCAAAAUAAAGCUGUUUUGCUCCAUUAUGUUUGGAAACAAAAAGCACAUCACAAACUUUAAAUCCCAGGGCGUGCCAGAGACAUCUCUUAUAAAUCACAUUUUAUCCAACUCUGGCAAGGACUCACUUUAAAUCCCCUAAAGCUUGAUUCUGAAGUAGUUUUGAGUCUCAUCAAGCUGCUGGUGGUUGAUUUUAUACGUCUAAAUAAAACAUUCUGCUGAUUAGACAGAAAAACGGCAAGCAGAUUGUUUUUCUCUGUGUAAAAUCAACACUGAUUGUAUGCUUGCUCUUCAAUGGUCGCAUUAAAUAAAGUGUUAAUUUAUUCACAACACAUCUACAGUAGCAGACUAAGCAAAAUACUGAAAGAAGAAUCACACAAAGUUAUCAUGAAGUAAAAUCUGAGCUUAGCUCUAUCCCCGUCAUUUGACUGAAUCCAAAACGGAGCAUGUUGCAGGUGUCUCAAGACAACAGUAAAUUUUGCCAGAUCUCUGAGCAGUGCAGGGAUUUAGAGAUGGGUAAUCGUCCAACAGCAACCUCACCAGCUCCAAAGAGACAGACUGGUUCAUUAUUCUGAGAAAAACUACAUUAAUUAGUUGCCCACCUUCCUGUUGUUCUCCUUAAGGCCUUUUUCCCUCUGUUAUCAUUAGGUAAUCAUGUAUGAUUGUCCUGGGGUGUAAACAUCAAGCUACAAAGUAAAUCAUCAUAAUGAGGCUUGUAAGGUCUGUGCAAUUGGUCCUCCGGGGGAAAGAUUGACUAUAGCUUCUGUAGGAUACUGGUGAGCGGUAUUUGCGUUCUUCUUGAGUGCAUGGUAUUCAAAAGGCUAAUGGAGCUCAUGGUAAGCAGAGAUUACACCAGGGGUGUCCUGUCAGAGCAGCUCAUACAGAGAUCGCUGAGGGCCUCAUCUAAUAUGUGCUGAAGGAGUAGAGAGAAAAACAUGAAAUAUUCUUCCAGCAACUUCGUCAGCUGAGAUGGUAUCUGACAUUUCCUUUUCACAAGGACAUGGGGUUUACAUUUAGUGAUAUUGGAGAGGCUGGGGGCUUUGAAGCUUGUGUGGUGAUCCCAAAAGAGUAACAUCAGUACAUCAUGUCACAAAUGGAGGGAAAAGAUGCCAGAGAUAUAAUUAACUGUUCCCACUUUUUUAUGUAUUACCAUAGACUGUAAAUACUAUGGACAACUUGGUUCCGCGUCCCGCCAGUAUACGGAUUUGAAGCCGAAAAGCCCUCGGUAUUUCCGUGUUUUUCUCCAUUUCCUAAAACCAAAAUUGCGCAGUAGCAUUGUACGCAUUCGGCGGGAGUGUCACCAAGAGUUGCUGUGAUGACGCUCGGCUCAAACAGCGUAUCCCCUGGGUGAGCUACACAAUCUUUGUACACCCAUAGGCUGUAUCAGGUGUCAAUCAUAGAAUAACUUAACUUUUAAAAAUGGAGCUGUACAGAAUAAAAGAUAACUUGAGCACAAACCCGUCUUACUGUAACUACAUGUGAACAUCACAACCAGGGGGAAUCUAUUCUGUUUUUUCUAAAGUUUGUCCACAGCCCCAUAGGGAUUGUUGGAGGAGGCAGGAUUUAUGACCUAUACUGCAGCCCGUCACCACAGGGUGCUGUUCUCAGGGUGGCUUCACCCAGCAAGGAGGCAGACAGCAUCCACUCUAUAUACAGUCUAUGUGUAUUACCUAUUCCUUACAAAGGACUUCUUAAACAUAUACAAUACAAUUUAGAGUAUAAGGCACACUUACCUUUUAAAAUAUUUUGUUCUAGCAUUUUUCCAUCUUAAAAGGAUGCUAUGUCCUAUACAAAAGUGAAACAACUAUAACAGUAUACAAUGCAAAGAGCAUGAUUCUAUUGUCUCGAGGUGUUUUACCCAGAAGAUGGCGCCACACAAGCUUUGUCACAGACAUACACCAAUAUCCCAGUCACCAUAAGUCACUGCAUACUUGACAAGAUUAUGAUUUGUCUCCUUAUUGUAUAUUGCAAGUGCAUUACCUCUGUUAAGUCAUUGAACAGCUGAGACAGAAAGGUUUAAGACACUUUUCUUUUGUUUUCAUAGACAACACCCUGCUCUGAGCACAAACAUGCUUGGACACAGUUAGACAGUUCCCAUGUCGCUGUUGUGACAGAACAAGAUAAACGCCAAAUCAAGUUUAGCUUUGACGGCUGUACUUUUGCUCAAAACUGAUGGUUUGGUCACAAAGUUGCUCCCCCCUCUCCAGCCCUGAUUUAUGUGUGCAAGGACAGAGAGAGAAACAGAGAGAGAGAGAGAUAGUUGUUGCACAAGUGUACACCACUGUGCAAAUGUUUGCUAUUUAUCAUACAGUGACAUUGUGAACAUUAUUGUGAAUUUAUGAGGGCUUCUCCUGCAUAACGGCAACAUUUCAUGACAAUUACUGAAUUGUGUGCAUUGUUGUGCUGAAUUGAUGGACCACCCUCUGUACUGUUAUCAGUCAAAGUGACAGGUGGUCAUCAAAUGUUCCCUCUUUGUUCAAUACAUUUUCUCAAAGGCAGAAAACAUCCUGUUAUUGCAAACUCCGGGGCUGGGCAAGCACACUGAUAGGAUGAGUGUAAUCUGGUAGAUUUAUUUAAGCAUAUUUGCUGACAACAGCUGCCUGCUGCUGGCAAUGAAUUUGAUGGCUGUGAGGAUCUCACCAAAAUGUUUAAGUCGUGAAAAUUCAAAACCAACGCAGUUACCUGCAAGAUGCUGAAACUGUCUUUUUUGAGUUUGGUCAUUAUAUUGUUUUAUUAUGAGGCCCUCUGUCUCAGCCGCAUUUUCAACAAUAAAAGCAAACAUUUAAUCUAUAAAUAUAUAUAUAUACCAAGGACUUUUGAACAAAACACAUGACCACCAGAGGCCAGUCAGCUUAAAUGUCUGCCAUAGUGUAUAUAAUUAUAACCAAGAUGCACAUAAAGCACUUUAAAACACAGGCAUUCAAAUCGAUAUGUUUGCAGCUGAAGCACUGAAGACAUUUAGGGAGUCCUGACAUAAGUAGACUUAAAAAAUACAACAUUUUUAAAGACACUUAAGAGUCAUAUCAAAAAAGCCAAUAAAGUAACAAUAACAAUUUAAAAUAAUUGUUAUUGCAGUGAUAAGGGCUGCUUUAUGCUCCUGUAAUUACUCCUCCAUUAGUUUACAAAAUGUCUCCUACUCCCAAAGCACGAUCCUCUGGAGUGCUUUUCUACUGCCUGUGUGUUCACAACUACAAACCCCUCUCUCUCUCUCCCUCCUUUUUACCCCACAUUUCAUACACACUUGUGGUGCCUGCAAAGCCGUCCACCGCUCCCUCCCACAAUGAGCAAGAGCUGGCUGCAGGACACAAACCCCUGGAGACUAACUAUCUUAAUUAGCCAGUAUUCCUUUUUCCAAAGAGAGGCAUGCCACAGCAGAGGGCACAGUGAGAGAAGGCUGACCCGCUGCUUGUCACUGAAAGCUUAACCGGGUUAGGGGCAAAGUGAGAACAUCUAACAGCGGGGUGAUCAAAGACGGAACACACAAAUCAAUGUGGACUGAACAAGUGAGCACAAACCUUCUCUACAGUACGAGUGUGUAUGUGUGCAGUCACACACAUUAAAAACUCCAGAGCCUGUACCAAAUUGAAACCAUUUAAGCUUGAAAAACAGCUGGACUGCUGAGAUAUCACCUCGUCUGGACACCUCAGCGAGUUUAUUAUGGAUAUCCGAAUUCAAAUAGCUCUUCCUUUUCCUCCCUUCCCAUACUGCUGACAGUUUCAUCGGCCUCGGCCAUGUGUUAUCGAGCAGAAGAAGAAACCAAAGCACCUGAGCCUAUAACCACAGAGCCUUUGAAGGUAUUAGGAUGCAUAUUGACAAUACAGGACCCUGGGCAAUUACAGCCCUUAUCUUCCUGCCUGACAAACAGUCUGCUUCAUUAUGGGCUUUUAGCUGACACCUUACCUCAGCCUUCCCCAUUGAAAUAUCACUGCUAAUGCAAGAAAUGAGACUGCUAAGAGGUUUUGUUAAAUUUAUCUGGAUUGUUUAAGCAUAAUUUUUCUUUUUUAUAAUGCUUUUAAAGCUUCCAUUAGUGAGAGGAUGCAGUAAAUGACAAUUGAAGAAACUGUACGGAGGAUGAGGAGGAGGAGGAUGAAUAGAUAACUACUGAGGGGAAAGCAGGGCGCAUGCUUGUUUGAAUUCUUUCAAGUAGAUAACAAUUGAAAUUACUAAAGAGGACUCAUUUUGCGGCUAAAUUGAGUGAAAGGAAUUAUUCUGAAGCUUACAGUUUUGGUUCUUUAUUAAAUGUUUUAAGAAUACCUUUUGUGUCAAGGGUAAAGGUAAGGGUUGAAUUCGUACCUGGACUGCUGCAUGUUUCUGGUAAAAGGAAACUUUAUCACUGAAGAAAGUAAGUGUGCCUAUUUCCACCUCAGAGCACCCUUUGGGGAUGAUUAUGCUAAUGUUAUCUGUCAUUGUAAGUCAGUUCAGUUUAUGGACAAGUAAAAAUCUAAAAAGUUUCCAUUUUUUACUUCGCUUAUAAGAGAACUCUUCUGGUAAAAUAUAAAGAAAAUGUUGCAUAAGUCUCUAGGUGGAUUCAGCUAAAGUGCAUGGAUAGUUCUCGCAAACAUCAGACUAAGAAUACUCACUGGAUUUAAGUAAAAGGUCCAGAUGCACACGGUAAACUUAAGUCACAUCAUACAGAGCAGACUGGGAAAUGUCCUCAAAGUAGGAGCAACCAUGGAUACCAUUGAAAAUAUACCAUGAGCUGAUCAAAUCCUCGGUCUCCCACCUCUAGAAAAGGCGGGUCGUUGAGUGCAGUAAGUUCAGUGAACUUGCCAAAACUGAUUCGGCAGCAGGAUCCUUCUAUGUGCAGUUCUCAAAUUCUGAUUAAAGGAGCACUAUUUUUGUAUUUCAGCUAGCUGUAGCUACUGCCGCUUCCAUUUCUUCAAUACAUUCUGGUUACAACGAUGACAUUUCAGGUGACUGAUUAGUUGUGAUAAAAUUUGGAGGCUGCCUUUUUUCCUUCCCUCAGAAUACUUGCAACACAUAUGUGGCACAUACUAAUUGUGUUAUCCUCCUCUCAAACUGUGUGACAUUAUUUUUAUUGUAUAAGCUUAUUGAUAUUUAAAACAAGAACAUCUAUCAACUGUUUGAAACAAAAUUUUAACAUUAGAGUACGUGGAACAAUGAAAUAUUCCCAUUAUUAGCUGAUAAAUUACUAGACCCAUUUCUAGGUCUCACUCCGCUAGGUAAGAAAAAAGGACCCCCUGUGCAUCAGCAAAAAAGCUAACACUAAUGCUGAUCAUUUUUAAUCAAAAAAUGUAACAGAAUUCAGUGUAUCCCACAAUGCACCAACACAGCCCACUCUUAUCAGCUGAUGGCAUCAAACUGCUAGUGGACUUCUUCAAAGACAGCUUAUCCUGCAAAAUAGCCCCUUGCUUCCGAUGACAGGACUUAAACUAAUAUGAAAUAUCAAACAACAUCAAAAUAAAUAUCAAAUGUCAAAUUGUUUUAUCAGAGAUUUCACACGGCUGUUUAAAAUGUCAUUAAAACCCCUGCGGAACUGGCACUUGGUCCAAACUGUAUUCGUCUUGGGUAAUGUGCAUAUUUUUGGUUUGGGGAUGCUACAAUUAGUACGACUACAAAAAGAUUCUGCUUUACAUCCUCUAGAUUUUACGUUUCAAUCUUGUGGGAAACUUGAACAUCUGACCGGUUACCAGAAAUUUUCUUUUGUGAUGAAAAAUUGGAAAUUCAGUUCAGAUGACUGACCUUAUAAAUUGGAUGGAGAGUGACAGGCUAUGGGAACUGAGAGUGGGGUUUAUUGGGGUAACCAGUGUUUUGGGUAAUAUGUUGUACUGCGCAAUAAAGAGAGAUUGAUUUAAAAAAAAAUCUGCCAUUUGAAAUAGUAUUGUGUUAAACAUAUAAAUUAUACCCUAAUGUUUGUAGAUGGUGCAGUUUCUUACGUUGAAAGCUGUGUGUUACACUUCUCAGCUCCCAAAGAUGUCAUUUUUUAAAGUCAUCUACUUGUAGCUGUACUACAUUCUUGAUUCUACAUAAUUCAUCUAUCAAUUCAUGAAUGAAUAAGUACUCAUUAAACAAGUGUGUCCCAGUUAGUUCAAAUACACUUCUACAAACACACAUACUAGAGAUGCGCUGUCUAUGGUGCUGAAAUCUCUCAGAAAACCGAGGCACUGAUUUUAGAGCAGAAACUCUAACAUGUCCAGCGUCUCACAGUCUUCUGAUCAUGUGCCUUUUGUGACAGUAACAUAUAAGGGUUUGUUUUGGAAUGGGUCUUUCGGUGCAGUCCUUAAAACCAAUUUCAGUGCUGAUUGAGUGGAAUGUUUCCCCCCCUUUUCUUUCCUCUUUUGAAAAAAAAAGAAAAAAAAUCAAAGUUCAAGCCCAUCAGCUAAUGAGCUCUAAUUACAAAUGGUGUCUUAUUGUACCUGCCAUGUGACAUCUUAUGAUGUUACCUUGGGAACACAGCAGGUGCCAUCCUGCUGUGUCGCUAUAGGGAAACUGUGUACAAUAUGGCCAUUAAUUAAAUUUGUCAAAGCAGCACAUCAAAGAUAGAGGUUUACCCCCUUGCUCAGGGUUUCUGUUGUUUUUUUUUUCCCAGUUUCUGAUAGCUGCUGACUCCAGAGUCUAGUUUGUAUAAAAGAGAUAAAUGGGUAGUUAUGAACCCCCAGUAACCCCAAAAGCAAAGGCCAAGGUUUUUGCUGCAUUAACAUCAAAAUUAAAAUCAACAUUUUAUUCACAGUUAAAUUGUAACAUCCCUUUUCUGCUUAAUUUCACAUUAAACUAAACACCGUUUUACAGUUAUGUUGAAAUAUUUGCAUCUGCAGUUGGCAUGUUGACAUAAUGUAUAAAAUAAGCAUAAAAACCUGUUUUUUAGGGUCUUCUGCUGGGUAUAUUUUUAAACCUGUUGACAUUUUAUUUGCACCUAUCUGAUCCUUUAGCUCUGCUAAAACCCAUACCAUGUUCCUUUGCUCCUGUCUUCAUCAAUCUGGAUUAUAUCUCAUUUUCAUCUGUUAUUUUAACCUCACUCCCUGUUUUUUUUUUUUUUCACUGUUCUUUUCACAGUUUUUCCUUUUACUCUUUUUUUUCUUUGCAGGCGACUGGUCAGACAUUACCAAAAAUGUUUUAUGCUCUUCAAAGAUUAAUUAUCCACCAUGUUGUUUAACGAUUUACAGUUUUGAAGGGAAAUAUAUUUCUGCCACAGUGUCAACAGGCAAAGGCGAACGUGCUGGAACUCCUGAUGUGAUUUGGAGUUACGAAAAAUUAAUCAUGGUUGUUACGAUUUUUGACCAAUCAAAAUCUAUCAUUAAACACACCCAGGUAAUAGAGUUUAACACUUGUACGCGCAAUAAGCAUCAGGUGUGUAUAAUAUAUGAUCAAACUGCUGUAGGGAUCUUUGUUUUCCCCGGGUAAAGAAAUAUCUUCGGUGAAGUGGUCUGAAGGAAGCAGGCAAAGAGGAAAUAGUUCAGACAGACAAUGUUUGCAGAGGACAAAUAAAAAGCCGUACAGAGUGUGCCGAGGGAGAAGAAGAAACUGAGUAGAAACUGCAGAGAUGGCUCAGCAGGAGAGAGGCCUGACUGCAAUGUACACAGAGUCUGCCUCAGUUUGCUGUAAAUAAAAGAAGAAUUCAUAUGAUUAGGUAAACAUUUCAUCACUGUUGCUUUCAUUUUAAAAGUUAAUCUAGGCAUGAAUCAUGUAUGCAAGAAUAAAUCAUUUCCAUCUUUUUAAAUCCGCACACUUAUUUUGAAGAUAACUUCUUCCGAUAAAACAGGCUGAUGCUUAUCCCCUAUUCAUUUUUUUUUCUCCAUCUCACUCUCUCUGCCGCUCUCGGUUUGAAUCUUUAUCAGUGGAUUAGUGACUGUGCCUCGCCUCAGUGUUAAAAUGGGGUCAACUAUUCAAAUUUCCACCAAGCCCCUUUGAGUGAAGCAUUUCCAAACAUAGUUUCCACUGUCCAGCUUUGUGUUGUAUAAGCGCUCUUUUGACACUCAGAGCUAUAAAAGAGCCGCAGUGCCUCCGGACAAACUGAUCAGCUUUAGUGUCCGCAGCAGUUAAAGAGCCUGUACAGGUUGUGAAGCAGGUUCCUGCUAUCUGCAUGCUUAUAAAACAUUUACUAUCACAAGAAGCCUCACUGGGCCUCAUUGGUGCUAAUUAAUAUCCUCCUACUUUUUUUGUCAGAUCGGAUCCUUAUCUCGGAUUCUAUAUUGGAUGUGUAAACAUCCUCCUGGGUCGGUUGUGAGAAGCAGUGGGAGUCUGUUACAUGCAAGUCCUCUAGUUUCCAGAGAGUCUCCAUCUAUCUGCCUCCUGCCAUGAAAACGGCAGGCAGCCCGUCUCUCAAACGUAUCAUUUGUGCAAUUAUAAAAUGGAUGUGGAUUUUCUCCAGCCCAUUAAAACUGGAACUCUGAGCUCCACAAGAGCAGUGAAUUUCAGUCUGCCUGUCUUUAGACAGUGUGAUGAAAUAUUAAAUUGGAGCAGCAUGUUUCAGUGAUUGGAGUGUCAUUAGUUAGUUCAAAAUCAUAUAAUGAGACCUACAUUUGAAUUCAGUUUGGUUUGAGUUUGAUUAUACACCCAAAAACAGCUUAGAAAAGCUAAGAAAAAACAGUGCUGAGGGUAAGAAAACUAAAACUAAAACAUGGAUGAGACAGUACAAUUAAAUUACUGUCGAGCAACACAAGAGAGCACUCAAAGUGUCUGGGUGUCAGUGCAUGGUGCUCUUCAUCACUGUCAUAGCAGCGAUAGGCAGCAGUGCAGGGACGUAAUGUUUCAGUCGCUAUGGACACCGGUUAUCCCUUGCUGCAUGAAGGAAAAAGACACUUCAACCUGGAAGGAUGGUGUUUCUGCCAGGCUGAAGCCUCAACCUGAAAUCUAGACAUUAAAAGGAAAUAAGAAGACUCGCACAAUCAGACUUAUUAGUGUACCCCCUCAUACUAACAACCAGGCAGCAACGUGAAUGAAAAAGUCACACAGAUCAGAAAAAAAUGGAAACAAAUACUAAAAUUGCAUUGGCAAAAAAAACAAACCUCUUAAAUAAUAAAAACAAAAGAUUUGAACAUCUCUAUAUAAAGACAAUGAGUCACCUCUGGUAGCAAAGAGCAACACUUGAAGGCACCAUGGGCUUUUACUGUGGAGCACAGUUUAUUUUUGUUGUGCCAUUUUCUGCUUUGGUAUAGAGAAAGCAGAGAAGACAAAUGUAGCUUAUUACACAUGGAUGCUAACAAUUUAUAUAUUUUUUUUUUUGUUGAUAUGUUGUGGGACAGAAAACCAUGUUACAGCUUACUGGUUAGAUCUGAAAGAUACACAUAGGGCUCUAUUUUUGUGCCUCACCUGCAGCGUGGCGCAAGCAAGGCAUUUGUUUAUGUUGUGAUCUGUAAAUAUCUUGUUAACACCAUCAUGUGACUAUUAACUGGAUAUUGGAUUUAAUGUGGUUUAAUAUGUUCAUUCGGUCAAGCAUGCCAAAUGCGCUCAUCAGAUAAAUUUACAUCAGAAUAUACGGAUAUAGAUAUAAAUGUAUGUGAUGACCAGGUAGUUGCACUUAAUAUUAGUUGUUGUUUAUUAUUUAUUGCACUGAAAUGUGCCUGACACUGUGGAAACCUGCUCAUGAGGCAUUGGUGAUGUGUGCACACCGCUGUGCCUGUCUGCCAAAUCACCACUUGACCAGCUGCGCUCUACCUGCACCGAAAGCUGGCCAUGUUUUCAGCGCACUUUCUGCGCCGCCCGUGGGCACGAAAAUGUCUUUUGGCAUUGAUGACACCUCCCCCUGCUAUAAUGCCACACCUGGAUUGGUGCAUCUCGGUGCACCUCACGCUGCUGGUGGACAUGAAAAUAGAGCCCAUAAUCUGUUUUUUUGUGAAGGAAUAACAAGAACUGUCCUUGAGGCAUAUGGUCGUACAAUUGAUUGAAAGCAUUUCCACCCCGUGGUGUUCUCCUACCUCUAUAUAAUGUAGUGUAGUCAAGGUAGAUGCUUGAGUUCCUUGUUUAAAAAAAAAAAAAAAAAGGAGACGCAAUAACAAAAAAAGUGUUUCACUGAACACAGUAAAUCAGUGCUUUAUCAUUGCGUCUAUAUUGGGAUAUUGGGACUCUGACUUUGACAGCAGGACUCUUUUGCUUUACGAGGUGCAUGACUUUUACCAGGCUGGCCACUGAAGCUGUUCAUUUUUUGACCUGCUGUAUUUUGCUGAGUCAUAGUCACCUGUGUAAUGAUGUUCUGCAUUAAUGUCCUAACACUAAACUGAACACUAAUCUGAUUAUUAAAGUCUUUCUGAUCAUUUAAGAGGUCAAGCACACAGGUUAUGCUUAUUAGCGCCCUCUAAUCUCUUAAAAUGGAGUUACUCCUAAAACUAAUUUGAACCAUGAAAGUAUGCAAACAGCCUGAUAAACAGCAAGAGGGUUAUCAAAGUGAGGGCCGGCAUCCUUAUUAAGAAGUGGGCUUGUGAUCUUAUUUCCAAUUAGAAAAACUUUAAACUUUAAAACACAAAGCAGUAAGAAAAAGCAGCGCCAUCAUCACAGACUGCAGCGCUAGAGGAGAAAUUCAGCAGAUUUUAAUGCCCAGAGUCUUCAUCUUUCAUUUAUUUAUGGGUCAGUCUUCACUUCAUGCAAAGCAGACUGCAUGUCUAUUAAAGCACUAUUUAUGGUAUGGUUUUAAUCAACUGUAAAAUAGGACAUUGGGUUAUUAGCAAUGAAAUUAAAAGAGCAUGAAACAAGGUGCUAUACAAAUUGCUGACACAACAUUAUUAAAGUUGCAAAUUCGUAAAAGAAGCUGCUAGGGAACAACCAAGGGAUUGAGAAUGUCAGCAAACAGCUGUUUUUGAGGAUGCCCCAUUCAGACUUUAAUAUCUCAGAGUUCUGCUGCAUCUAUAAAGUAAUUUUAUUAAACCUGAACUCUGUGGUGAUGCUGCACACUUCAGAAAAUCCAAUUUUCAACUCAUCAAUUCAUGGAUUAAAAAAGUUAUUAUCCUUUUGUUGCUGAUGAGUUUGGAAAUGAAACUUUGGAAACAGUGUUAAGAUGAUUUGAUCUAUCUUACACCUUGUGUUUACUUUUUCAAUAUCUUCAUAUUUUUGUUAUUAAUGAUAUUGAAGAACACAUUCCUGUACGUUUGUAUUUGUUAUCCCUCACAUAUGACCAAUUUCUGUGCCAACAGUAAGCCUGAACAUCUGAGUAAACGUCUGCAUUUCUGUCUCUCAACAGGGACACACGCCACCAACCAGACCCCCAUGUGUGUGUGAGUGUUUGUGGGAGAUUCCUGUUUGAAAAAGAACCUCCUGUCAACCAGUCAGCCUUUAAAGAUUGUAAGUAUUUCUUCUACUUUCCCUUUCUUUCUUGGUUUAAUAUGUAAAAGGCUGCACAUGGUUCCUGACUGAUUCCUGUGUUAGUAUCACACUGUGAGAUUGUUCAUACUGUAUAGAAGUUAAGCCUAAUUUAAAGCUAAAAGGGCGAUUAGGCAGAUCAUGAAUCGUGUAAAAAGAUUUCUCAGUCCUUCCACUUCAGUUUGAUCCAGCAAAAGAAUAUAAAACCUAAUCGUACAAGGAUUUAAAGCAUAAUCCUUUAUCAAUGUGAGCCACAGGCGAAAGAGAAAGUUAAAUUUCGCUUAAACGCAUAACCUCUUUACAACUGACUAAUCAUUCUGCUUCAGCGGGCCUUCCAAAUGAAUCACGCAUAAUUAAUCCCCCUGCUGUACCCCCUAACCUUUCUCGUCUGUCUCUUUCUUCCUGAAGAAACUCAACUUCUUCUCUAUUAGAGGUGGUGAACUCUCUCUCAUGUAAAGCAGCCAGUGUUGUCAUGAGUUGCAGUGACGGUGCAAUCACAGUUUUGCGUGUGUCCUCUGCAGCGUUUGCUAGCAUCUGCAAUUCUACAUUGAAUCUCUGCCAGUGAGUUGGGAGCUAAUGCAGAGUGGUGGCUCCUCUGUUGUAGUCAGGUACAUCAGCCAAUGGCCAUAGCGGGGUGUGUGAGGGAGUUUAAUAAUGCUGCAGACUGAAUGACUGCAGCCAACAAAGUAAUAAAAAAUGGUGCAGUCAUAACCAAUCGUGUGGAAAUGUCCUGUUUGAGCAAUUUAUAAACUUUUCUGAUUAUUCUCUUUUAGUUUAAUUAGAUCACUUCAGACAUUCUUUCAUUUGCAUGAAAAAAACAGCACAAAUGCCAUUUUGUGAAAAAGAAACACUACCCAGGUCAUAGAAAGUUUUCCAUAAUUAGCAUAGGAAACACGACACCCACAAACUUUAAAAACAUGUUGUUUACCCUUGAAGCACUUUGCCAUCAUAAUCAUCUCAUGCCCCCAUAAUGUAUAAAGAGAGAGGUGGCCUCUUAUGCUUACUGAAUCACUACUAUCUAUUCUGUAACUCUUCAUAUAGGUCAGUAUCAGGAACAAAAAUUCUUCCACUUGAGCUGAGAGAGGGUUGCAUGCUGGGAUGACAUUGAAAACAUAUUUUAGAGGUGAUUAAAUUGUAAACUCGCACCCAAGAACUGUCAAAACAGAACAAAGUGAUCAUAUUCCCAGACUAAAUUUUCUGGCUUUUAUAUAUGAAAAUGUCAUCUCUGCUGCAAAAUAAUACAAAACCUUUCAUACUGGCUGGGAUUUUCAAGCACUCUCAAUAAAUAAUAUAGAGUUGGCCUCAGUAGCUAACUUCUGUGAUAAUUUAAAGUACCCCUCCGAUCUUUUUUUUUUUAGUGGUCUAGUUGUAAUGAGGAAGUUUUUAGCCAAAAUUACGUUACCUGUGUCAUUUUCAAGGGCUUUCCUUCUACAGAGCUCCAGUAGCUCAUUAGCAAUUUACCUCUGAGUCGUGGGCGGAGAUAGCGCUGCUCUGCACACUCCUCUUCUCGCUAGCUUGCAGCCUAACAUUGCCAGUACAGCAGAAGCAGCAGGUAACACAGGAGCUAUUCAGUUCUCAGACACUAAUAUCUUUGGGGGUAUGAUGAAAACUAAUUCUGUAGCUUUCUUACAAGCAUUGCAAACCACAGACGCAGAGCUGGCGUAAGCGAACUAAGCGCCUGCUUUGGGCUCUACUGCCAGUACGGGGCCCCCGAGAGUGAUCAAAAAAAAGAUUUAAUUUAUAUUAUUUUUUGCAUACGAGUGAUGCUUUUUGUUUGAUCACAUAUAUUAUUGUAAAAAUAAAAUAAAAAAAUUUAGAGCUGCUGCUGAUGGAGGCCUAUGAUCCUUACUGCCUAUAUGUCAAGGCUCCGCUACUGUUAUGAGCCUCCUGCUGUGUAAUGUGCACAGAGCAUCCUGAAUGUGUUACAUUUUGAGAUUAAAAACCAUAUGUGGCCCCCUAAACAUCAUUCAUCAGUCAUUCAUUGGUAUCAUUUGUAUGUUUGCAUUGGUAUUAUUUAUUUUAUUACCUAGGCCACCCCCCUUAAAUGUGUAAAGACAUGUCAGGCACAUUAAAUCUAUACUGUAGUAGGUGUGUGAAUGAUCAACAAUCAAUAUUAUUGGGCCCCAAAAUCAAUUUUUGCUUAGGGCCCCAUUGAGGCUUGGAAACACACACACACUUAUUUUGACAACAAAUUUUGACUACCCUUGUAUUAAGGCUUAAGUUACUGCACUUGUGUUUCACUUUGUAGAUUUAGUGGUUACUGUUGAUCAUUUGUCUAAUUGCUAGUUUUGCUUGUUUACUGAAGGUCACAAUAUUAGCAUGUGUAUUCUUGUCGGCCCUUGUCGUUGUGCUUCUCCACCGUCAUACAUGAGGCUAUGCACAGUGUUUAUUAUGUUAACUUGGUCUCAGAAAUAAGUCAGCCAGUAAGCAUUAAGUAUAGCAUUAUUAUCACACACAUACACAGAAAGGAACAUAUUGCUGGGGUUACCAUGCUUACAUUUAACGUCAGAGUACAGCUGACUAAGAUGCAAAUAUUUUGGUCAAGACUUACAGGAUGAGGCAAAAGUUUGACCACAUGUAGUUGCAGGUAAAGAUUCCAGUCAAAAUCAUCCUGAGGCAGGUAGAUAUGUUGGUGCUAAACUUCAUUGCACUCAAUCCUCGAGCUAUUGAGACAUUUCAUUGCAGACCAAAGAAACAGACUGACAGGAAGAUUGACAGGCUUACUCCUGUUAGCAUAGUUAAAAAGUUUAGUUUAAAUGACAGGCAAACAAACACAGGAGACUUUUUCCCCCCUUCCUAUCUUGUUUCAAAGCUGCACACUCUCACAUCUCACACUCCUGAAAAUCCCAGCAUUACCACAAGGGAAGAGAGGGGGCAGCGUCCUUCAGCACUUCACAGAGAUUUGAGCAAACCGGCUGAGUGGAGAAGGCCACAGAGGACCCGAUGUGUCGGGGAUAGACAACACAGAUAGAGCAACAAAAAAAAUCCUCUGAUCCGCCGAGGGGAAUAUAAACAACUACUCAAGCAUAUGGAAGGCUUUGCUAUCACAAGCAAGGAGAGACAGGAUUGUUUUUCACCUGCGUCUGCCUCUGAGUGCGUGGUAUGGAAUAGUGAUGCUUCUGUUGGACCGCUCCUGUGUGAACAGUUGGCUGGCUUUUAAUGAACGCUGAAUGUAUGAGAAGAGUAAAGGUGGAAAAAGACCGGCAGGUACAGACUGAUUAAGUCAGAGCUACUGUUACAUCAUAAAAAAAUCUUCAGACAUGACUAAUAGCGUAUAAAGGUCAAUGAUUCUUGGGCUGCCUGGACUAAUUCCUGGAUAAAUGUUGAAAUUACUUGCAAAAACACUGAUUAAAAUGAGGAAGUAGGAGGCAGAAACUUGUACCCCGUAGAGUCAUCGAACUGCCCAGAGGCAGAUUGGAGACCUGCUCAGAGACCAUUUCAAACCUGUUCAAGGUUUUUAUUCAGUGGAGAUGUAUGUAAAUAGAGACAAUAUCCUGCUUUAUGUUCACUUUAAAGUAAAAAAAUAGCAAUCCCCUCCUGUUAAGUGGUUAUUACUCCUUUGAUCUGUCACCAAAACAGGAGCUAAGCUGGUUCGAUAGUCGAAUUGAUCCAGUUGGUUUAAUAACGAUCUGCAGUUUGACUUUUUUUCUCUGUCUGCCAUGCUAAGCAGAAGGCUUUGCCAUGAUAGAUCUCCUAGCUCAAGAAAUCCUGUUAGAAGUUAUCCAAGCCAACAUGAGUGGAGCAAAUCCAUCAAAGGCAAGGCUGGAUAUCCUGGUGGGGAACAUUUACCAGUUCAAAACCAGUUCGCUGAUCUUCUGUCUCUGGUACAUUUGUCUUAUCUCAACACUGUGACCCUUGACUUGCUUUGUUGUGGCCUCAUGGAGCAUCUCCUGCACUCAGCUUUUACUGAUCUUUUCUUACACGGCUCUAUCUCUACUUCUCUCUCUCAGUUCUCUGUAUACAGUGGACAUAAUUUCUUUUUUCUCCGUGUGGAUAAACGGUCUAUGUUGGUGUGGUUACCGCAGCCAUCAAACACUGUGGAUUUUCUUAUCUUUGCACCCUUGAGUCCCCCCCAAGAAGACUUUCUUCUCCUCUUCACAGAUAGAGAGAUGCCAGCUAGUUUGGGGAUGCUGACACAGCUGAGCCUGUGCCAAUGUGUUGUUAUCAACAACUGAAGUAAAAAUUGAGGCGGGCUCUGCUGUUGCUAAUCACAGCUGGCAAUUUUUAAAGAUUGCAAUCAGUCGAUCAGAGGUAGAUGGUCCACUUGAACGCUGACUUAAUUCAGGCCAACUCUCGAACUUUUAUAGAUCUCAGCAGGAUUGCAAAGGUUUGAUAAGGACCUGCAAUGUGUUUUUACUUUCACCUCAUCAACUUUGGCAGCUUCACUGGUGGCCCAAAGUUUCAAAUUGCAAAGAUUAAGGUACCUAUCUGGACUAAGUCUGGCAUGUGUAAGCAGAAAUCCACAAACCAAAUCACAGCAAUAAUAAUCAUACAAGUUCUGAUAAGACUUUAGAAAUAAAGCGGUCAAGUUAGCAAUAAAAACAAGAGCACCAGACAAAAUUUCCAAAACAAAGCUUUUGGUUUGGUCCUGUUUGAUGACUUUUGAAGUGCUUUUUUUUAAAAACAGAAUUUGCUCAAAACUACAAAGCUUAUCUUUUUGGCACUGAAACUACUUACGCUCGUCAAAUAAUUUUUUGAAGCUGCUCUUAAAAUCCUUCACAAUAACAAAAUAAUCUAGUUUAGUUAGGUGACUUUGAAGCUCAACCUAAGAUGAAGGGGGGAAUGUGAAAGGCACGUCAACCAAAGACAAAAACUUUAACUUUUAAUUAUUGGCAUUGGGUCAUACCAAGGUUACAAGUGUAACUCACCUUAGUAAUUGACCAUAUAUAACCUAAAGUGCAUUACUAACAGAUGUUUGUUCAGUUUUCUGGAUGAUUGUAUGUUUGUUAUUCCCAAAGCCAGGAGUUAUUUCUCAGUUUUCCAUUUGUAAAUACCGAGGAGGCAGCAGAAUUGUAAUCGAGUUUAAGGCAAACUUGAAUGAACAAGUAGGUAAAAGUUUUGUGGCAUUCAAAUUAUAUUUGAACGUAUUGUGUAGUGAUAUAGUAUAUAGAAAUAUGGUAUUGUUUUUAAGUAUUGUAAUCACAUUGAUUCAUGUUAUAUUGUAUAACAUUGCAUUAUAAUGCAUCAUAUCAUAUCGUAUCGUGAACAAACUUUUCUGAAUUCAAAUUUAAGGUUAUCUGACUUCAUCACUGGAUCAAAACACUGAGUUUAAGAGAAGCAUCAACUGACUCUGGUUUAGGGUCAUGACCCAUGUCUGUUUUCAUCUUGUCCGGCCACUGCACAAGCUGCAGGUUUUUUCUUCUUUGACAGCUACAGAGAGAGAAAAAGCUGAUAAAUUGAAACACUCGUAACAAUGCUGCUUAUUUGUGUGUGUGUGUCUGUCUAACAAGUGUACAUCAAUGCGUGUGUGAUCAGACUCCAGACUCAUCAGUGGUGCUCGUCUCCUGUCACAACACUGUCUGACAAUGAGCGCCUCUGUCACACUGGGUGACACAGCACUCCAAUUAAUCACAGAAAAGGACCACUAAUGAAGUCGUUAUGUAUUCCGAGAGUUUUAUCUUGACAAUCCACUUUUCCCUCUAAAGAUACAGAAAGACACGUAAAAGGCUUUGAGGCAUUGUGGUAAUGGAUUAGCUGAAAUGGAGUUUGACAAGUGAAAUAUUGCCCUGAUCAGGACAUGGUUGAAGUGUUGAUGUAAUUUUCUUCCUUUUGCUUGUUAAGUUUGGUCUAACCUUAAACAUCCAUUAAGUAAUCUUUUCUUGUGUUCUCUUUUAAUGGGUCUAAGAACAAAGUGCUGGAGUUCAAGUUUCUCCUUGAGCAAACUGUCAAAGUCAAAACUGGGUGUUUUCAUGGGUCAGGUACUCUUGAUUAUGAGGAUGCAGCCAGCUCUUUUAAAGCAUCACUUGUUUUCUUAUGGCUUAGAAAUAAAGUAGGACAUACACCUCUGCAUAAACACUGCCAGACUGAAGGUUGAAAUGAUUCGCUGUAUUCUAGACGGACUUGGAUACCAAUACAGACUCCAUCCUAAGCCACCGUGUCCAGGUGAACCACUUACAAUGUUGACUAACUAUGUCCUUAGUUAUAAAUUCUGAAUUCAGUUAAAAUAGAGGCUUCCCUCUUAUACUAAUACAUGUCACUGUAGUUUCUUGUUCUUUGACUCCAGAUAGUUCAGAGUCACUCCAAAGCUUUUUCUGAGUAACGAGUCAGGAAUAACUACUCACACUAAAAUACUCACAGGAGGUGUAGUAAAGCAUCCUCUCUGCUGCUGUGAAUCAUUGAUUCGCUGUAGGCUACAGUAUGUAUGCACUUUCAUUAGCUUGUCCUAUUUUGGACUGGUUUAAACACACUGCCAUCAAUGUUACAACACUGCUAUGCUGCACUCAUUAUUGCUUUGAUUUAGUCUCUCCCCAGAGAAACAUGCUCACUGUGUAGCCUAUGGGCUGUUUUGUCACUCUCCUAUUAGCACAGCUACUUAGUUAGCCAUGCUGGGUGUGUUUGGACUAACCUGGCCCCCUAUUGGCAAACAUGUCACUUCAUUUGUUGCAUUUUGCUGCAUCUGUGGAUAGUGUGUUCCUCUUUCUUAAUCUCUCCCUCUCUGCUCCACUUUUGCCGUUCUUCCUUUCCAUCUCACCUGACAAUAACACUGUCUUAUGUCAUGGACACUAUGGCCAGAUAGACCCUCAGGCCUCUGGGAAAUGUCCUGGAGCAUUACAGACAAAGACUGUGCCUGCUCUAGGCUGUAUCACAACUUUUUUCUUGCAUAUGUUGAUUAUUUUGUUUCUAAAACGUUUGAUCCAACACUCAUUUCAGACAGUUUGAACCGGCCUGGUCAGUUACGUAACAUAACUCCAGAAACCAUACAUUGUUUCCUCAGAUGGAUUGUUGCAUUGCACUGUUAUAUUGUAUUUGUACAAUACAAUACUGUCUGUUUGCCCUCUUACACACAGGGGGCUUGUGUUUGUAUCUGUUCACAGUUCGUUCUGCCAACAUUUAAGCACCAGAGUUCAGAAUUUUGUGAUAACUAGCUCAAAGGAAAGUACAGAUUAAAGCAAAAUUGCCAUAAACUCUGGGUCAAACGAGACAUAUUCAGCUUCUACAAGCUCGCUCUCUCUCCGCUUUUGUCCGCCACUCUGAAAGUUCAAAGACAGCCAGCUCAGUUCCAGACACAAUGCCUUCCACAGGAAUCUCUCAGGAGGUUUAAAAUAUCUUCUGUUGUGGCUCCAGUCUGCAGUUGUUGCUUUAGGUCAUGAUCUCUUGUGUUGGCCUUUCUGAAGUUUUCGUACAAGGGUGACUGUGAAGAAGAUAAAAUGGAUUUUUUUUUUUCUGUAUUCUAUCGACCUACAUGUAUCAGAACAAGGAUUCAAAAGAAAUAGUUUUUAGAUUUAAUAGUGUAGUCAGUCAAAACAAGAUAACAAAGAUGGUACAUUUUUUGUUUCAAACAUUUUUCUCUCUUGUUGAAACCUGGCACAGAAAGACACUUUAGUUGGAUAUUUGGGUGUUUUGCCCUUCUAGUAGCUGAUAAAGCCUUGCCCUACAAGCUAAAGAAAUUAAGCACUUGCUUCAGAGGUUUGGCAAACAUAUGCCAUUUAACCAUGCACUGUGUAAUACACAGUCUCAGUGGAAGAUGCAAAAGGACUUCAGAGCCAAACAAGGGGAGACUGUUGUUAUGGAAAUGCCGGCUCAACCUAUAGUGACACAGAGAUGGAGUUAAAGCGUGCCUUAAACAUCCUGACAAUCAAACUACAAUAUGCUUACCUAUCAGUCAGCACAGCCACGUUCCUAAAAGUGCAAAUCACUGCCUAAUUCUUCCACUAAAUAUCAUCUAAAUAGACUUUUAUGUUCACUUAUUUGAUUUGACUGGGUGGCUUAAAUGUGGGAUUGAAUAAGAUGUUUAAAUGAGAGCAAGGGAGAUUCAAAGAAUUCAGAAGAUUAUGUUCUGGAUAUAAAACCUCCCACUAUGUUUUGUGUGUACUCCUCUUGGUUCUGUUUACCAGGUAAAUGUUGAAGCAAACAGGAGAAAUACGUGGUUUUCCCAACUGAAAACAAACUAUAACACUACAAUUAUAUUUUUAAUCUCAAUAAAUGGUCUCAUUGGUUUCUUGUUUGUUUGAGUCUUGUCUGGACUAUCUGUGAUGAAGAAAAAACAUACAGUAUUCCCCCUAUGCCGGCAGUUCUUAAAUUAGGCCAAUUAGAUCUUCAUUUCAAAGACUUAAGUGAGAAGAAGAGCGUCUGAUGCAGAGUGCAGGCUGAAUGCAUAAACACUAAAGAAUGAAAUGCAGUUUUGUUUUUACAAAGACUGUUGAUCCAAUAAUCUCUGAAUUUGGCACGCAGUAUAUUUGGAAACUGAAGACCUUAAAGUUAUUACAAGACGGUUGGCACUAGAAGCUGUUUAGCUGCUGUGGGCAAACAAAAACAGUCUGAACUUCUGAAGAAAAGUUUAUUCUUACAAAAAAAGGACAUGAUCGGUUAUUUCAUAAUCCUACUUAUUAGAACUUUCUGUAUAAAUGCCUUUUACCUAUUCAAUAACUCAUCUGUUUUAAUUGCUUUUUUUAUUGAAGUUUGUGCAAAACACAAACAAAGCAAAACACUGCUGAGGUGACCCCAUGGCUCUCAGACCAGCCAAACACUAUUUGUGGUCACAUUUAACUACUUCACACCAUAAGGGGUGUUGUGGUUCAUGUGGCCAUGGCCCCCUUAUUUUCUAAUAGUGCCAACCGUCUUGGCAGCUAUGUGCACUUAAACAUUUACACACAUGUGAGAGGCGUAAAAUCAAGACAAACAGUUUAAUCUGAAGAAGCUGAAGGUCAACAGGCUUGAACGCUGAACUGUGAAUUUCCUGACAUACAGUACUGACUGAUAUUAGGUGUGUGUUGAGAGAAAAAAGAGAAAGACAGAGAAAAGGAAAGAGCAGCAGAGCGAGGGUAUGAUGUGGAGACAGAUCUACAUGUAGAUGGAGUCUCAGGGGUUCCCACCAUGCACCGUCUUACUCAUAACCUCUCCUCGUUCCUUGGCCCUCAGGCUUACAGCUGCUCAGUUGUAGAAAAACAGACCCUGACAAGUUGCUAUGGUGAUCAGAGUCCAGAGGAAGAUAAAGAUUACAGCCUACCAAGUCCACAGGUAUUGUAAUGAAAAUGUGUGAGGCUAUUUCUUCUAGAUUGUGAUAGGAAGUCAUAUGAGAACUUCCUUCAUACGAACACUGGUGUGUCACUACAGUGUGCAUGCAAAGCUUCACCCUUAAAGUGGUGAGCACACAACUUCAAUUUGAUUUCUGUAUCAAAACAGUUAACAAAUUAACUAAGAGAAUAACAAAAGUGAUAAGAAAUUAUGAGUUAUCAGUUUUCUUUGUUUUUAAAUGUUAAUACUUGUUUUUCUAGUGCAGUCUGUGGUUGUUUUCUUACACGAACUUAAUAAGAAAAUCAGAAGAAGAACUGUCCAGUUUCUCUGUCACACAUUGACCUCCCAACUGUUAAGUCUCAGUGUCUGAUUGGUUUUCAACUACUGGAAAUGUGCUUUGUCAAAACAAGAGGUGGUACCUGAGAAAAACCUGUGAGAAAACAAGGAGUGUUCAUUGUUAUGAUGAGCAUUUUUGUGUUGAUAUCAAUAUAACAUGUUUUUGGAUGUCUGAGUAAGACAGGGUCAUGGGAGAACCUCAGUGGGCUGAUCAUGAUGUCACAGUUUUAUCUUACAACCCUAUCAGAGAAUAAAACCACUGAUCCUUUAUUUUUACUCCUCCAUUUGUUCUGAUUUACUCCUCACCUUUUUCUUUUUAUUCUCUUUAUUUUUCUUUCCCCCUCACAACCCCUGGAAGAUGUGUGUGUACAAAACAUUCCCUGCCGUGAUGUUGUCAGUGACUGCAAUAAAGCUUACGUGAAAGAAGUUGACUGCAUUUAAAAUGGUUUUUGCCUUUAAACACGAUAAAUCCACUCCAUUAAAAAAUGAGUAAAAAAGAAAAUACUAGAGAGGAGAAUUGAGAAAAAAGCACCUCACCACCUUUUGAUGUUGGCUUCAUUGGUAACACUUUACUUGACGUCUAUCUCUAUAACACAUUAUAAAUAUAUGUAUAAUGCGUUAUAAUCAUGUUAUAGCACUGUAUAACUAUAGUUAUAAACACUCAUAAAUGAUCAUAAUGCUUCAUAGCAACAAUCAUAACACAUUAUAAAGCAUUUUAUCAUGACUUACAAGGUCAGGUAUUAUAAUUUGUUAUGCUUACUGUUAUAAAGCCUUAUGAUAAUUAAUGAGUGUUUAUAAUGAUAGUUAUACAAGUUUAUAAGCAAAUUAUAACACAUCAUAAAUAUAUGUAUAAUGCGUUAUCUAUGUGGGCAUUGUCAGCAAGUUGUUAACAGUUAUAACACAUUAUAAUACCUGACCUUGUAAGUCAUGAUAAAAUGCUUUAUAAUGUGUUAUGAUUAUUGCUAUAAAGCAUUAUGAUCAUUAAUGCGUGUUUACAACUAUAGUUAUACAGCGCUAUAACGUGAUUUAUAAUGCGUUACAGAGAUAGGCGUCAAGUAAAGUGUUACCGUUUCAUUUUAAUUCCUUUUAGCAGAAUAUAAAAUCACACUUCUUUUACUCAGACAAUCCAAGUCAUAAAGUUACACAUUUAAUAUCUUUUCAUGACUUAAAAUCAUUCACACAUAGUGCAAAUUGACUACCUCUGCUAUACUACAGCAUAUCAUACCAUUAAAUUGUAUCAUGAGUCACCCUGCAUACCCCCCACCCAACAGGAGCAAAGUUAAAAGGGGCCUGUGCUAGUAAACUGUGUUUGUUGGAGCAAACAAGCUCCUCAAAGACAUAUAUUUGGGCUUGCUUGCUUUGAUAGCGCUUGAAAAGUCCCUGAGGUUACAUGAAGAGAAGAAAAUCAGUCCUUGCAAAAGUUCCUUGCAUCAUGGAGAACAAAAAUUUUACCCAUUAAACCAGAAAACUCUCUGUAGAUUCAACACUGUCAAACAUAAUAGGUAGCUGCUAUAGCAUGCGUCUAAAAUAUUAAGUCAGCAUCAAGGCUGUGCUUAGACUAAUGAACCACAUACAAAAAGAUGUCACAUUCAGUUGAUGCUUACACAAGAGUCUACAACAACGAUAAUGAGGCUAUAAGUAAUGAAGCCGUUUGUAAUUUCAUCCUAGUAUCCCACAUGCCUGUAGACUUUUCAUCUGGGAUUCAUUGUUUUGUGCACGUCUCACACACAGACACAGAGACACGCACCCACACAUGCCUGUGCAUUUGGGUGUGAUGUAAAGGUUUUCUGGAGCAUGAAAUAAGCUUUCUUAGGGUACAGUGAGGAGGAGAGCAGCUGAUGUCCCCGGAUAUCUCUUAAUUAAGUACAUACGUGCUCAUCUUAAAAAUCCUAAAUGUCACCUCAGAGCUGCUGGCUCCUCUUCCAGUCCCUCCUUUUGGUUAUGCCUCUUAAGUUAAAUGCUGUCUGAGUAAUGCAGCACUUGGCCAUACUCUUAAUGAGAUAGUGUGAGAGGGAGGCUGUGUCGCUACAGUAGUGGGUCAUCCAUGACUUUGUUAUCUCAAAGAUGAACUCCAGAAUUAAAUUUGUUCGUGUCACAGGAUCAAAAAAAAGCUUCUGCAGAGACUCAACUGUCAUAACACAGACAGCCAUCCCAGGAGUUUAUCCUCCAAGCACAUACACUGGCUCUCUGGUUUCCCCCUCCUCCCUUCCUCUACAUGAUCUGCCACUAAAUCAUACCUGAUGCCGUGUGAUGUGUGUGUGUAAAGGAACGCGUGUGUGCAUGAUGUGCUCCAGACUGUGAUGAGAAGAGAGGAGGCAGCUUUGUGAUAAGAAACAUAUCAGUGCUCUGCACCUGCCCGCCUGCCUCCUCACUGUUUGACAACACUGGUCCAUUGCAUGAGAGUCCCUCUCAUUGUCGCAGCAGAUAUUCCGAAACUAUAAUGAGGAAAUAAAGUAGUGUGCACACUUUAGAGCUUCGCCAAAAUGUGUGUGUGUGUGUCCGUGUAUGAAUAUUAACCACGUCAAACAAAUUUCAGCUGAAAUAGAAUUUUAAUCUUUCAUCGUCAGGACCUUGACAUGUGACACCUCCUGCAGAAAGAUGAGAGUGGUAAAGUUACUGCUUUUAAGAUGAAAAAGCCCCCGAAACAAACUUUUUUGUCCGAACCUUACAGACCUUGGUACAUUUGUCAGUAUGUAAGAGAAAAACUGCAGUAAUGUUGCUGACAGGUUCACUUCUUUCAGAACAGUUUAUGCUUUUAGCUUGUUUUCCAGAGCUUUAAUGACAUGUGCUCCCAACUUAUACUGCUUCUUCCACUAGCUUACUCAAAACUCCUUCUGUCUUUUCUGUUGCACCUGACCCUAUUACCUUGAAUGCUUCAUAUAAGCACAUAAUCCGAUAUCCCACUGUUUGUGCUCUGUUUGGUUUGGCUCAGUAGAGCAGCUUAAUGAAGGCGAUGAAUGUAUUCAGUAUCCAGUAUCACAACUCGCAGCUGUUAAUUAUCUGAAUGCAAUCAGACGUUUGUUUGUCCUGGGUUCGGAGUGAAAAGCUUCGGCAUACACUAGCAUGCCUGCAAACAAACUCUGGCUCCACGCCUCGCUCCCACAGUGUCUAAUUUUAUUCACUUUAGACAGUAUUUCCAACAGAAUUUCUUAUGUUUCUCUGCUGCAUAAACCAAGGUCAUCUCAUUCAUCUGCCCAAUCUAGACUUCCCCGCUGUUCCUUUCUGUCUUCCCCCCCGCAAUCCACCAUACACAUAAACAGAUGCUGGAUUGCGCUAACCUCUCGGCGCCCCUGUCACAACACCACCACUUUGCAAUCAACAGCACUUUCUCAGUCUUCACAUACAUGGCUGAAUAGAUACGAUCGCAUGAUUCUGAGGGAGCGAGGAGCCGAGCUGUGGCCAUUAACUGAGACAGUGCCGGGAGGGGGGGUUUCAAAAGAAAGGCAACCAGCAGCCGCUAUACACCUUAGGCACAUUCAGAACUCCUCUGUAAGUCCUUCACUGUAACAAAGCCAUGAAAAAUCCCAUUAAAUGUUAGAUGAGUCAUUAGCAACUUAUUUUAUGAAGGUUUCUGCACCUUCAUAUUGAAGAGAAAUCCAUUUUAGUGUCUGAGUCUGUCGUCAGAGAGAGAAAAGACAAAUUACAUCUUCAGUCUCCGUACUACAAAUUGGCAACCUAACACAAAAGAGAAUUGUGCUUUUUGACUCUAAUAGACAUAUAUCUGUCCUGGUUUAGCCGUCACCAUCAUGACACAGAUGUUCCCUGAUGUAGUGCACCACUCUCUAUACGACAGAGACCAUUUCACUGAUUGAUUCCUUCAAAUGGUUCUGCAGAAAGUUCAAUAUGACAGACAACCCAGAGCAUUACCUACAAUCUUGUUGAUUAUCUCCACAUUCACAUCGAUUAUCAUGAGGUUGCCUCCCCCCUCAUCUCCAGUUAUCAGUCUGUGGUUGCUGAUACGGAGCUACAUUAUUGAUCAUAGCACAUUAACAGGGAUGAUAGUGCACGGUGCAGCCUGAUUCAUCAUAGCGUAUGAGGGGGCUAGAGCUCAGAGAGUCACCUAUUCUCACAGCAGGAAUAAACAUACAUCUCCAGAUAUUACAGACCAGGUCCCACCUGUGGCCAGCGGUGGCUACAACAACCCAAACAAUCUUUAAAGGAAACAGCCAGUAAUUUCAGAUUUAACACAAGUUUAAAAACACAGAAGUCUGUAUCAAAUGUAACUAAUGAAACAUGCGAUGAAAAGUUUUUUUUAAGUAAUAAACCAAACUUUAUUAAUUCCUCUGCAGCCACUUUGCGACCUGCCCCUCCUAGCUCCUCUUGAUAUGAUGUGUCUGCUCAUCCCAGUGUGACACUGUUGCCAUAAAUCAACAAGUUAGUCCUCCAUUUCUGGUGUUCAACUAACUUGAUGCUUCAUCUUUACUGUUGCUGCCAUGGCUGUGUUUGUUCUGCCUACUUCUUCAGACUUUUUUCAAGAGUGGCCAUUGUUUCAUGUUUGGCUGCACCCCCACAUGACUGGAUAUUGUCUUCAAGUCUUCAAGAUACCAAAGGUUUAUGUGAUAAGAUGAUCUUUAGAGCCAUUAAAAGGUCAACAAUUUGCAGUUUUUGUUGGAAAAAUCGGUCGACUAUCAUGUAUUAGGGGCCCUCUAUAACUCUAUCUAUGCAAAGUUUCCCUGUUAAAACCAUUAACAAUAACAAAAUUGUUAAAAAAAGUGCAUGUUUUAAUGUACUUGCAUCCCCAUACUCAGCUGGAACAACAAACAAACAUUUCUAGGUGAAUCUGUCAAUAGAACUAAAUUAAAUCAAAGCUUAAUACUAAGACAAAUUCAUGGAGUAUAUUCAUUUAGUCUUUGUAAGAAAACAGAGAACUAUUUUUUUUUCCAAAUAUUUAACCCCCAUACUAAUGCUACCAAGCAAAUUACAAUAAAAAUGACAACCGCAACCAGAAUUGUGAGCAGUCAGCGGUUCGGCUUCAAAGCAAUAGUCAAGCUCCUUUGGAUAUGUGCACAUAUUCCUCUUUCCUUUCCUUUGCCCAGGGUGCAUUAAACGGAUUAAAGUACCAAGAGCAGCCAAGCAUAUAUUCAUUUCCUGCACACCAAGGGCCUGAGCUGCACACUGCAUAUUAUAAAGUGUCACAAAGUCCCUGGACCAUCUCACCGAAUCAAAGAUAGAAGAUUAAAAUCUUUAGAGCAGAUACUAUCUUCUUCAUUAAGCGAUGAUGCAGCUUUGUUUGUUUCAGACUCAUAUAGGAGAAAAGAGAUAAAUAAUGAUGUUAAUAAAUAUGAUGGUCAAGUGACUGUGCACAGCAAAAUGAUAGGAGGUCCUUCUUGACAGCUCGGGGCUUGCCGUUAGUGUAAGUGAAAAAAUUAUCAAUAGCUAGAACCAGAGAGUUGUUAAUUUUCCUACAAAUGACAGCAUGAGGUUUACUGUUUUACUCAUUACAGAGUGAUGCACACACAUUGCAAAGCUCAUCUUUUGUUCUCCUGCCACAACCAUUCAGUUAACGUAACAAGAAUAGAGUCUCCUCAUUUAGAUGCACUCCAAAUACAUAUGUAUAUAUAGUGUUGUGACAAAAUAACAUUGAAAGAAGCUCAGAGAGGGGCAGCAUGUGACAGAGGGGAAAACCAGGGAGCAGAUGCAGCAACAGAGGAAAUGAUAAUAUAUUAACACACUACCAGUAUUCUCCCUGUAUUUGGGUGGUAUACACCUUUACAGCUGGCAAAGUGAGAAAGUGUACAGCCUUUUUUUUAAACUGCAUUUUGAAAUUAGUCUUAUUUUGGGAUCUUUCAUGUUGAGUAACUCUCAUAGAUUUCAUAUUCAAUAGCUUUGGAGUAAUCAGUGGUGAUUAAGGUUUGCAAACCAAACUUUAAUAGAAUCAAUAAACUCCUUAUCUGCCAUUGAAGGUCACUGGACUCCCUUGCCUUUAGCUGAUCACAUUAGCAUACAGCCAUUUUGCAUUGGCAGGUGGGGCGAAUCUUAUGGCCUCUGCAAUGCUUGCAAACUUCAUAAAAGUGACACUGGAGACUUUGGUCAGCAGCUUAUCUUCCAACAGUGGUCAGCAUUCAGGCAGUGCCAGUGCACAACAAUUUGAGAGGCUUUUUGUUCAAUAAAAAUCCCUAAUGUGACAUUUGAUUCUUGUAUUUAAAUUUUGUUGGGAUCAUCAGUACGACUGUGAAAUGCUGAGAAUUCAGAAAAGUAGAAAAUCAACUCAUCUAUCAUUUUCUUUAUAAACAUAUGUUUUGCUGCCAAGAACAAAAUCAUUUGCAAGUGAGCAGCUUGGCAAAACUGCAUUUGAAUCCAUUUAAAUAUCAACAUACACAAAGCAGAAUGGAAAUUCAUUAUAAUUAAUGUAACUGUUCAGAUCAUUAAGGAAGAAAAGACCAAUGGACCAGUGGACACACACAGCUGUUGGAUGCCUGAGCAGAUGUAAAGAUGAGAUUUUAGAAAAACAUCAGAGAACAUCAGAGACAACAAAAGCUGCGCAACUGCCGCAGAGUAGUGGACUUGGGUCGAAUCUGUGAUUGGGGAUGAGUGGGUCCUGGCUAAACCUGAGCAGGCAGGCGGCAGAGGCACAGCAGCCCAGCAGGCCAGAUAAUUACAUAGCCACUUGGUAUUCUGUGCACAGCCACUAAAACAUACCAGCACAAGAUAAGUCCGUGGAUGGAGGGAGAGAUAAAGAGGAAAGAAAGGGAGGGAGAGCUGCUACAGAAGCUCUCAGGCAUACCAGACUAAAAACACAGGGCGGCUGGGUUACAAAUCAACCCCAUGCUGUGGUCCGUGAACCCAAAGACAGACUAAACUAACACUCUGCCUUAAAGAGACAGAUCUGAGAUUUAAUUUACAGAUGCAUAACAUUCAAAAUGAGUUAGAUUAACUUAACCUGACAGUAAUCUGGGACUAUGGAGGUGUUUAACUAGGUGUGCAGAACUUGUAUCACAUGUUAAUGAAUGAUAUGUGUUGAACAGUUGUACCAAAUAUUGUCAUAGCAAAGAGCUUUAGUAUUCAUCUUCAGCUUCUUAUUCAGCAGAGCAGAGCUGUGUUUGUUACUUCAAUGAAUAAAUUAAUAUAACAAAUACAUAGUUUGUGGAAAUGUGUCUGACUCAGAAAAUUUGUUUACACGCAAAAGUGAAUAUUAGUCAGGAGAACAGCGACAGAGAAUGAAGACUGUGUGGGAAAAAGGCUGCCUGCUGCAGACUGCAGGAGGACACCACUUCUAUUGGUACACACAAAAGGGCGGAGCUGCGAGGGGGGAGCAAGGGCUUGAUAUCUCAUGGGUGGUAGUGAUAUGAGGCAAGGGAGGAGGAGAGGGAGGGAGGGGAGGCAGCCGUGCUGUAUUUGGUAGAGAAUAAGUGCCACUCUGUGCUGCUCGGCUGUCAGGCGAGCUGCUGAGAGCUGCGUGCUCCACUGAAGGGUGACAGCAGAGAGACAGAGCCGCGCUGCUGGCUGUCACGGCCACUCUGCCUCGCUGUUCUCAGCUGUGGGCAGCCGCCUGGUGUGUAACCUGCUGCUGGCUGGCUGGUGGAUCACGAGUGGCUAAACAUGCCAUUUCCACUUUGUAUGGGAGAGCUGAAGCCAGAGCGAACUUUGAGCAAAUAGUCCCUUUUAAAAGAACAAAGUGCGGAGGAGGCCAGUUUUAAUACUGAAAAGGUCUGAGGUUUCAAAGUAGCCUUUGGUGAUACCCGGGCUGCAUUGCCAAGCUUACCUUUCCAUCUUAUUUACAGCAUUUAUGCAUUCUGAAAGGUUGGCUUCUGUGAAUAAUAAGAAAUCGAUAAGGAAUGAAAGACUGAGCAGGCAGGCAAUCCUUACAGUGCAGAUUCAGAGUCGUGUGGCUGCUUGGUGGACUUCAGGGAGAGAAUAUGCCACACAGGCCUGACUCUUGGCUCCUGACUGAUGAAUCAAAUGUAGUGAAGUGGAACCUCCCCGCUCUGUGAACAUAGAUUUAAAAUAACCAGCUUGGGAAACUGCAGCUCCUUGCUAUCUGGAAGCUAACUCAACUAUUUUCUUUUUCUUCUCUUGGCUCUGCUUUUUUUACUGAGGGAAUAUUCCCCAUUACUUGAUUCCUUGCUUCAUAUUUCAUUUUAUGUUUGGCUCUAUUUGAUUUUAAAGCCCAGUUUCAAUUGCAGUUCCCUUUUCAGCAACACCAAACUUUAUUUCAAUGUUAGAAGGCAAGAAAAAGCCCACUGGCACAGGCAGAAAAUCAAAUUAAUCUGGAGUUAACACAUGUAAGCAUAUUAUUUAAUAAGGGAUUUUUAAAUAAUUCAGCAGUCCUCGUGAAUCUGUCCUUUUCAUUUCUUUUUAAUGCAUGUUCAUUGGACUAACAAGUAAACAUCUAACUCAGUGCAUCCCCCAUGGCAGCUGGGAAAUGGUUCUCUAGGUCUGCGUCUCAUUUAUACUGUAUGUAUUUCAUCAUCAGCAGACCAACAAGUGUGCCUUUCCAUUGAUGGGUUUCAGUGGACCCACAUGGUCGAUUAAGAAGAUUGCAUUUGUGAUAUUUCCAACCCAAAGAGCUAUUAAGGUGCAGAUCUACACUCGAAUGCACCUAACACCCUUAGCUAUCAGGCUGCAGGACUUUAGGGAUCAUGGUUUUCUGCUGUGCGUCACAGAUACGCAAAACUCAUUUGAUUUAAUGUCACAACAUAACUGCAGUGCUUGUGGCCUGGAGCUUGACUCUAUUACUGUAUAUACUGUACGGAUAGAAAGCAGAGAAAAACCAUCAAGAAGAAACAGUUUUUGGCUUUCAAAAGACAGCACCAUCAUGUUUGCUUCAAUAUUUAUGACCUCUACAGGGGUGCUGCAAUCUCUGCACAGCAUUAAAGUUUGCCCCCUGCCCUCAAUAAAAAUGUUCUUUAUUGCACUAGAGUGAGGGGAACUCGUAACAAGCUAUUACAUGGAUGAGCUGCAUUUCUUAACCUCAUCCCCUCUUUUUAUCAACCAGAAUCCUGCUCGCUGACCCGCAGAGAGCCUCACGGCUGAACAUCUGUUUGCCUGUCCUCUACCCAUCUCUCCUCUGCUUAUUCAUCACUGCUGAGUGCCGCUCCUCUCUAUAUGUCUGUCUGUCUGUCUAAGUGCCAGACAAAAAGCCGGGUUAUUGAUCUUAACUAAAUGAAGCAGAGUCAAGGUCUUUAUAGCAGAUCUAUGUUUUAACUGACUCUGGCUGAAGGAGAAACCUGCUGUUUGACAAAGUUUGUCACAGUGGGACAAGCUCAGUGCUGAGCUGCGUCAGCCUCAUGGUUAAUGUUAACAGAGUGGCUCUAUGAAAGGGAACUGUGAUCUGAAUUUAAACUCAAAUCACACACACACAAAAAUCAUUGAUUGGCUGAUGCAGAGCUGGAUGUUUGGUGUUGGUGCAAACUCACAAACACACAGAAACACUCUCAAUAGCUCAGGGAAUGUGCCAAUUAUCAACAACAGCUGGCUUACAGUGGCCUGUGGUGACCAAAUUAGGCAGAAGGUGUUUUAUUACUUAGUGUCGCUGCGUGCCUUUGGGACUCAACAGUUGUGUCUGUUUACAAAGCUGAAGCAUACUAAUUUCAUUUUAAAUUAAUCAGCCAAUUACAGUUGAUUGUUGUUUUUUGUGAGAUACAUCCUGUGAAAUUAAUGUCUGCUACUGACCCACCACCAUCUGAAAAAACAUGAAGAAAUCUCGUUCUUAAUUAGAAAAUUAAAAUACAUAUAUAUCAGCAAGAAUUCAUAUCUUAGAUGUUCGAACACACACAUUUUGUUCACAAAAUGAUUCAACCCUUGAUUGACAGUCACCAGUUAAUAUUUCCAUCAGCCAACUCGUCACUUAUUUUCCCAAUUCUCACAGCUGAGUAAUGUCUAAAGUGACUCAUUUCCUUGUCAUUCCAACAGAAAUUUAAAUUAGGUCCAAACCAACAAGUAUAAAAGGUAAAAAAAAAAGCUCAAGCAGUCAAAAGUGAACAUGAUUCAUGUGAUCACAGAGUAUGCAGGUUGACUGUGUCUUUUUUUUCUCCUAAAGCGUGGCUGCGAUUAGCACCACCAACCUGUAAUUUCCUUUACAGGUGGAACCCUGCAGGUUUUCCAUGUACCUGUGCUUGCUUACACAUUGCUCUAAUUGAGUGCCUGUAUGCCAGUUUGACCACUAACAGCCUUCAUGUAACUUCAUCUCCAUUUACUUUAUCAAGAAACUACCAAACAAUACCUUGCUACAAGAUGCCAUCUUUGUCUGUUGCUGUUUACAUCUGGGCUGUGGAGAACUAGGGUAUUAUGACAAUUGGGCUGUAGCCAUUACCCAUAGCUAUACAUCCCCAGUUUGGACAAAACAAAUAAACAGAAUUAGGAUAGGCCCCAACAUAAUGAAAACACAAAGAAAUUGAUUAGCUGUUUGGUAUUUCCAGAGCCAACAUGUGAGAUUAAAGACUUUAAAUCAGAAACUAAAGGUGCACAUCAAAACUCAAAUCAGUAUUCACUUUAACAAACUUUUACAUACUAUUGAACAGUUGUCAUCAAUCAGUAAGCAACAUAUCAUCUACAUCAUAUCAUCAUGUCUUGAUCCUAAGUCUUUUUUCCACAUACACCUGCCUGAAAUUUUCUGGUUAAGUCCCAAAGUUGCUUGUACACACAUGUCCCACCCUGACAGUAUCAAUUCUUCCCUGUCAGACGAGGGGGGUAGGAGGGUGGGGGCUGAGGGCUGAGAGAUGAGUCGUGACAUGACAUCAAAAACAUGCUGCAGUUGCUCCACUGUGAUGUAUACAGCAUUAUCAAGGACAAAGCAACAGAGUCCUCCCAUAAACAUGGAUGCAGACAAAGAAAGGUAAGAUUAUUUAUAAAGCGCCAGUCGUACACUGACUAACAGAGACAUCAUCUCAGUGACAUCAUCCACUCGUUCCUGAGGGAUAGUUUAAUGUCCAAUGAUGGUGGUUGCUGUGUUGCAAAUGCUGACUCAUCCUUACUUCCUAUCAACCUUGAAGCAGGCAAAGAGAUGAAGCUGAAGUGGGCUUUUAGCCUUCUAUCAGAAGAUUUUUAAUAUGCUAGCUUGUCCAUCAACUCCACACUGUCCCUAGUCAUGCGAAUAUAUGUACAAUUUUGAGUCUUAACAUUAUCUUAAUGGAUGUAUUAUUAAAAUACCCUAAAAUGUACUCAGAAGUGGGAUGUAAACUUGUUUCUUAACUUAGAACUUAACUGAAGGUUCUUGACUGUACUUCCCCAUUAGCAUCAUACUUCACUAUUUGAAGUUGCUACUCAAAUCUUUUGUUAAAGAUACAGGUUUCUGUAUGUCAAUGCUAAGUGUAAAUCCACUGAUGUGCUAACAUCUUCACUGCCUAGGUUUUGAAAAAGACUCUCUUUCUUCAGCCUCUGAGUUUUUUUUAAAUCAUACAACGUUUCUUGUCCAGGGUCCAUACUGGUUGCAUAAUUCUAAAUCCCACCCCUGCCAACUCACUCAGGAUGAAUUAACACAAAUAAUUCAAGCUGCAUUCACAUAUUUGAUCAACCUUUUGGCAGAAUUUUUACAAAGUGGCAGGCCCGAAAGUUCCAGACAAAAUUUAGGGUGAGUAACACUUGUUUUCAUCUGCCUAUGCUUCAGAACUUGUGGGAGUUUCAGGAGUGUGGUGCGUUUGUGCACAAAUUAGAGUAGCUCACUACUUAAAAAUAAAAGGUUCAGUCAUCCCAGGCUCAAAAUGAGUUUGAUUAGUCUGAAGCCUCAAAGAGCUCGCUGUUUGAACACUGGCAGUACCUUUGUAUCUUUAUUGACUGCAAUCAGCAGUUAUUUUUGCCAAAGAAACCUAUUCUAAAAUCUCAACACAACACUUAACUAUCAUUGAAAGUAGAAUAGUAGAAAAUGAGGCAUCUUAUUCCCACGUUUAGAAGCUUGAAUGGUUUGCCUUAAAAGAAGUUGGAACAGUUAAAGUUCCAAUUUAGCUCAAGCAAUUAAUCAACUGAUUGUUUCAGCCCUUAAUAACUUACAACACAACAAACCCUGCCAUGCCAGAGUUGAUAAUUAGAAUGAGAUUGCAAUGGAACAACAACACAAUAACUGCGCCCCUAUCAUCUGAUGCUUCUCACAGACAGAAGCAGGGAUACAGUCAUGCAGUGUAACCUUUGGCUCGGGCAAAGUGAAACUCCUGGCUGACACAAAGGCUCCUCCUAAGCAGAGGGGUUGCAGGGUUACGCUGGUCUGCAGACAGGGCACAUUGGAAGGUGUGGUGCUGAUUUUCAUGCUGUGGCAAAGGUCAUGUGGUGCAAUGGUCACAUUAAUUAUGUAGGAGUGUGUCAGAAGAACAGCUAAGCCUCUGACCAAGAGGUCAGCCAAGAGGUCUCGACUGAAACAAAGGAAGACUUCAAACAUGUGGAGAGGCAGAUGUACUUUUUCAUCAUAUUUUCACAUCAAAAUGUGCCCGAUGAAGGUUUUCCUCAGAGGUAAAACAGGGUUCCCUUCUUUAAAGAUUGAUUGAUGCUAUGCCUGAAUGAUCACAUCAUUUUGGGGGCUCAAAAUCUCAGCACUUGAACUUGUACCCUCAAAACAGAGAUCAAGUUUGUGGGAAUUAAGAACCUAGAGGAGAUUUCCAGACUCUGGCAGUAAAGAAAUGAAGGUGACAUAAAAGUACACAUAAAUUAAGCACUAAUGUGUGACAUACUUGGAUAAAUCUGUUUAUACUGUUCAAAUAACACCAAAGGACAUAGCAUGAUAGAGCCUGUCCACUACCAUUCAUCUUCAUUUGUCUUGGUCGAGGUGCUAACAAAAACAGAGUGACUCAGCGAGGAAAGAGAGAGAGAGGGAGUGUGGAGGGAGUUGAUUUCCCACAAGAACAGUGGGAUGUCGGUGUGUGGAAAAGCCUGUGUGCAGGACUCAAAGGGAUCCAUUGACAAAACAGGCUCAACAAUUUGUAAGUUAAAUUUUGAUGUUGUGUGUUAUCAUCGGAAAACAACAAAUGAAUUCUUUGUAUUCGCCCUUUAUAACUACAGACAGAGCUGAUCAUCCCCCCAAGGGUUUGCAGUGUAGUACCGCCAUCUUCCCAUAAAAGCCAAGUAUGGACAAACCAAUUUUUUUUGUUUGUUUGUUUGUUUUUCAGAGUUUUUUCUGGCUGCUUUUGGUUUCCCUUUAAACUGAUUUAGCUGCAAAUUUAUCUCUGAAUCCUUCAUACUGGUACUUUGACAAGGCUGCAGUCUCUACUGAACCUCAAUUCUAGAGAAGAUUUCAUUUACCAUGUUUGCAUUUGUCCUGAUACUUCAGAAAGGACUGAGAAAUUGGUUGCCGUUCAUUCCUCAAGGUUGUGAAUUCCAUUGUGAAGAAGUCAUAUUCACUCCAAACUGCAUUCGUUUUUCAGAUCUCAUUUCACCUUUCCAUUCCUAUUUCCUAGACAAUUAUACCCUGUCAAGACCUACACUAAACAAAACAUGGUGGGGAAAGUAUAUGUGAUUCUUUCGCAAUGUAACUGUCUCUCUUUCAGAAAUUUUGUCUCAGUCUAAACUAUUCAGAGUUUUCAUCAUGUUUAAGCUUUCUUGCUCUCAAAGUUUCUUGACUGGGGUUUCAGCCAGUGGGCUUGUGUGUGAAGUUUGUCGCUGUCAUUUUAACGAUUACUAAGUGAUUAGUGGUUCAGUGGGAGCCCUGAGGAGCCUCAUCAAGCAAAUUGCACUGAUAAAGAAGUGUUUGUAUCGUAUCUGUUAUUUUAAAUUAAAUCAGAUUAAAAUGUUAUCUGAAAAUAAUCUUGAGAAAUCAGGGCUGAUUGAGUUUUUUUUUUUUUUUCCUGAACUGGCAGCAUCUUUUUUUCUACACAAAACCAAUGCAGUCAUGCAUUUAUUAAUGCUUAGCAUCCUCAGCCCAAAAAGGCCUCCAGAGUUAGCUGGUUUCUCUCACUGUGCUCAUGGUAUUCUCAGUUCAAAGUAGUUUCACUUCAGGACUAAUGACAAACUUGUCAAUGUCUAUACCCAACCCAUCGAUGUCAAAGGGGGAGGGACUUCUUAUAUUAACAUUGUCGACAUCAACGGUAGAGAUAAAGCUAACCAGACUUGUGAAGUUAAAACUGUCCAGGUCUAGAGUUGCAGUUUCGACAAUUUACACCAAUACAAUUCCUUUCUAUUUUUUUAUUACCAUUUACCUUAUUUGCAAAAUGUUCCUAAAUAGAAGCACAUUUAUAAGAAUGCAAAACUAUUUCAAACAGACCUGACUGCUAAGGGAAGCAGAAGUGCUUUGAGAUGAUGUCCUUAUCCUAGAAGCAGUGAGCACCAGCACAAAUGAAGUGCUGUUGGUGGACACAGGCCCUAAAAUAUCGAUGUGAAGAUCUUGAAAUCGCUGCAGCCACUUUUUAGUCUCCUAUUGUCACUGCUUCAUCAGAUUCGAAAACGUUUGUAUUCUUGCCUCUAACAUGAUGACAGACGUUGGAGAAGUGACCACACAGAGGUAUUAAGUAAGGGUGUGUCAAGACUUUUUUUUAACAACACAAAUUGAUGGAUAGCGUUUAAUAUCGUGAAAGUAUCAACAAAUGAAAAUGCCACAAAAUGUAUUGAAGUGAAAGGAAAAGUACAGGCAGCCUGCUUCAACAGAGUGCUCUCAUAGAUGGUUUUCACACAAGACCAGGUGGCCACUGACAGGGCAAACGGCCAAUCAUAGUUCAGGACUUUGGGUUGUCACCUGAAAUGGCCAAUUUCAAUGAGAGCCAUCCCUCCAGACAUAACUCGUGGUAUUAGAGUGUGCUUACUGCCCAAAUCAGUGGUAGUUUCAAGUUGAGAGUGUAUCACUGCGAGUCUGCUGGUCAAGAUUUCUUGAUUCAAAAAUUAAUGUAUGCCGAUAUUUCUACACAAAAAUACCAUAGACAGAGAAUCAUUUAUCAUCCAACAUUCAUUUACCUGUGGAUAGAUGAUUGAGCAUUUUCAACUGUGCAAUAAAACACACUUAAACACACAUCAUUAACCUGCAUAGCCACACAUACACAAAAAGGCUACAAACACACAAACCAGAUAGACAAGGCACAUUUUGGGUGACUAAACCACAACAGGUGCACCUCUGACAUAACAACCUCCCUCCACUGAGUCGUGACUUAAUUAACAGCCUGCUGGCCCAACACUGAACACAGCACAUAAAGAAGAGGCUAAUUGACAAGACAGGGCAGGUAAAACUGAAAGAGCUCAAAUGUCGGAAACAACCUUCUGUGGACAUUUUCAAAUCCCAACCCAAAGAACCAGUGAUCUCUGUCCUUUCUGCAUCAGUCACCACUCCUGCUGUUGUUGCAUUCACCCACAUCCACAAUCCACUUUUAAAUAUGACGUCUGUUUUGGCUUUCAGGUGGCAACAAAGAGAAAGACAAACUAACAGGACACAGACAGAGAGAUUAAAGAAACAAAGAAGCUGCACAAAAGGGCAGGAAGUUCAGACAGUGACAGUGAGAAAGCAGUCAGCAGAGCUUGCUAAAUAGAUACCAUCUGGUCCGGCUUUGAGAGGCCAUUUAUGUAAGGACAGUAUGCAGCCAGCAGAGACAGCCAGGAGGAUGGAUCCUGCAGCUGCCCAAAUCUUUCUGUCUAUAUCUUUAUUUCAUUUGUCAAAAACAACAAGGGGGUGGACUUUGCAGGCAGCCAGCGUGUCAAGUGAGGUUUACAGAAAUUGAAAAUGUAGUGCUUACCUUGCACAUGAAAGGGAAUCACGGUCUGGAGCUUCCUACAAGAGUGAGAAAAUAAGGAAGAGCCAAUUAGAUGUGAGAAAUACUGAGAAGAAUUUAAUGACAGUGUCUGGAUGUGUGCAUGAUCAUCACAUGAUGGAGUAAACAGAUUUAUGGUUACAAGACUAAAUUCAACCAUACAGUAAAUUGAGCUACAUCCAUUUUAGUCUGCUGAACCCACAAGGUUUUACAUAAUCAAAUCCUGUAGAUUAAAGAUACAAUAAAAAGUUCAUCAGUUAGAAAGUCCAGGACUUACUUUUAUAAAUCAGCUGCUCUUUUCCCCACAAUGUGAACUGGCUGAAUUGUCCUGUAGGAUGUUCUGUGCGACUGGCCGGGGCAGCAGCCUGCAGUGACAGAAAGGAUUAGGCCCAGUGCCGAUGGCUUCAUUUGAUUGGCUCUCUCAGUGCAAAGGCCUGUCUAUCACAAACCAAAUCCUUUUAAUAAACAGCAUAAAUAUUUAGCAGAGGUUUUACCACCUCUAGGGAUUGAAAGCAUAUUGAAGACAGUGGUGACCCUGCUGCCAAAAUCCCUUUAAUGUUUGCAGCUUCCUAGAGGCCAGACAUGUGACAGGCACAGUCUCUUUGUCCAGGAUGGCUCAUUUCACAGUGCACUGGGGAGAUUAUUGUGUCAACUCUUUCAUAAUCCUAACAGGAUUUUUGCAGAUUCAAGGAUUUGGAACAUUUGAUAGGAAACGCCGGCAGCUAGCGUUCCAGGGUGACGGGGGAUUUCUCAUUGAUUGAAGAGGAUGUAUAUGCAACUUUGUAUCACAUAUGAGUGUAAAAUUAGACAAAGCCUUUGUCAUUUCAAUUGAAUAAUCUUUUCCGAUGUUUAUGCUCCAAAAUGUUCUAAGCUAUGGUUAAGGCGUGUUUUUUUCAUGGAAGAGAAACACGUGCAAAAAAAAUUGUAAAGCUACUAAAACACUGCGAUCAGUCUGAUCCAUAAUCAUUUUUAUUUCAUUGUCUGAGAUAAAUCCAUAGAAUAUACACAGUGUGUAUUUACUAAACUAUUAUCUGUGCAUGUGACUCACAGUGCGGUGCAGUAUCUGUGUUUUUCACACUUUUAAUCGUCAUUUAAGCCGCAGUGGACUUCUUUUCUCAUGGGAGACUGCAGCUGAUCCAAUGAUGACUUUUACUGGAAUGACUGUGCAAGUCACCCUGCAAUCCCCACUGGCAGAUGAUAUUCUCCAUUUACUGUCUGGCUAUAAUCCAAUUAAAGUAAUUCAUCCCUAAGCCUUUGACCUCACUCAGGCUUUAAAGAAAAUACUAUUGCACUGAUUGAUUGCAGUCUCCAAUUAGACUUUUUACACCUUGUUACCAUUAAGUUAAUAUGACAGGUCUUCUCCUCAUAAAAAAAACUUAAAUGGGCCAAAAAUCUUUAUCUUUUGGGUGUUAUUUUAUCUGCUCUGUGACACAAAUUGUUUGUCACUUUGUUAGACAAAUUUUUGUGUAAGGUGGAGUGAAACUCAAGCGUUUGUCCAGUACACUUUGUUUAAUAGAAAUCUUUAGAAAAUCAGACUGUGCAGCCCAGGCUAGGAGCUCCAUGAUGCUAACUGAGCACCUACCGAGUACACCACUACCAUCAAAUUUAGUACAUAAGGUGCACUUUUGAUUUCUUUUUUUGUUAUCUGAAAAUUGUCUGCAUCCUACACACCGGUGUGACCUUUAUCCAACAAUCGCAUGUGAAUAUAAUUUACUGUUCUGCUGUAUUUUACCAAGAAGAUAACGCUUGAAAUAGCAAGAGGCUGCCUUACUGUGCAAAGGAUGCCGGAUACAAAGCAAGGCAGAGGAAAAGAGAAAAGUUGGUAUAGUGUUAAGGAAUCAAACUUUGUGGAGUGUUGAUGAUUGACAAGACUCCUCAGGUGACCAGCUUGAGUCCUGGGGAAUUGGUAAGCGAGCAGUGUGUCCAUCUUAUAGACUUUUGCAUUCAGAUCGCUGUGAAUCUCUGUUAGACCCAAACAGCAGGCUUAGACACAGUGAGAUUUCCAACAUCACAACAGCAAGCUCCUCCCCUGGAGCCCUGCAAUGCAGGCUAGACUCGAAGAAGUAGAGGAUGGUCGCGGAACAAGCGUGUGUGUUAACAGACCUUGUACGAUUGCAAAGCUCAUAAGAAAGCUAAUUAUGAUAUUAACUUUCAUAAUUUCUCCAAAGACAUUAGUGUCUGAGAGCUGAAUAGCUCCUAUGUUACCUGCCACUUGUACUACACUGUUAGGCUGCAAGCUAGCGUGAAGAGAAGGUUGAAGAGCAGCGCUGUCUCCAUCCAUGAUUCUGAGGCGAAUUGCUAAUGAGCUCCUGCAGCUCUGCAGAAGAAAGGCCCUUGAAAAUAACACAGGUAACGUGAUUUUGACUAAAACUUCAUCACAAUUUAAAGACCACCAAGAACACUUUAAGUUGUAAAAAAAACGGAGUGGGACUUUAACAGAUGGAACAUGGGUCAAACUAUACGAUACAAAAUACAUAUUUCUUUUCUGAGCAUGUGUGAUGUUGUCACAGUGAAUUCUUCAAGUGCAGAAUAGAGGAUGAAUGAUAAGUCCUGAAGUACUUCAUCAGCACAAUAUAUCAGCGCUUCUUGAACUUCUUGAAGAAGCAGUCUUUUGGCUUCACAUUUCACAAAGAAAGGAGCAUGGUGGAUCAGUGUCAGUCAGCUGUCAGCUGCCUGUCGCUUCCUUACGCCUAUCAGCAUUUUUGAUGGCUAAGCUCAACUAUUGUAUCAGUGUAGUUAGUAUAGUAAUGAAAACCAACUCCACUAGAAAGAACUGGAGUACUUUGAUGGUACUGUUAGCAUGCCUACUUAUGCAUAAAGAUAUAGCUAUCAUAAUAACAUUUUGUACAUUAUUACUGUGCUAAGCAUAUUCUUUUCCAAAGCAUAGGAAAAAACUUCAGAAAUUUUUAGCUUGAACGUGAAGCUGAGGCGUGUGUUGAUUUAGUUUUGCAAUUCUUUACUCAUAAAUUAAACUAAAACAAUUUCUGUUAUUUCAAGAGCUGACAGUGCUGGGCGUAAAGUUAGGGAUUUCACGAGACAUUAAGUUUCAGUACAUGAGGACUAUAAAUGCUUCAACAAGACUGUACAGACUUACAGGUACUUCAGUGGCUGACUAACCUCCAUCCUCCUUUAGGAACACUCAGAGCCAUGUCACAAACACCAAUAAAACUUUGAAUACCUUAAAUCCAAAUCUGCCUGUUAAGACUGCUGACAUUCAGCAUUCAGGCCGACAUAAUCAAAAGUAAUAAAAAGUCCAUUCAAAGCAUUUUCUAAUAACACCACAAACUUCACAACAACAGAGCAGUACACAACUGCAGCAGUAACUCCACACAUAAACCAAUAUUAGAUUCAUUAUUAGAUUCACUGCAUUGCCAGCUCUGAUGCAGAUGCAUUUUUGUGGUGGUAAAUAAUUCAGUCAGCUAGAGAAAUGAGCUUGGUCUGUUCAUCUGUCAGUCAUAAAUAAUCCCUGAGAUAGUACUCACCUAUUGUCUAACUUCUCAAGGCACUGAUCCAAUAAAUCCCAGCCACUUAGGCCUCUCCUCAAUUUCCAGCUCAUGCUGCACAAGUCCCAAGUUUCUUCAGUUGAUUCCAUCUCAGAUUCAAAUUAUAAUUCAUACUUCAGCCAUUUACCAGACACAAUUAAUCAGAGAGAUCAACAAUUAGUGCAACAGUGAAAUAAGUGAAAAUUCCUCGAGCAUCAACAGGGUAAGCAGGCAGAUAAUUCAGAGUGCCAUGUGGAAGUGCCAUGGUAAUUGUCACUGGAAUGGACUCUUUAAUUCCUAUUAAACCAUAAUUAGGACUCUGCAUUCUAGAGGCAGCAUCCAAAAGGCUAAGCCACAGCCUCUGCAUAUGGGAAUAUGCUAAACUAAUUGUGUCUGAAUGAUGUCGUACGAGUAGAAUUAAUACUGCAUUAACUUCCUUUAAGUGCAUAAAUUGGAGUUGUCGAGCUCAGUGUCAAGCAUUCUCCUUACGAGUAGAUGUACAUUUAAUCAAGUUUAUAAAAUGUUAUUUACUGAGCAAGAUGUAAACAUUUAGCAGAUAGUUUUUUGUUUGUUUGUUUGUGUUCUGAAAAGUAAUACAUCAUUUCAUAAAAUGUGGUGAGCCAUGUUUCUUAAGGGCUAAUAAGGACGCUUUCUGUAUUGGAGGAUUUUGUGAUUUUCCUUUCAUUAUAGUACCUUAUACCAGUGGCGAUUGCUCUAAGACUGCAAGGGAAGCUCGGCUUCCCUUAAAAUGUCACCCCCCCAAAAAAAGAAAAAGUGGUGAAAUACGUACGGCUGUGUGUACAUUUCAUUAACUAAAUACGCACUAGAAAGCCUUCAACUUUUGUUCAGACACUGUGAUAAGAAGCUGAUAAUCACAGGUGACCGGCAUAACUUCGUUCUCAUUCAUCCUCGCAGCGCCUCGGCGCUUUAAACAGCCGGACGCUGGGCUUCUGCUGACUUCAAUGUGGAAGCUUAAAGUGGGUUGUUCCAGCAGCGAAACUAGACGCUCAUUGGAUAAAUGCUGGGCUUUGUCCCGCCCAAUGGAAGCUAAGCUUCACUGGAGUUCUAUGGCGAGAGGGCGGUCCCGACUUUCUCCCGGACUCCAAGCUUCUGCAUUCAUGAUUGGAUGAGCUGUCUGAGGCGAAAUCCUUUUUUGAUUGACAGCUAAACAAGCGAAUCAGCGAUCUUGAAGAAUAAAACAUCUACCAGAGCAUUUUCCAAGUCAUUCAUUCCGUUGUUCUUAACUGCUCCAGAGACUUUACCGAUCCUCAGCGACUUUUGUCUUUGUUAAAAACGACUGCCGUUGUGUUUGGCGACUCUGUUCUGUUACAUACUAAUAAACAAAUAGAAUUAUGAUGUAGGCCAGAAAAAUGAGCUUCCCCUCCUUGAAAGACCAGCAGCCGCCACUGCCUUAUACCUAUUUAAAACAUUUCUCCUGAUCUUUAUUGGUAGUUACAUAAUUUAAAAGCUGAUGGCUCAGAAGAAUACAUUAUGUAAUCAUGCAGUUCAAUAUCCGGAUUUGUCCCUGAAGUAUCAACAACCAAUGACUAGUUGACUCUCAAAAUAAUCAUUAGCUGUAGCCACAGGCACUAUCCCAUCUAAAAUUCAGUAAAAACCCGUAGAGACACUUUGUUUCCCACAUAAACUGUAUUGAACAUCGGCGUGGUCUUGAUUCUACUUCUUAUUGGUUUCUAAAGAGGCAUUAAGAAUCACAUAUUAACUCCAGUUAGCCUCUGGCUAUAGAAACUGGCAAAGAAGGAGAGCGCAGUCUUGCCACCUGGCAAACAGCUACAAUGAACCCACCUGCCAGUCACAUCAGCUCCAGUCCUGAUUAUGCCUAAUUAUGCGUAACUCUUGGCUUUUUUUUUUUUCAUUUUGUUUCCCUUCUUUUUCAUUCACUUUGAAUGAUUUUUUUUCACUGAGGGCUUUAUACACCUUCAUUAGAGAGGAUAGGACAGAGGAUAGUGUGAGAAAUGGAGGGAAAGAGUGAAGAGUGACAUGUGGGCUGCCUGCUUGGGGAAGCCUCAGCACAUGGGCUGUGCCUUGCACGGCUGGCACCCCUUAACUUUGAGCUUUGGUAUAAUUAGAGUAAGUAGAUUACAUGAAAAUGUCUCCUUGUGCAGCUGUCAUGAACAAAAUGGGAUCUAGAGACAGACACUGCUUCUUUUUUUUUUUUUUUUAGUUUUUCCCCAGGCUGCUCACAUGCUAAAUUUUGUUGUAAAAGGUGGAUUUCAAGAUUGGUCAUGAGGGUUUGGGGGCAGGGCUCAAGUGGACAUACUAGGGACUGCAGUUUUUUUACACGACUACAAGUCCUCAUUUUUUUAUCCAUGUGUUUUCACUUUGUUUCCACAUGGGCUUUGCUUAUUUUAUUGCAUUAAAGAGAGAGCACCCUCCCCCUUUUUUUCAGUUUUUGGGAUUUAGUGCAGCCACAGAGAUAAAAUAUCAUGGUUGAAUGCCUCAUUUUCAAUUUUGAUGUUCUUAUCUCUUAUAUAACCAAGACAUACUAUAGUUAAAUUAUAUAGAUAAAACUUGGCUGUGGGUAUUUAAACAAACAGACAAAGAAAGCAUUUUUCUUUUCGUUUAAGUUACAUCACAAGAAAUGAUUGCUACAUUAAUCCUAAAAUACUUCUUUUUCUACAAGAACAUGUCUCAUUUGUCCCAAGAUAAAUCAGGGAGCUGUUUACUUGCUGUUGCACUUCAGCCUCCAAGUCUUGAUGGAUCAAGUAUUUACAGAUUGCAGGGAGUAAUUAUUUAAAAUAGUCAUAAAACACUAAAAAGUAACUAAAGACAGAAAAGAGCUUUUAGCUUUGGUGUUUUUUUAGCUGUUACGUAAUAAGCCAGAAAACCUCUCAAAGCUUACAUCAUACUCAUUUCUUAUUGCUUUUAAAUACAUCGUGCAACAAAGUUUGAUUCUGGUCAACAACUGCAAACUACAGACCUUAAUGAGAGACAUUCAUCAACACACCUCGGAGUGAAUUUUAAAUCUUAUUCGUCUCCACUGUGGCUGUUUACAAAGGUGUGUGCUGGCUUAUUCACUGACUGAUAACUGAAACUAUUCAACACUGCAGCUGAAUGAAAUGCAGUGUUCCUCCAAGCUAAUGAUAAACCUGUCGGAACGAAAGCCUGAGAAGAAGAUAAGUUAAAGGUCAUUUUUCUCAGACCUGACGACAAAGCAGGGAUGUGGUGCCCCAACUCCUGCAGCCUGAGGAAACACUGGCAUCUGGUGACAGUGUCUGCAGGGUGAUUGGAGAGCGUCUGGCCAUAGUUGUAGCAGCCACAUCACUAUUCUCAUCCACCCACCAUCCCUCCAUCCACCAGAGCCUCAACAAGCUACCGUGAGCAGUAGUCAUAGCAACGAACGGGCUAGCCGGUGCCCUUGGGGAUCAUUUCUUGACAGAAUUCCUCGGCGUCCUCUCUCUGUAAAAGGUCGGCCCCUCUGCUGAAUGGCUGUUUAUCUUUGCAGGCGUGUGAGCCUCGGUGUCCCCCUGGCUAUAGCUCCAUCGCUCUCCCUUCUGUUCACUCCUUCCCCGCCACUUACUUUGACUGCCAAAACCUCAUCUCUAAAUUAAGUGAAGGAUUCAAAGCUGAAAAUUCUGUGUGGUAACCACAGAGCCGCAGGACAAAAACAGUCAGAGGAGGAUGCAUCCCUCUGUUUCUGAUUCAAUGACUAAUAUGUUUGCUCUUGUAAGGACACUGAUGGUGGCUGUGCACAGCUUCAGCUCACUAUUUCACCCUGAUAUCUGCAAAAUGCUCAAGGACUAUCAAGAGUACGAACAGGGCUCAGUGAAUAAUGGACAAGGUGUAAGUGCAGGCUAUUCACAACCAGGAUGUUUAUAUUGUCUCCUCUCUGAGGUCACAAAUCUUGGCUCCUCAGCACUCAAGAGGAGGCGCUUACUGACAUUUUUAAUGACACACCUGAUGAAUGGCGAGUCAGUGGCAGCUCCUUAAAGACCACGACUGAGGGAGUGUCUUUAAAGCUCCUGCAGAGGGGGAUAGAUAGAGGAGGGAGGAGACAUUAGAAGGACAGAAAGAAGGAGAAUAAAUGGGUAGUGAAGUGCACUGUCAGAAUCCAUUGAGGGAAUAAAAGGAGAAAAUAAUCAUUCUCAAUCAAAUGCAUGUAAUCCCUUUUAGAGGCAGAACCAGCUGCUGCAGCAUCAUCUGUCACAGCUGUGCACUUUUGAUACAGACAAAUAAUCUUUUGUAAGUCAGCUGAAUAUUGAAGACCGACAUUUUGAUUCCAAACUAAUCUUUUUAAAUGAUUAGUGUCAUAGGAAUUCAAAGCACAAAUGGCUAAAUGGAUUUUUUGCCAUGGCCUGAGUUCAAUAUGGAGCCUAUCAGCAACAAAUCAAGCCUCAUCUGAUACCACGAUACAAGGUAGAGAUCGGUAAUGCACGAGUGCUAUUGCAAAUGAGCCGUGCUCCCCUGUGAGGCAAUGUUAUCAGAAACAACAAGUGACAAGAAUAUCAAUCUGAACUAUUGACUAACGUGACUCAGCCCUCUGUUUCUGUCAGUUUGUCUCAGCCUGUGGCCCCCUAGAAACAAGUCCGCUCAGCGAAGCCCUGCACAAUAAUACCGAAGAGAGCUGCCAUGCUCUUUAUCGCUCUCUUUUCUUUCUGUUUAAGCCCGUUUCCACAAUCAGUGUCUCAUCUUCCGCCAGCAAUCAUCAGAGUCCCAGAUCACAAAUGUAAGCUUAAAUAUCUGGCUCUCUCCCCUUCACAUAAUCAUUUCCACCCUUUUUUUUCUUUCAGUCGGUUUUCUGCCACAAACACAGAAACCCACGUGUCGCACAUAAUCACACAAAGACACACACAAACACACACUCUUUCAGUAAUCUUGCUUUCACUGCCUCCCACACAGGCAUCUGUAAAAGAGCAUGUGUGGUUCACAGCAGUACCUUGCUUGGUUCACACUGAGAAAAGGUUGGCAGAUUCAGAGACCUUAAUGUGCUACUGACUCGACUCUGUGUGCAUUGUGUUAGAGGUCCCUGAUAAUAGCCGUUUAAGUAAAAGCAGGACACAAAAAUCACUUUUAGCACUUUAGUUUUAAGCAAAAUGCAAUUGACUUCACUUUAGUGUGGCCAAGGAGCCAAGAAAGAGGUGUCAAACAAGAUGUCAAUCCAAUUUAGCCAAAUGAGCCAACUACAACAAAGAAAGAACAUUUACAUUUUAGCUCACAUCUUUUCCACCUCAACUCUGAAAAAAUACAGACUUGAUUGAUUUUUUUUUAACAUUCAGACAAUAGAUAACCAUUUUAUUGGGUUCAAAUGUUUAACUUUGAUCCCAUCUUUUAAUCAAAGUAGAAAAGGGCAACCUUUCCAAUUUUUUGACGUGUUAAGAAUUUUUCUUGAAAUUGCUUUAAAAAUGUAUGUGCUGUGUAUGGGCUAGGCUUCUGGUACAAAAAAGCGCAAAUCUACUAAUUUGGUGAAAAUAUCUUGCAGCAUUGUGGAAUCAAAUAGUGCUUGUUGCAUCAUCUUGCAGUAAAUGAAAUGUGUUGAAGUCUUGUCUGGUUGUACAAGCAUGUUCGACUGUUCUUUACAUGCUUUAAAGAUUGUUCAUAAAAUCUUCAUCACACUCGGCUGUAGUAUUGCUGGAGACUCGUGGGACUGUGGUGUCAAGUGUGAAGUCGAUUGGAUGAGUGGUUCUCAGGAAGGGUGCGGGCAGCUCUACUGCAGUUCUCUACAUGCGCUUCACACUUCUGGGGGGGCAAGCAAUCAACCCUUUGCUCCCAGAGGGCAACCAAUCCCGUCUACCAUGUGCUCUGAACAAGCACCUCGCUACUACUGCAGAGGAGUAUUGUCGCUGUGGAGAAACAGGGAAUGUUUCAUCUUUGUUUGUUUAUAUUUCCUUUCUUUCCUUGUGCAGGUGAAUGAUUGCGAAACAGAGAAGGGUCUUCGCAGUGCGACCUUGUCCCAUGCUGCUCCCUCCUCUCAGGGGAUGGCCAAGGUCCAGGAUGGACACAGUAACGCAUGUGACAGGUAACAUUUUACUAGACAUGUCGUUGAUAGUUUUCUCUGCAAAAAGCAGUCUGUCUUUUCCAAAUGUACAUGAAUGGAUGGAUUUUGGUUUUUGUUCCUUCCAGCCCUGAAAUGUUAGAGGAGAGCCAGGAUGGUAUGGACAGUGGUACCCUAAGUCCUGCCACAGCUCGACAGGUCACCAUCCAGCGCCACCCAACUCAAGGCUUCGGCUUUAUCGCAGGCAGUCAGAGGCCUGUCAUUGUACGCUCCGUCUCUGCCGGUAAUUUGAGAAUGAGAUGCAAAUACAGGGAAAACACAGAGAAUAUCCACUCAUACGGAAUUUGUCUCUUAUUGUUUGUAUGACUUUGUAUGCUGGCUGUGUGUCUCAUCUAACAUGCAGACGGCCCUUCCUUUGGCAAACUUCUCCCGGGAGACCAGAUCUUGGCCAUUAACGAAGAGACGGUGAGCGACGCGCCCCGAGAGAGAGUCAUAGACCUUGUAAGGUAACAUCCUUUACUGUCCCAGGAGGGUGGGAGGGGGAGGGCAGGGGGCCAGGAGGGACCAGCAACAGGGCAAGUGGAGAUAAAAGAGGACACGGGUAAAGAGAGCGGAUCAAAAGGAACAAAGUGUUUCUUAUUCCCGGUGAUGCGUUUCAUCAAUAUGAACCUGUGGAUGAGUCAGUGCUUGAGCAGCUGAAGGACAGUGAGGAAAUGGCAGAUAUAAACCCGCAAAAGCUCUCCAAAUACUGUGCUGUCCGCGGCGUUAUCUAACACACUCCACUCUCUGUUGUCUCUCCACAGACGCUGCAAAGAGACUAUAGUUCUCACUGUGCUGCAGCCCCAUCAGGUAGUAUAAUGGGACACUCACUCUCUUUCAUGUUCUUUCCCUUAGGAUUCACUCUCUCCCUCUUCAUCUGUCUUGACACUUUCCUGUCUCUCUGAAUCAUACAGAAACGCCAAACAGAAAUCUGUUCCAACAGUGCACAAUAGUGCAGUGCAGACAUACAGUACAUUAGUAUUCAUGGCCACGGUCGGGCCUACGCUUCAGAGUAAUUUCUUUUUUCGGUUGCCCCUUUCAGAACAGCUCCAUAUAAAGCACAUCCAAGGCACCUACAUCUGGCCUUUUUAGAGAAAGAUGGUGUACGUCUCUAUCCACAUAACAGGAAGAGAGGAACUUAUUCAGCAGACCAUUCAGCCAGACAUUUUUAGAAGAUGAAAAACAAUUUAGAGAACCUAUUGGAUUUAUACAUAUCAGAUUUGUGGGGAGGGUUCAUCCAGAGCAUAAAACAGUCCUCAUUUUUUGAGUUUCGCAGCAUUUCUGCAGAAGUUGGCCCACAAGUUAACUCUAAAGGUGAACAUUUUUACUGAUCUUUCACUAAGCAGCCUAAAAUUGAUAAGUAUUUUAACUUUUAUCAGGUGAUCCAUGUUUGCUGUGUCGCACUGCGGCAGCAUUAGGCACGUCUCUUUAGCACAGGCAGUCACAGGUGCUUUUUUCUCUCAUUUUGGUCUAUUCUUUCAAGCUAACUCCAGAGCUUCUCUUCUCUCUCUCUCUCUUCUUAUUCUCAGUCACCUAAGUCUGCCUUUAUAAGUGCAGCCAAAAAAGCCCGCCUGCGAACCAACCCGCCCAAAGUGCGCUUUUCCGAGCAAGUGUCCAUCAGCGACCCAGACUCAGUAAGUUCAACGAGUUUUGUCUCUCUUGACAUGGACAUGUAAACACAUGCUCUCAGCCUUCUUCCAGAUCACACUCUUUUGUUUGAUUAGAAAUUGCAGAAAGCUUCUAGUAGCCACUCUCCAUCCUCUUAUGCAAGCCCGAGCUUCUCUACUGUGUGAGCCUUUGGUUCAGCUGUUAAGCCUUGAACAAACUGCUCCUUGAAUCACUCGAGUUCUUGCAGGAGAAACUCCAUUUUACAAGCAUUCAAACCUUUUUUUAAAGCACGUACAAUAUCACAGAGAAAUGUUCAAUCAUUUGUUCAUUUCAUAAAUAAUCGAGAUCUUUUGGCAUAAAAUUUGACUUGCAUGGUUGCACAUGGAAAAUCUAUCAUAUUCACAUAUUUCUGGACUGACCAAUCAGCACAUCUACAGAUGACACCUGUGUAAGAGGACCACAAUAUCUCAUAUUGUAACCUAUUGUAACUUAACCUAACCACAGAAAGACUGUUUGCGAAUCAGUCAAUGACUGCAAAGGAAGGCAAAGAAAAGAAAUACAAUUUAUUUUCAGUAAAUGCCGUAGGUGUUUUUAAAAAGGAGAGCACUUUACUGUGUAUCUAUUAUUUGAAUUUUGUGUCAUGCAGCUAACUUUUUGGGGGAGUACCAAGUCUGCGGUGGUCAGUAAGUACCUACCAAAAGUGUCCCAAGAAAGGAAACCCAAUGCACAGUAACAAGGUCUUAGGCUGCAAAGGUUAAUUGAUACACAUGGGCAGCAAAAGCUUGUUUGCGUGGUCCAAUCCAACAGAGGAGCCACGGGACUUGGUGCUGGUUUUGAUGAAAAGUUGUCAGGACAAAGGAGCUAGUUUGGCACAGUUAAUGGAGCAGAAGUUUGAUGCACAAAGACCACAGAGUUAAAGGCUCAACUUCCAGUCCCAGGAUUAUCUGGUUCAUGUCAUAUCCUAAUAUCUCCUUACAUUCCCUGUACACCUGUACAUAGAAAAGGCUGAAAAAGCCCACAUAACUGGUCUUACAAAAAGGUGCAAGAAUGCAGAGUGCAUCACAGCUUUUCAAGGCUGUUGGAGCUGCACACCAGGUGCCCAUGCUGAUCCCUGCUCACCACUGAAAGCACCUCCAACUGGCACGAAAUCAUGAGAACUGGACUGUGGAGUGAUGGCAGAAAGAAGCCUGGAACAAUACAGCAGUGUUGACUUGGUCUUCAAAAUCACAGCUCUCCAUCUAUUCAAGCAUCUGUGUAACAGGCCAGUUAACCAAAUCUGAUCUAUGACUAUCUAAACUUUAUAUCUAUUCAGAAAACAUUCUAAUAUAUGGAUGAAAACAAAGCAGUUUAAGGGCAGGCUUGGGUAGUGUCAAACAAAUAGAGGGUCAGUGAGCCUUUACAAGAUAUAAAGGAUUUGUUGAUGUCUCGGUGCCAGAUACCACAUCCUACCUUCAGAGGGCUGCUGGAACCCAUAAUGUGGGUCAGAGCUGGUUUUGCCCUGACCUAAUGAGAAGGAGAUCCACACAAUAUUAGCCAGGUGGUGACAAUGCUAUGGCUGACUGGUGUACAUAAACGUGACACAGUGAGUGCCCGCAAAAAAAUGUUGAUUAGGAUUUAUACCAUGAUGGUGCUUUUGGAGUUCACACAGUGUUUUAGACAUAUCUCUGGUUUCUGGUUUACCUGUUUGGGGGCUUUGACCACAUUUUAUUCAAAAACUUCUUUUAAAUUCAGAAAGCAGAAAGCAUUAAUAAUCUAAAGGGUUUCAAUCAGUGCGAUCAUUUUCACUAAGUUUCCAUAGCCUGGUGGUCCAUCAAAGAUCUGUUGGGGGUUAGUCUGUAAAUAAAGUGAGAGCAUGAGAAUGAAUGAAGCAAUCAAUAUAGAAUCAGAAGUUAGAGGAUGGGUGUUUCAUCAGUUCUCUUUUUUCUAUUUACCUGGACUUAAUGGAAGAAAGUGAACAGCAGGAGAUUGCUCCUAACACAGACUAUCAGGUCUCUGAUAACCUUUGGACUGACAGCUUCAGCUGACUUUUCAUUACAGCUAACUUUACCAUUCACACUAAUCUGGCAGAACCACAAGUCUACACCAUGUGAAACCCGGGAAAAUCUCUUUAUUGAACCUAAAUUAAGACUUCAGUUAAACACAGAGAUAUUCCCUUAAACCAGUAAAGGUCAUUUGCUCAACGUAUGGCUGGGAAACUUUCAGGUGUGAGACUCUCUAUCAAUCAUCUCUCACUAUCACUAAGUAAAGUGAUUUCUCUCCCUGCUUCUCUCUUAGAAAUGUGUCCAGGAUCAAAGUGCAGAGCACAGGGCACAGUUGAAAAAAAAAUAGGAGGGAGAUCAUUUGAUUGGUAUUGAUCAAAUAGUUCAACCACCCAGCCCAUGGAAUGACAUCAAUUAAUCUCAGUCUCUGAUGAUUUGAAGCCAGAAUCUACUUUCGAACAUCAGAACGGUUAUCAUGUUGGACGCCGACUGUAGUUGGAUGUUUAUUGAGGGGCAGAGGAGGAGAAAGAGGUGAUAUCUUGACAUUAACUUGACCGCUCAUAAUUUCCUUAACAUUUAAAAAUUGAUCUUGGGCUUAGCCUCACCCACAAAAGCAAAGAGACCGGCUUAGACUGGAAAGUUAUGGACCUUUUUAUGGCGUUUCCACCGUUACACUCUCCCUUUAAUCUUGCAGUAUGGAGGAAGAUCUGCUAACUCAUAACUCAGGGUUUAGGGGCUUCCAAUCUGAACAGAAGCACAGCUUGUUUAGCUUUCUGAAUACUUAAGUUCUCCAAAAGCAGACUGUCGGGCAUCUGCUGUGGACACAGCCCUCCAUUUUAACUAAAUGUGUUUUCUGAGACAAAAUGAUGCAAUGAAUCUGCAUCUUUUUACUGUCACAAAUGAUGUCUGCAUAGUGUUCUUACAAAUCUGAUCAUAAGGACUGAUUUGGUUUCAGCCCUGACCUAUGGAUGAUUAGAUUUGGACUGCAGGCUAUUUCCCUCUACAUCCUUGACACAUGUCACAUUUAUCCCCCCAGGUCCAUCUUAUAAUAUUACGCUAUCUUCUUUCUCUCUAAUCACAGCUGUGUUCUUCGAAAACUACAUAAUGAAAACUGAGUCAUCUUCUCAAAAAGCCCUCAGAGAGAUAAAAACAGGCAGGAGAGAUGAAGGGAGGAGGGGUGACGGGAAGGGGACAAUGCCCGUCACAUCACAUCUGAGCAAGAAUGAACUGAACUGCGUAUCAUAACUUUUCUUCUGACAAGUGUUCUGUCUACAGGCUGUAACCUUGAAUCAAGACUCUCCUCUUUCAAAACAUUCAAUCCCACUGUCCAUUUUUUUUUGCAUAGCAUACUGAAUGGAUACACUGGAUAGAUUGAAUGAGACCUGACUUGAUCCAAGUACAAUCCAUCCAGCGGGCAUCCUAAGACAGAAAUGUCGGCCCUCUUGAGCUGUCCAGUUCAAGUACCUCUUCAAUGUGUAACAUAAGCUUUAUUUGUUCUGAACGCCACCCCAAAUGGACCUCCAACUUCUUCACUGACUUUUUUGUGUAGUUAGCAAAAGCAGAGUCACAGUUUAAUGGCUGAUUGUGUUCGUGUUGAACAAAUAUCCCCAGACUACCUCGUUUGGCAUAUUUUAAUCAUAGCUGUCUUCUCUCUCUGUCUCUUUCAGACGAUGCUCAAGGACGACUCCCUGCUACUCAUACCAAAUGUGUUGAAGGUGUUCUUGGAGAAUGGACAGAUUAAGUCCUUUACAUUUGAUAGCCGUACCACUGUUAGGGUAUGUAACCAAUAUUACUUUCGUCAAUUUCCCCCAAAAUAUUCUAUUUAAGGUACUGUAAGGGACUUUUUAUUUACACUGAUUUUGGCAACCUCUGUGUAUAAGGCAGUACUCUGAUCUUGUUCUGUUCUUUGAUAAAAAAAAGGUGUAAAAAUGCAUAAAAAAUAACUGAAUUGAAGUAGCCAAUGUAAAAACUGAUGGUCUUGCUUGUUUUGUAGGUCACAUUGGAGAAGUAACAUUAAUUUCAGUCUAUUAGAUAAUCGGUGAAAACUAAUAAACAAAUGCAGCAAGUGAUUGCUUUGAGUAACAAUUUUCUCUGACGUUUUCCCUACAUAUAUCAAACACAUAAAUGCUUGAAACACAUGUUAAUUAUUAUCCUUUUAACACUACUUUAGGGCAAUUUUCUCAUAAGACAUAUAUCUAAUAUGUAAUUGCUUGAAAAAUGUGUCAGCCCAGUAAUGUGAUUCAGGAUAUAGAGCAACAAAUGAAUCAGACAGAGGUCAUUGCUGUCUCUCCAUCAGGCUCCAGGAUGAGUCUGACAUAUUCCGGCAGACUCAUUAAACAGACACGAUUAGAUUUCACAAAUCUCUGUGCUACUCUGCUCAAGGAGGGGGAGCGAAAGAGAGGAGGAACAAAGCAGCACUUUAAAAGGAGCGAUGGAGGAAGCUCUCCCCUGUCAGCCUAAUUAAAUAGUAUUCACCAUAAUAAGAGGGUCCAGAUCAAUAAAACAAUGCCAUUGAUUAAAUCAGUGGCACAAAAGGAUGCCCAGUCGUGUGCACAUUAGACUCUGUCAUCCAAAGAUGCUCCCCUGCCAUAUUUUAGACUAAAAUCUGUGUUCUGUGGCUCCUUCACGUAAUUGUGUGGCCUCCCUAGGCAUCAUUUAAUGAAACCUGCACAGGUCAAUACAGCUAAAACUGCUUAGCCAUGUUUUUCACAGAGAGCUGAUGCUGAGGUUACAUCAAUGAAUGUCAAUUAAAAUGUUUAUGGAGAGCAAAUCAUUAGUGUACAUUUAUACAGCUCUUAAUGAGCUUCCAACCGAAACUUUGAAACAAACAACAUUGCACCGACCAUCAGCGGAGUUCCUUGUAAAGUCUGUCUUUCAAACAUAUACGAGGGCAAAGAAAUAAUCUCAUCCUCAGGGACAGCCUUGGGUAAGAUGUAACAGUGAAUAACCACACAGAAAGGGCUAUGUCUGUAUCACUAGAGGAGGAUUCAAAGUACAGUAUACAUCAUUUACAGAUACUGAUCUGCACAAGAGCAAAGUUUGCCCAGUGCACCGCAUGUUCUUUUUAAUAGAAUAAUCUUACUGUGCACCAAAAACGCACCUAUGAAAUCUCUUUAUAGCCCAGUAUUACUCAGGGGGGAUAUUUCCUCUAUAGACAAAACAAACAUUUCUGUUGCAAUGUCCCAGCUGUGUUAAGGUGCAUAAAGUUCUUAUUGUUUUUUAUGUUUCUUUUUUCCAGGACGUGAUGUCCUCCUUGCAGGACCGCCUCUCACUGCGCUACAUUGAGCACUUCGCCUUGGUACUGGAGGCAGGCGGACUGGACCAGAACCAGAGGUUGCAUCUGCUGCAGGAGAACCAGCCUUUGACACAUGUAAGACACUCAAACCAAUGAGUGUUAGUUAUGAGGACAAAGAAACUGAGCUUCAACUGACAAAUAUGAUGGAAGAAUGAAUUGUUUGGUUCUUUUUAUCCAAAUUAAAAAUGGCUGUAGCCCCAGAUAUGCCAUCCAUUAGUUCUGGAGGAGGCAAUAUGAAACCCAAUGGUGGCCAUGUUGGAAAUACCGACUCAUCUAGUAAUGAAAAGCACAAUUAUGAUGUGGGCAUGUGCAAUACUCACAUCAUAGGACAUGUGAUGACUGUCAUAUGAUCUGAAACAUGUCAUGCCGUCACCACUUCCUUGUUGUCCAGGAUUAGUCUACAGUAAAGGUCCAUCUAAACCAUUAAGGCCUAAUUGCAGCCUCCCACUUGAUCACAGAAAAACUGCAGUGUCUAUAUCAGUGUGUCACAUGACAGUAGAAUGCAAACAUGCACACAAGUCCUAAGCUAGUGCUGUCACAGAUUUGAGGACAGUGUUGUCUCUCAUGUCUUCAGUGCUUGUUAACAUUGGAGGAACAUAAACAGUCCACUAAACAAACAGGACCAGUUUUAACGACUACUGUGUGGUGCUCAAACAUUGUGGGGAUGUGAAAAUCAUAUACAGAGAAAGAGCACGAGUUUCCAUUUCAUUAAGUUACCAUCACUGGGCUUCUAACAUGCCAUUUUUGCAAUAUUUUUGAGAGCAUUUUUCUGAGACAGUUCACAAUUUUGAUCAACUUUAACUUAAGAAGAUGCGGCUGAAAUCACAGUGAUCUAAAUGUCUGUCCCGCAUCUGUCAAUAAAGGCAUGUUUAAGGACAAUCAUAAAAGAGCAACUCAACCCUUUAUCUAACAUUAUAGUGAUACAAUUUGCUCUUUGUAGACUAGGGAAAUAAAUUAGUGACCACAGAAAAAAAUACUUUGUUUUUAUUUGGACUAAGAAAUUCUACCACUUUUAUCUCUCUGAAACCCCUUUUCCUUACCAAGUACACUAGCAGGGACAGCAAAGCAGCAAAGCAUUGCAUUGUGAGUGAGUCUACCCUAAAUUUGCCAACUAAGGCAAGAAAUCUGGGAAAGCAAGCAAAAAUUUUGGAGAGUAAACUGUUGUUUCACAGAUUUUGAGACAUGGCACAACCAAUACAGUACAGGUUUUUGAUUGGCUAACUGAAUGAAGCACAUAUAAUGCCCUGAUCGAAAGCAAUGAGUAAAAUAUAACUUUUCAUUGACAAAAACCAGAGAUGAAAACUAUACUUUAUAUCACCAAGGUUAGCCCUACAUUGUGCCUGCCUAUAAGACCAAGUUAGCUGCACCCUUAAUUGUUAUCAAUGCAGAACUUGUAUGUGAUAUCUCCAAAAUGGAUGCGUCAUUAAAAAAAUAACUGGUACAAUAGUGGACACUGAAGGAACUGCAGUUUUUUGGCACUCCUGCAAUGGCUUCAUAUUUCAAGACUGGAGGUUACAAUGUGUUUUGGAUGCAAAUAGCAACUUUUGCUGAAUCUUCUGUUUUUACUGUUUCUAAACUUGUAUUCAUGCUCUAUUCUGAGGUUCGUUUUUUUUUUUUUUUUUUUGGGAUUUCCUCACAUAGACAAAACUUAAAUACAUGCACAUAUGGUAUUUUCAUUGUUAACAAUCAUGGUGUUGUACUUGAAUGUUAGAAUUAAGCCAACCCUGUACAAAAUGAAGCUGCAAUGUGUGACUUGUACCAAAUAUGAAGGUGGUUAUCUCCCUAAUACUAUCAUAUUCCCUCAGGUGGUGCAUAGAACCUAUUUCCAAGGGAUGAAGUGUCUGUUCCGCAUCUGCUUCUUCCCCAAGGACCCGGCCGACCUGCUGAGAAGGGACCCCGCUGCAUUUGAGUACCUCUAUAUACAGGUAAAGCACUGGAUUAAAGAGGAUUUAAGGGGGAUGUCAUUUCGUUUCAUGACACUGUCGGAGUACAGUCUCCUUCUAGAGCAGCAGCUGAGAAGAGGGAACCACUAGAUGUUCUUAAAGAGGGCUGGCUAACUUCAACAAUGUCGUUUGCAGUACGUUUGCAGUAGGAUGUGCACAUAAGAAUGUUUGACCGUGUCUUUACAGAGUCGUAAUGAUGUCAUCAAGGAGCGUUUCAGCAUGGACUGGAAAUCAGAUAUUACGUUACGACUGGCUGCACUUCAUAUCUACAUCACUGUGUCCUCUGCGCGGCCUAAUCAGAAGAUCUCUCUAAAGCAUGUAGAGUACGUCUGCAACCUUUCAAUUUUAUUAUCCAUCAAAUUAACUCAUGAGAAAUCACACAUAAAAUUGAUGUAUUACACUUUUUUCACCACAUUAACAGUUUUGUGUACCCUUUCCAGAAGUCCCAGUGUAAAAUUUGUUCAUUUAAUAAUGUCUGAAUGUUACGUGUUUUUUUUUUUUUAUCUGAAUAGAUUACAAAACUCAAAUUACCCAUGGAUCAGUUUUCCCAGCUCAUUAUGUUAGGAAGAAAUCCAUUGUUUUGUGAAAUUACCACUCUCCCUCAAUUUGCUAAUUUAUUCUACAGUACCUCAACCUAGCAAGCAAUUAGCUUCUGCUAUGACAAUCACAGAAGCAGAAUGGAUCCUCUGAGCUUGUAAUAGACUUCACAAGGCUAUGUCGGACCUUAGUUGAAAAGAGUGUGAGCUUAGCUGAUUGUAUUCCUCUUCCAAACUCCUUGGUCUUCGCAGUUGGGACAUUGCCUCUGGACUCUGAUUAUCAACUUCAUUGAUGUUCUUUCUCUAGUGUGCAUACUGAGGUUAUCCUUCUCAUUCCUUUCAAUCCCAGAAAAGAGUGGGGAUUAGAGCCGUUCCUUCCCCUUACUCUGCUUCCUACAGUCAAAGAGAAGAAUGUGUGCAAGACUCUGUCUCAGUUGCUGAAGACCUACCAGCAUCCACCACCUUCAGGCAACAAGGUACUCUGUGACUUUUCUAUGAUGUAAACAUGAGGUUACUUCUUAGUGGAUGAUUUACUACCUUGUGGUUGUAUUGCUAUAGUAACACACGUGUAAGCACUGCAAAAACACAGAGAGAGUUUGCCAUACUGCUGUACCAUUGUUUACUAUUUAGAUGUUUAAGAGGAGCUCUUAAAUUAUUAUAUCCUAUGGUUAUGUCUGUUUAAAAACUCGCCUUUAUCUUUGGACAAGCCCUGUAUCUCUAUAGAAAGAACUGUUGCAUAAGACUUUAUGAUCAAAAUCUGUGGCUCAACAGUGCCCCCAUGAGGGCAGAGAAGCAAGAUACAAAGAUGUGAACAUUUCUUGUUUUUCACUCUGUUGGCAGGUCCCUCCUCUCCAAGGAAAACUGCAAUACAUGCGUGUACUCAAUGACCUCCCACCUUUUGGUGGCAUUCUGUUCCAAACUGUAGGACUGGUAAUAUAUAUCUUGAAAUGUGGUACAGAUACAGAUACACUUUUGUUUCAUUUGUAGUUAAUCCCUGGCUGUAUUUUUUUAAGGAACUUUCUACACAGUUGAUUUUAAAUAUCAUAAUACUAUUUCAUCAGAAUAAAAUAGUUGUGAACCUUCUAUUUUCUUCAACAGGAUGACAAGCAGUCAGCUACAACAUUACUCGUAGGUCCUCGACAUGGCAUAAGUCACGUGAUUGAUCUGAAAAACAACCUCACAACUGUUCUGGCCGAGUUCAGUCGGGUUGCAAAGAUCCAGCUCUACAGAGAGAGCCAGGGAGUUGCUCGAGUGGAGGUGUCAAUUCAUGAUGCUAAGGUAUUACAAUCUCUGGACUGUUAAGACAUACCACUAUGCUACACUGGCAAUGUGUAGUAAGCAUGCCAACGUCAAUGUUCACUCUUUAACUUAGCAAAUGUGUUAGUGAUUUAAAAAACACGAGAAUUAUCUCACGGAUAUAAUUUUAUCAGGUGAUUACAAAAAGAGCAGGCAAUGCUCAUUGCCUGUCCCCUAAAAAGUCUCCUAAUUCCCCUCCCUACCACCCCUUGCAGCCCCUGGUUCUGCUUAUGGAGUGGCCUGAUGCCAGUAAUUUUGCAUGCCUGAUCUCCGGCUACUACAAGCUGUUCGUAGAUCCAAAACGGACCAUCUACUUCCGGACUCCUGGUCAGUCACAACUGACCAAGGCAGGUAUGUUAAGAGUUUUCCUGAUCUGUAGAGAUUGAUUUAUAUCAAUUGACUUCUCUGAUUAGAAAAAAAAUCAUCAAAACUUAAGUCAUUUUCAUACAAAAUUUUGUUUAUUUGAAAGAUUAACAUGGAACAGUCAUAUAACACAGGUUUAGAGCCGCAUUAUAUUUAAGUAUUUCUCUCAGCACCACACACAGUAGUGCAUGUUAGGCUGUGUUUGCCAAGCUUCAUUGUAUGUUGAGUCUACAUGAACAUUGAUUUGCUUCUCCAUUGGCUGAAACCAUUACCAAGUUGUUCUGGACCUACCAUCCCAUGGCGCCCCCUGCUGUCUCUCCUCUCAUCUCAGCCUUGACUCAUUGGAAUGGAAUACUCCAUAUUUCUUUUUUUUUUACAAUAGAACAACAUUAUGGAAUUGACAAUGAUUUGUAUUUCUAGCGGUAAUCAUUGAAAUCAACUGUUCAGACACAAACAGAGCCUCUACCAUCUGCUGUCUCAACCUGUGCUCCACCUAAGAGGAAUCAUCAUACCAUCACAUUUCACCAGAAUCUAACCCUACAACCUCCAACAAACUUCAACUUUCAACAUUCAUCUCUAAAAUAUUAAUCUCCAUGUGACCACCAGCUGUCGCCUCCUCUUUCCCAUCUGGAUACUACAUCCCCACCAGUGUCUAACACCUCAAAUUAUCCAAUGCUUUGACAAUUCUGUCCUCAGAUUACAGAAGCUCCCACCAUGCACACCCACGUUCAGGAGCAACCGGCUUGUCAAGUGGAGGGCGACGUGGAGAGGAGAGGGAAAGUUCACAUAGGGAGUCAGGAUCUGCAAGGGCCCUGGUUCCUGCUGAGCCUCAGCAUCUGGGCCUAUGCCACGUACACCUUCGUGAACAACAACAGUUUCAAGAGCUCCAAACACAAGCUGAAGCUGAACUUGACAUUAAUGAAAACUUUAUUUCCCAAGAGCCCCCUGGUCGGGGUCGAACCAAGUCAGACCCCACCCAGCAGAGUACAGAGGAAAUAGCUGGAGUUCUGGAGAGCCCAGCAGUGGACAAUGCAGGAUUCAGAAUUCGAGCCCAGACCAUGAAUCAGUCCCAGAAAAACUCAAGAUAUUUCUGUGACUCCUGUAAAGCGAGACAUAGAGCAGAGGGUCUUUCACCUGCUGUGAACAGUAGCGGGAGUUCAGGCAAGCACUGCUCCAGUGCUUGUGCAUCCCGAGAUGGAGGCGCUGUUGAUCUCACGGCCCUACCACCCCCAGGGAAUGAAGAGGAGGAUGAGGAGGAGGCAGAUGUUGGAGGGGAAAAACUACAACCACCACCACCUGCUAUUGCUGCACCACCACCCGGUUUUAGGGACAACAGCUCAGAUGAGGAUGACACAAAAAGGAGGAGGAGGGCUCGCAUCAGUGCCAGUACAGGGGUUCCUUCUGCGAAGCUGGCCCAAGCCAAGGAAGAUGUGCCGGUGACACUGAUUGAUAAUGUGGCCACUAGGACAGUCCGUGAUCAUGCUCAGGAGCUUGAUGAUGCUUUGGUGUCCACCUUACAGGCACUAGAGGCUUUGGCAGCUUCAGAGGAUUACCCCCAUCACCCUCAACAACCGACACAGACUGCAGGUCAAAAGGCUUUGUCAGGCCACAGCCCACAUCUCACACACAAAAUAAGCAAAAAUACUGAUCUGAAAAAUAUCUCUAAGAGUCCACUUGUCAAAUGGCAAGGAAAACCUUUUUAUUGUGCUAUAGCACUGUAUGCAUAUUACCUCCAAUAAUAGGUGCAAAAAACAUUUGCUUUAGGUAUAAAGUACAAAUCAAUUAAGAAUCAACAAUAGUGGCCAGUCAUUUCCAAAUAUGGUGUCUCAGAUACAUUAUUUAUUAAUACUUUAACUAGCCAAUGAGUAUCUGCCAUUCUUUCACCUAUCCCGAGCACAAACUGUUGUCUCUACAGUACUGUCAGGCAAGCUCAUUCAUUAACGGGGUCUGUGACAUCAAGAUACUGCUAAACUACAACUGUGUUUUAUAUGGGGAGUGCUGUGUAUUUUCUUUUUUUUUUUAAUUUUAGAAAAAGGGCUUUCAUGCUUUGCAAACAAUUUAUACCCUUUAUUUAAUUGUAAAAUGGUGCAAAGUAAAAAUAUAAAAUGUUGAAACCUAAAAUCACAUUGUUUCAUUCAAAAAAUAUGAUUAAUUCAAAUUUGAUGCCAGAAACACCUUUCAAAACAUCUGAGGGAUGUUAUCUCUAUAGCUUCAUCACCUCUUCUCACAACAACCCUGGAAAAGUUUGAGAACUUAAGAGACUAGUUUCUGUUUGACUGAUGAAAGAUUUCAGACACUCAACUACUCAACUGCUCAACAGUUUGAUUUUGAUGCCCUGAAUAUGUUGAUUUGCUGACAAAUCAAAAAAGUAGUCUGGCCAGUUUAACACCUCCUCACUCUUACUGAACCAUACUGUUGUAUUACAUGCAGAAUGUGGUUUGUUAUCAUCUUGCAGAAAUAUGCCCUGUCUUCCCUGAUAGAGGUUUUAUCUAGAUGGUAGCACAUGUUGUUCCAAGCCUACAUUGUUUGGCAUUCAUGAUGCCUUCCCAGAUGUAAAAGCUACUCAUGCUGUGGGCACACAUGCAUCAUGAUAUCGAUGCUGUUUCACUAUGUGCUGAUGAUAUACCGAUAUACUGAAUGACAUGCCUCUGACUACUGACUACUAGUUGUGUCUAUUUUUAGAGAAGUGCUACCUGAGGGCCCAAAGAUCACAGCUGUCUAGCACAGAUUUUUUGGCCUUGUACAAAGAUUUCCUCUAAUUCUGAGUUUUUUAAUAAUAUUUUUUUCUUAAUUAGCUGGGAAAUGUUCCUGCACACAUCUUUUUCAGAGUUUUGUUGCUCCUGUCCCAACUUUUUAAAAAAUGCGUUGCUGGUAUAACCUUAAACCUGAGCAUGGAUUUUUUUUUACCAAAAAAAAAUUCAUUUUUCUGUUUAACAUUUGAUAUUUUGUCUUUGCAUUUCCAAUUGAGUAUGGGGUUUCAGUUAUUUGCAAACCAUAAAAAUAUGAUUUUUAAAUUAAGACAACGCAACAUCCCAACGUUUUCAGAAUUGGGGUUGUAUUUUUGCUGCUAUCAUUAAAACAGUAACAUUGUUUCUUUAUAUUUACAUGAUUCAAUUAUCCUAACAUUGUGUUUUGUUGCCUUCCUUCUCAGGACUGAUUGUCUUAGCUGCCAUUACACCAGAAUCAUCACUGGACUCAGGCCACGAGACCAACUCCUCAGAGUUCACAGAUGUUUCUGAAAUGGUGUCAGCUAUGAAGCAGAACCAGAACCAGGCCUACUUGCUGGCUCACAACAUCAACAAGGAACGCAUCCUCUGCCGCCGUGACUUUCCCCUUGCUAUCCCUGGGUGCACAGCAAAGACCAUAGGGACCGGGGCCUUCUCUGUAGGUCAGAUUCGUGCUGGCUGUCCACCCAAGCAAGUAAUCCUCAGUAAGACUGUUCCCUUUAAAGUCAGUCCCAGUCAGGAAUCGGCAGUACUUAGUGUUAUGACAGAGCAGGUGGGAAAUCAAGACACUACUCAGCCAGAAAAGAAAACAGAAAUAAAGGCAAACUCUGAGUCCACAAAAACAAACACCCCUGAUCCUCCUUCUAUGUCACCUGAAGAACUUAAGGUGUCAGAUGCUUCACUUGCAGUUCAAGUUGGUAAAGAUCAGAAGCUUUCGAAUUCUUUUGGGGAGACACAGCCCCAAAACCUGUCCGAGGGUAAGAAGGGGAAGACAACAGCACCUCCAAAACUAGACCCUAGCAACAAAGCCUUACCUAUCCUCCUGCCUGUGGACAAAACUGCCUCUGCCAAGAUUUCUCCCACUAAUAUGUGCCAAGAUGCCAAGACUGCCUCUAGUGAGACCAUGAAGCCUUCAAGCUCUACAGAACUUCUGCCAGUGGAUGAUCUUUUCUGCACAUGCCCAGUGCAACAGGAGCCUGGGCCUCAACUGAGACUUAAAGACCCUCAGGUUCAGAAGGUAGUCGUGUUUCAAUCCUCCUCCCCCACGGAUGAUGAGCGUCUGCGGGCCAAAGGUCUCCAGAUGGCUAACAGUAAGGAAAAUUCAGUGAGAGUAGGAGCAGAUUCGAGUUUGGCAAAACACAGCCCUCAAAUAAAGACCAAGUACUCACCUUGUCUGCCUGCAAAAGCAGAGAGAAAAGAGGUGGCUGAAAGCAAGACUGAGGAGGCCCAGGGCAAGUCAAAUCCUGAGACUCAGAAAUGUCCCAUGAAAUCCUUGCCAAUUUUAGAUGAUCCAACAACACCUAAUCCCUCUGUGGAUAAGGUCUCCACUCUUCCAGCCAGAGAUUCAAAAAAGCAGGGCAGUGGUAAAGGCAAGUCCCCACGCAGUGCCCCUUUCUUAAGCUUUAGAAACCUGUUGUCAGCUACAUUUCCCGCAAGAAUGCGAAGAGAAACAGAUGAGCGAAGAGCUCAAUUACAGAAGGUCCGUCAGUAUGAGCUAGAGUUUUUAGAAGAGCUGUUGAAACCCAAGUCAUCCCAGGGUGAAUUUUUGCCCCAGGGAUCCUCACCUGUGCCCUCAGGCACUCCUUGUGCCUGCCAGCUCCGCACCAGCCCUGUCCUAAAGGCACCAGGCAUCUCUAGAGAGCAGAGACGCAGCUGUGACUGUAAGCGGAUGUGUAGAGGAAUGCGACUACCUGACACACCAGUUGGCUCGACAACAGAAACACAACACAGAGGCAGAGAAAGAACCAUCUCAAAAACCCCUCCAGCAGUCUCCAAAGUCCCUCACAACCAAGGUGCUACGAGGAGACCUCAGACCUUGGAGAUCAAGACCACAAGAAUACGCUCAACUAGCCUUGAGUCAAGAGAGCCAAGGGGAGAGCAGGGUUCAUGCUUGCCUACUUGUACCUCUCAAACAGACUGCAUGGGAGGUCCGCAGUACAAGAAACUCCAGAGGCGAUACAGUAUUGGAGAGCUCGAUAACAGCACUAGCACACCUGUGUAUGCUGAGGUAAAGCCCAAAGCCAAGAGUUUAGAGAAGGAGAUGGAGAGAGUGAGGGCCACAGGGCUGAGGCUACCAACCCCAAUAGAGCCAGUUCACACUCAAUCUCAUCAGGACAAGGGGAAAAAGGGUGUGUUUUUCAUUCAGGGGGAAGAUUUAGUGCGUGAAAGUAAAGACGGGCCUGGAGAGGUGCUACUGACCUUGCCCAGUGAAGACAGUGAUGACAAAGAUAAAUGCUGCUCAUUCUGUUUCUGCUACAGGAAGUGUGAAGCAGCUGAUGAAAGCAGUGAGAAGGAUGAGCUCUCUUACUCAAUACCACUCCAAGUCCUUCCAGGCAUGGAAUUGGACUCACGUACCUUUCCUGUAGUUAGCAAAACACUUCAGGUUCUUAAUGCAGAGGACUGUAGUGGGGAAGAAGAAGAGGAGGAAGAGGAGGAGGAGGAGGAGCCACAGACACAGGAGAUUGACCUAAGAGCCUGUGGUACACUGGAAGGGAGCCUGGCACGGGUACAGGCUCUACAGGGGAAAAGUUUCACUUUGCCUGAUGGCUUCCUUAAUGCCCAGUUGGAUGCUAAUGAGUUGCUUGCUAUCCUGCGUCAGUGUGCCAACAGCCCACAAGCAGAGGGUGAAGCUCGUCUUCCUCCCUCACAGAUUACAGAGUACAAACAGGAGUUGGCGGUGCGCUUCAAAGAAUUCAGAGCCUCUUGUCGGCGGGUGGCAAGUGUUGAGAAAAGUCCAACACGUAUGCUUGCUGUAGUAUCAGCCAGCUUUCAAGUGUUGUGUGAACUGACUCAAACCUUUAUUAAAUUAGUCAGGGGGGUUCGUUCCGAAACCCAAAGGCUGCAGCUGCUGAGAAAAGUUGAAGAAGUAGCUAUCAACUACACUUUGCUUCUACGUGCAGCAGAGGAAUCAAUGGGACACUCAAGCAGCCUACCAACAAAGACAGUGAGCCCUCAAGUUCCCCCAAAUACCAAUAACAUGAGCUCUCUCACUCGACCCAUUAAGACUCUGCCUGCUCAGUAAGAACACAUCUGGAGGGAAGGCAUUGAAACAGUUCCAACCGUGGGUGGCUUCUCUAUCUAAAUCAUUGUUUCUUUGUUUACAUUUUUUAAAAAGUCAUGCAAUGAAUCAUCCUCAGUGAAAAUGGAAAUGAACCUGUUCCAUCUCAUGUUUACAGGCCCUGAGGUAGCCUUGUGGAUCUCGUUUUAAAAAUGUAAAGAUACACUCAACUAAUGCACAACGGAUAAGAACCCUAUAACAGACUGGGUGAUACAGGGCUAAUCCCCUCACAUCAAUACUGAUAAUAUACAAAAGUCAUUAUAGUAUAAUAUUUUAUAUGUACUGUAUAUUUGAGUUGUGUCUACUUAGCAAAUAAUAUAAAGUUUUGUGAAGAAAAAAGUGAAGAAUAUAUUUGAAAUGUAUUGAUUUAAGAGAAGUAUAAAGAUUAAAAUAAAUCAUCAGAAAUAAAUGUAUGCUCUGGAAAAAAUAUUUCAGAGAACUCGUCAAGUAGCGACUUCUGUUAAUUGCAUAGUCCAAGGCAUUGGUUUGGCUAGAUGGUGAUGUGUUUGUUAAAUUUUCUUACUGUUGUAAUGCAAAAUGGAGAUCUCUGUUGGCUUUGUUGGCGUCUGGCAUAUCAAUAUGAGAGUGAAAAUGUAAGUUGCUGUGUCGGAAAAUGAAAAUGACUGAAAGACAAGUAUGACAUUUAAACUUAACUGACUGACAGACGCCCAUCCUCUCAUUAUACCAGUGCAGGUGUGAACACACCUGCUAAGGGCAGACAAUGUAGCAGAGACCCUAGUCACAAACUUAUCGCCAUACAGUCAUGAGUGGGGUUACUUCACUCAGCUGUAAAGAAGGAAUAUCCAUACUGUACUUUAUGACGCACAGUGUAUUUUACACCAUCACUGAUCCACGUCUUACUUGCUUCACACUGUUGUAGUUAAAAAUAUAGCUAUCCACUUGCAAGUGAGUGAACUUAUCACUAGAACUUUGCACAACCUCCGAAAUUAGCUCUGCAAGUUGAAAUGUAUCUUUUGAUGUUAAAUUUAGUGUUUUUUAUUCACUCUGCUGCUGAAUAACUGACUUGAGUCCACAACACACAUAAUCCAUCUCCUCAAAGCUAAGUCUUACCCGUUUCAAAGAAUCCUUUGUUUAUAUUCAGGUUCUCAGAUACACUAUAAACAAAUUUGCUUUCUAUGUGCUGUUACAUUGUGCAAUCUAGCAAAUAUAUAAGGAACACAAAAAGUAGUUUUCUAUGUAUUUUAAUAAAACUAACACAUCUGUUUCCUGUCUGAAAUCUUCUUUGUGUCUCAUCCUCUUGUUGUUCUUGGAAACAAUACACAGAGGCUUCAUAAGUGUGCUGGCCUAACACGUGUGCUGGACUUACUGUUAAAGAAAGAGUUGUGAAAAUUUUCAAAUUCAAAAAAUUAAAAGUGACUACUGGGCUGUCACCAUACUGAAGACAAACAGCUGACACAGCUUGGGCUUUUGAACAACCAGAACUAUGAACUUGAGUCAUGAGUUUACUAAAUACUGAACUUUUCUGACUUAAAAAAAACAAUCCCUAGUCGAAGUAUUUUCCUGCAAAUUUCCUAGCUUAAGGUAUCAGCAGAAAAAUACAAUAUUUUCAGAUUCAAAGCCAUACAGUGGACUCAAUAUCUUAAGCAUAAAAUGUGACAAAAGUCAGAAUUCUACAGCAACACAUUCAAGGACAAUAACUACUUUGCAGCCAAAUUAUGUUUAAGUUGUAAUAUAAUCUUAAGCAAUUUAGAAAGUACUAAUUUCAUGUCUAUUUUCAACCAAAAUAAUGAGUUAGUGUAAGUGGAAUAAACUGGAAAUACAGCCCCUACAUAAAAGGUUUUAUUUUUACCGGUGAGACUGUAAACGUAAAGGCAGACUUUCCUGCACGUUUUGUUGAUUUCACAAACACACAUUAGCAAUGAAAACAAACACUUUCUUUUAACAGUUUGUCCUUUGCAGUCGAUGUGGCAUUUUCCAUAACCAUGUGCAGUGUUUUCUCCUUCGCUGUACUGCAUGUUUUCCCUAACGUAUUGUACUUUCAGGGGCAGAUACUUCAACAAUUGUAGGUGAUGAGACUGUUUAUACAGAUGUUUUGCAAUUCCAAAGUGGAAAACAGGCUAAAGUAAAAGGCUGUGGUGGCAAUAUGUUAAUGUUUUGCAAAUAAUAUUCUGUAUGAAAAUGUAUUAUUCUACAUUGCAAAUGUAAAUAGUAAGAUAAAAUAUUUGAGAGAAUACAAAACACUUUUAAAAUCUUACUUGUAACAUUACAACUUAUCCAAACCCUUCACUAUUUUGUAUAAAGGAAAAGAUUAAACAUGUCUGUAAGGUAAUUAUUUAUAGUAGUAAUGUAACAUAGAGACUAAUAGCAAAACAUCUAUUUUAAUGAGUAUAUUACAAGCGUAAAGCAUGGGACAUGUUUAUUUUUAUAACCAAAAAUAUUCAGACAAUAUUCUCUCAUCAGCAGUUGAACAUUUUUGACAUUAUGAUGAGCAUUUGUUGUGGUUGUCAUUGUUCAGUUGCUUUGCUAAACUGUGUGGAUUUGUCUGUGUUUCAUUCACACGAUGAGCCCACCAUGGCUUUAUCCAUUGUUUCUUUCUGUGCACCUAUUCAUUCCUGUCUUUAUUUACUGUCAAUGAUCUUGUCGUCACUGUGGUCUUCUGUCUGUGUACAAAAUUAACUCAUGUUUUAAGAGCAAUAAAGUAUAUUGUAUAAACUCUCAGAGAAUUUGGGAAUGACAUUGCAUGCAGUUAACUUGUAGUUGUAGUGUGGGUGGGGUAAUCCAUUGAAAUGACUUCAAACAAAAUACAUCAUGUGGCAGGUAAAAUACCUGCCGGCAUCUUCCCUGCUGCUCCUAGCGUGUUCUUACUGCUAAGGUUGCCUCUGGCAAAAACUAAUGUUGACUCAACAGUGUAAACCUCUUUGACUUGACACAACUUCAAAUAUUAACAGUAAAUGUUGCAGUAUAGUUGACAGUUUAGGAAUAUUUAUAAUGUUUUUACUGUAUUCUUCUCUAUGUUACUGUUGCGCAUUCAAGGAACAAAUGAAUUCUAGCCCAAGGCC
Messenger RNA from Xyrichtys novacula (pearly razorfish), 98837 nucleotides. NCBI's taxonomy places the organism in Eukaryota, Metazoa, Chordata, Actinopteri, Labriformes, Labridae. The record is from the annotation of a GenBank genome assembly.